UGAGCAGGGUCAGCGUUCCGGGUCCGGACGCUAGCAAAACUACUCGCCGUCCAGGGCCGGUAGUUUUGUUUUGGGGGACUUCUUGGAGGAGCUUCCAAGUGAAGGGAAAUCAAGCAGGAGAAGGAGGACCAGUGUCCACCCCCCCCGACCCAUCCCCACUCCCCAUCACCCCAGCCGGCACCCAACAAGGAGCCGAACGAGCCGACAUGUCGAUUCAGCAGGCGCCGACUUUCACGCAGCCGCUUCAGAGCGUGGUGGCACUAGAGGGUAGUGCCGCCUCGUUCCAGGCGCAAGUGAGCGGCGAUCCGGUUCCCGAGGUGUCGUGGUUCCGCGAUGGCCAGGUCCUGUCUACCGCCGCUUUGCCCGGCGUUCAUGUCUCGUUCAGCGACGGCCGCGCUGUUCUGAGCAUCGACGCCGCCACGCCCGCGCACGGCGGGAGGUUUUCCGUCCGGGCCACCAACGGAGCAGGACAAGCCACCAGCACCGCCGAACUCCUCGUAACAGCUGAGACGGCGCCACCCAACUUCCUUCAGAGACUUCAGAGCGCCUCAGUGCGGCAGGGCAGCCAGGUCCGACUGAGCGUCCAGGUCACGGGCAUCCCGCCGCCCGUCGUCAAGUUCUACCGCGAGGGCGCCGAGAUCCAGAGCUCGGCCGACUUCCGCAUCGUCCGCGAUGGGGACCGCUACAGCCUGCUGAUCGCCGAGGCCUUCCCGGAGGACUCCGGGACCUACUCGGUGACGGCCAGCAACAACAGCGGCCGGGCUACGUCCACCGCCGAGCUGCUGGUCCAAGGAGAAGAAGCCGUCCCUGCCAAGAAAAGCAAGACCGUCGUCCUGGUCGCCACCGCCGGCGGCGCCUCUCAGACGGGAGUCCGCAAGGUGGAGACCGGCUUCCAGAUGCAGGCGGAGAGCGCAAUGAUGACUCAGCAGAGCGCAAUGAUGACCCAGCAGAGCGCAAUGAUGAGCCAGCAGAGCGCAAUGAUGACUCAGCACCUGGCUCACAGGACCCCACCCAGGGUCCCGCCAAAACCCACAUCCAGAUCGCCGCCCUCCUACCUGAGCAAGGUGACAGGCGGACGCCAGCAGUCCCCGUCGCCCGUCCGCCACGUGAAAGGACCGGCGCCGGCGCCCGUCAGGUCCGUGUCGCCCUCCACCCGAGUGUCCGUGUCCGUGUCCCCCAUCAGACCUGUCAAGUCGCCCGCGUUCACCCGGAAGCAGGUGUCGGCGUCGCCCGAGGUGCCGCCGCCCUGGAAGCGCGGCGGCCACGCGGCCCGCGCGGUGGAGCAACGGCGAGAGCAGCAGACGGUCAUCGUCAGAGAGGUCGAGCAAGCGUCCCAUGCGGGUCGCAGUGUUGCCGUGGCGACGGUGGUGGCCGCCGUGGAUCAGGCCCGCGUCCGCCGGGGGCCGCCGGAUGCCACCGAACAGGCGCAGGCUGGCGAGCAAUUGCAAAUGGCAAAUGCAGAGGCGCUUCACACGGCGGCGGAGCCGGCUCGGCGGGACGCCGUCGUCGUGGAGGUGAAGAAGCAGCUCACCACCGAGAAAUAUUUUAAAGAGAUGCCGCCCGAACCCGUCGCAGCUGUCGCAGUCGCCGCAGUCGCCGCCAAGUCCACCGAGACCAAAAAGACCACCAUGACCACCGAGGUCACCGAGACCACGCAGAUUGCGUGGACAGCCUCCGCCUCCCGCACGGAGGCCGCCUCCCGCACGGAGGCCGCCUCGGCCGCGCUUCCGCAUUUCACUGUGGCCAAAGUCGCCGUCCCCAAAGCCGAAGUCACCCGAGAGGUGUCGAUGGCGGGCUCGGCCAUGGCCACCCUGCACAAAGAGCUAUCGUCCCCCUCCGCGCCCAGAAAGGUCAUCAAGCCCGUCCACUCGCCCAGCCCGGUCCGCCGGGCGAUGGCCGUGGCCACGACGGAGGUUCGCGUGGCGCCCCCCUUCAAAGUUGAGACGCAGAUAGUGGGCCUUUACGCCGAGGAGGAGUUUGAAGACUUGGAGCCUCAGGAGGCGCUGGCGGCGUCCCCGGCUGACCGGCAGGAGGCUGUGGUGCCACCCGCCCUGCUUGAGGGCCUGAAGAACGUGACGGUGACGGAGGGCGAGUCGGCCACGCUGGAGUGCCAGUUCGGCGGGCGGCCGACCCCCGAGGUCACGUGGUUCCGAGAGGACUACAAGAUGGAGAGCUCCAUCGACUUCCAGAUCAGCUCGCAGGACGGCCGGGCGCGGCUCCUGAUCCGCGAGGCUUUUGCCGAGGACAGCGGGCGCUUCACCUGCACCGCCACCAGCCGGGCCGGCACCGUCAGCACGUCCUGCUACCUGCUUGUCAAAGUUUCCGAAGAAGCGGAAAGCCGGGAGGAAGCGACGGCCAAGACGACGGUCGUGACCACCGUGACGACAACGGGCGAAACUGUUGCCGCCGAGACCGAGGAGCACGUGUCGGCGGAGGCGAGCGGCGGAGAGGCCGCCGCCCCCUUCUUCGUCCGCAAGCCGACGGUCCAGAAGCUGGUGGAGGGGGCCGCUGUGGCCUUCUCCUGCCAAGUGGGAGGGAACCCCAGACCGCAUGUCGUCUGGAAGAAAAAUGGCGUCGUCCUCUCCACCGGAUACAGAUACAAGGUGACCUACAAUAAAGAGACGGGCGAAAGCCAACUGGAGAUCUCCAUGACGUUCGCCGAUGAUGCCGGAGAAUAUUCCGUCUUUGCCAAGAAUUCGCACGGCGAAGCCUCAGCCUCCAUCAGCCUGCUGGAGGAAGAGGAGUACGAAGCCUACACGAAGCUGCACCUCGCCGCGUAUAAAACCGAAGUGACGACAAUGAUGACUACGGAGGCGGCGGCGGCCGUCGAGGAACAAGUCGAGUCCACGCUCGUGAGCGGAUACCAGGCGCUCCACAAGAGAGGCGCCACCCCGAUGAGCUUUGUCUCAGAAACGGAGUUCCUUAUGUCAGCCUUCGAAGAGCGGAUCAUUCAGGAGAUUGAAAUGCGCGUCCUGAGGAUUACUUACGCACAACUGCUUAGUGAGGACGGCGAGCAGAUGGCGAGCGCGCCGGAAGACGGGGCCAUGGCGCCCACCUUCGACACGCUGGUGAAAAACUACCGCAUCGUGGAGGGAAUGGGCGUCACCUUCCACUGCAAGAUGGCCGGCGUGCCGCCGCCCAAGAUUGCUUGGUACAAAGACGGUCAGCGCAUCCGUGACGGCGGACGCUACCAGGUGGAGGUUCUGCAGGACGGGCACGCCAGCCUGCGACUGGCCACCGUUCUGCCCGAGGACGAGGGCGUGUACACCGCCCUCGGCAGCAACGUGAAGGGAAACUCCGUCAGCUCGGGGAAGCUCUACGUGGAGCCUUCUGGAAUCGUGUCGCCUCAGAGAUACACGCCGCAGCCGGUCAUGCAGAGGAUCCAGUCUGAAUCCCCGCGCUCGCUGAGCCGCUCCCCAGCCCGCUCCUCCAGCCGCUCUCCCAGUCGCUCUCCCGGACGUUCUCCCGCCCGAAGGCUCGACGACACAGACGAGGCUCAGCUGGAGCGACUCUACAAGCCCGUCUUUGUGGUGAAGCCCACCUCGCUCAGGUGCUCCGAGGGGCAAACUGCCAGAUUUGACCUGAAGGUGGUGGGCAGACCCAUGCCGGACACCUACUGGUUCCACAACGGACAACAAAUCAUCAAUGACUACACGCACAAGAUAGUGGUUAAGGAAGACGGCAUUCAGUCCAUGAUCAUCGUCCCCGCCAUGCCCCAGGACUCGGGAGAGUGGAUGGUCGUGGCUCACAAUCGAGCCGGGCGCACCACCAUCACGGUGACUCUGACCGUCGAAGCCCGAGAAAGCUUGACGCGUCCUCGGUUCGUGGAGAAGCUGAAGAACAUGACGGUCAAACAGGGCACUCUGGUGGAGUUGGCCGUUAAGGCCAUCGGAAACCCGGUGCCUGACAUCGUGUGGCUGAAGAACAGUGACAUCGUCAGCCCGCACAAGCACCCGCAAAUCAAGAUUGAGGGCACAAAGGGAGAGGCCAAGUUUCAGAUCCCGUCUGCGUCGGGCUCCGACAGCGCGUGGUACACGGCCACGGCCAUCAACCGAGCUGGGCGGGACACCACCCGCUGCAGAGUCAACGUGGAGAUGGACUAUGCUGAGCCGCAGCCCGAGCGGCGGCUCAUCAUCACCAAAGGAACCUACAAGGCCAAAGAGAUCGCCGCCCCCGAGCUGGAGCCCCUGCAUCUCCGCUACGGCCAAGAGCAGUGGGAGGAGGGAGACCUUUACGACAAAGAGAAGCAACAGAAACCGCAGUUCAAGAAGAAGCUGACCUCGGUUCGGAUGAAGAAGUUCGGUCCCGCCCACUUUGAGUGCAGGCUGACCCCCAUCGGCGACCCCACCAUGGCGGUGGAGUGGCUCCACGACGGCAAGCCCCUGGAGGCCGCCAACCGGCUGCGCAUGAUCAACGAAUUUGGCUACUGCAGUCUGGACUACGAGGUGGCGUACGCGCGAGACAGCGGCGUCAUCACCUGCAGAGCCAGCAACAAAUUUGGAGUGGACCAGAACUCGGCCACCCUCAUCGUCAAGGACGAGAAGGGGCUAGUGGAGGAGAGCCAGCUGCCCGAGGGGAGGAAGGGAGCGCACCGGCUGGAAGAGAUGGAGCGCCUGGCUCACGAGGGCGGACCGGCUGGGGUGAGCGGCGCCGACGAGCAGACGGAAAAGACCAAACCCGAGAUCGUCCUGCUUCCAGAGCCGGCGCAAGUCCUGGAGGGCGACGUGGCCCGAUUCCGCUGCAGAGUGACCGGUUACCCUGCGCCCAAGGUCAACUGGUACCUCAACGGACAACUCAUCCGCAAGAGCAAGCGCUACAGACUACGUUACGACGGCAUCUACUACCUGGAGAUCGUUGACAUCAAGUCUUACGACACGGGCGAAGUCCGAUUGGUCGCCGAUAACCCUUUGGGAACGACGGAGCACGUCGUCAAGCUGGAAGUCGCGCAACGGGAGGACUUCAGGCCUGUCCUGCGUCGCGCCCCGGAGGGGAAGCCGGCCGAGCACCCGCACGAGCCAGGCAGAGUCAGCUUCGGCGUCGCCAAGGUGGACCGACCGGCCGAGGGCGCGCAAGACAAAGAGAUUGUGAAACUCAGGAAGACGCAGAGGAUCGUUCACGAGAAAACCUCGGAGGAGUCGGAAGAGCUGAAGAGUAAGUUCAAGCGCAGGACGGAGGAAGGCUUCUACGAGUCCAUCUCGGCGGUGGAAUUCAAGACUCGCAGGAGAGACGACUCCUAUGAGGAUUUGCUGAAGAAGACCAAGGAUGAGCUGCUCCACCACCUGAAAGAAAAAGAGGAGGCAGAGAGGAAGAAACUGGAGGAGCAGGGCAAGGUAACCAUCCCCAGCAUCAAACCAGAGAGGAUCCAGUUAUCCCCCAGCAUGGAAGCCCCCAAGAUCCUGGAACGCAUUACCAGCAAGACGGUGAGCCCCAUGGACGAGGUGCGCUUCCGACUUCGGGUGGUGGGCCGACCCGAGCCGGAGUGCCAGUGGUUCAAGAACGGCAUCGAGCUGGAGAAGUCCGAGCGCAUCUACUGGUACUGGCCCGAAGACCAUUUGUGCGAGCUCGUCAUCCGAGACGUCACGCCGGAAGACUCGGCCAGCGUCAUGGUCAAAGCGGUCAACAUCGCAGGGGAGGCUUCCAGCCACGCCUUCCUGCUGGUGCAAGCGAAGGCCGCUGUGAGCUUUACCCAAAAUCUGGAGGAUGCCACAGCCCGGGAGAAGGACAUCAUGGUGACCUUUGAGUGCGAAACCAGCGAACCUUUCGUCAAAGUCAAGUGGCUGAAGGACAACGUGGAGAUCUUCUCGGGAGACAAAUACAGAAUGCACUCGGAUCGGAAGGUUCACUUCCUGUCCGUGCUGAUGAUCGAAGUGAGUGACGCCGCCGAGUACGCCUGCGUGGUCGCGGACGACGACGGCAUCAGCACCGUCGCCAGACUUCACGUGGAAGGUGCCGCGCUGGAGCUGGUCAAAGGUCUGGAGAACAUCGAGGUUCCCGAGAGCUACUCUGGAGAAUUUGAGGUGGAGCUGUCUCGCGAGGACGUCGAGGGCAGCUGGUUCUUCGGAGACAAGGAGCUGUCUGCCGGCAGCAAGCACGUCCUGUCCUCCCGGCGGGGAAGGCACACCCUGACCGUGAAGAACGUCAAGAAGGAGGACCAGGGGAAGUACACUUUUGUAUGCGGGGAAGUGAAGACCAGCGCCUCACUCAGGAUGAAAUUGCGUCCGGUGACCCUCAUGCAGCCUCUGUCUGACCUGACCGUCUGCGAGGGCGACAUUGCUCAGCUGGAGGUCAGGUUCUCUCAGGAGAACUUGGAGGGAACCUGGAUGAAGAGCGGCCAGGCCGUGUCCGCCUCGGACCGCGUCCACAUGGUCGUGGACAAAGCCGUCCACAAGCUCCUGGUGGAGAACGCCGGACCGGAAGACGCCGCCUCGUACUCUUUCGAGGUUCCCAGCCACUUCAUCAGCACCUCCUGCAAACUCAACGUUCAGACCAUCGAAAUCGUGGCGCCUCUCAAAGACGUGUCUUCGGUGGAAGGAACCAAGGCGGUUUUAGAAGCCAAGAUCUCUGCUCAGAACGUUGCCUCGGUCAAAUGGUACCACGAGGACAAGCCGGUGACGGCCGACGACCGUGUGCAGAUCGUGGCCAAAGGCGCCAAGCAGCGACUCGUCUUCAGCAGAACUUUCGCCUCGGAUGAAGGACGCUACAAGCUGCUGGUCGGGAAGGUGUCCACCAGCUGCCGUCUCACCGUGGAACCGGUUGAAAUUGUCAAACACAUGGAGGACAAAGUGUGCUCAGAGUCCCAAAACGUCACCUUCCAAGUUCAAGUGUCCCACGCUGGUAUCGACCCGGUCUGGACCUUUAGGAACCAGCAGCUUAAACCUGGACCCAAGUACAAGAUGGACUCCAGGGACAAGACUCACUCUCUGACUGUCAUCGACACCAUGAAGGACGAGGAGGGACAGUACGGCUUCCACGCCGGACAGAAGACAUCCGGUGCAAAUCUCACUGUCUCUGGCGGCGCCAUCACCCGACCUCUGACGGACGUGGCGGUGGCCGAGUCGCAGACUGCAGAACUGGAGUGCCAAGUGGCCAACGCCGAUGCCGAGGGCAAGUGGCUCAAGGAUGGCAAGCCGCUGGACUUGAGCGACAACGUCAAGAGCGUGGCCAAGGGAGCCAUCCGGCGCCUCGUCAUCGUCAUCGCUCGGCCGCAGGAUGCCGCCGAGUACACCUACCAAGUGGCCAACUCCAAAACCUCGGCCAGUCUACGGGUGGAGGCGGUAAAGAUCAAGAAGACACUCCGCAACCAGACGGUGACGGAGACGCAGGAGGCGCUCUUCACGCUGGAGCUGACGCACGGGGACGUCAAAGGCGCUCAGUGGCUCCGAAACGGCGUGGAGGUCCACGACGGUGACAAGUACGCCGUGAGCUCCCACGGCGGCGUCCACACGCUGCGCGUCCGAUCGUGCCACCCGCAGGACGAGGACGUCUACUCCUUCAAACUGGGCAAGCUGACGGCCAGCGCUCGCCUCAACGUGGAGACCGUCAAGAUCGUGAAGAAGAUGAAGGACGUGACGUCGCUGGCGGGCACCACGGUCUCGUUCGAGAUGAGCCUGUCGCACGACAACGUCCCGGUGCGCUGGAUGUUCAACGGCGCCGAGCUGACGCCCGGCGACUCCUGCAAGAUUCUGGUGGAGCGCAAAGCCCACAAACUGGUUCUGCAGAACGUGGACGCCACCAACCAAGGGGAGUACACAGCUGUGGCGGGACACCUCCAGUGCAGCGCCAAGCUCACCGUGCAAGCUCUUCGCGUGACCAAACCCCUGAAGAGCGUGACUGUGGCCGAGACGCAGCUGGCCACCUUCGAGUGCGAAGUGUCUCACUUCAACGUGCCGUCCACCUGGCUGAAGAACGGCGUGGAGAUCGAGAUGAGCGAGAAGUUCCGUAUCGUGGUGCAGGGCAAGCUCCAUCAGCUGAAGAUCAUGAACACCAGCAGGGCCGACGCGGCCGAGUACACCUUUGUGUGCGGCAACGACCGCGUGUCGGCCACGCUCACCGUCAGCCCUGUGCUGGUCACCUCCAUGCUGAAAGACCUGAACGCUCAGGAGCGGGACACCAUCACCUUUGAGGUCACCGUCAACUACGAGGGCAUCACCUACAAGUGGCUGAAGAACGGCGUGGAGAUCAAGUCGUCUGAGAGGUGCCAGGUUCGAAGCCGGCAGCUGACGCAUUCCCUGACCGUUCGCAACGUUCAUUUCGGAGACGGCGGCGAGUACCGCUUUGUGGCCGGAUCUGCCGCCAGCGCCGCCAACCUUUUCGUCGAAGCUCGUGUCAUCGAGUUUACCAAGAAAAUCAAAGACAUCAAGAUCACGGAGAAGAAGAAGGCCAUCUUUGAAUGCGAGGUGUCGGAGCCCAACGUCCAGGUGGUGUGGAUGAAGGACGGCCUGGAGCUGGACCCGUCCGAGGAGAGGUUCGUGGUGACGGCCGAAAAGUACGUCCACCGCCUGAUGAUCCAGACGGUGCGCAUGUCGGACGCCGGCCAGUUCUCGGUGGUGGCCGGCUCCAGCGUGUCCAAGGCCCGACUCACCGUGGAAGGACGGGACAUCGGCAUCAGGGAGCCUGCCCGGCGACUCGUCACGGUUCUGGAGAAACAUCGUGCCACUUUGGAGUUUGAGGUGAACGAGGAUGAGGUGGAGGGGCGCUGGCUGAGGAACGGCGUGGAGAUCCAGUUGUCGGCCGAGGAGCGCUUCAGCUACGCCGUCAUCAGGAGGCUCCAUCGCCUCACCAUCUCGGAAACCUUCAGGAGCGAUGCCGGCAACUACGUCUUUGUCGCCGGGAAGAACUCCAGCACCGUCACUUUGCGGGUCAACAUCCCGGAAGCACCUCAAAUCUUGCACCACAUGGAGGACCAGUCGGUGGAGGCGGGCAAGCCGGCUCGCUUCUCAGUGGCCGUGAGCGGCAUCCCCGAGCCUCAGGUCUUCUGGUACAAGGACUCGCAGGCGCUGUCUCCGGGCUUCAAGUGCAAGUUCCUGCGUGAUGCCCAAGAGCACACUCUGCUACUCAUUGAGGUUUUUCCAGAGGAUGCCGCCAUCUACAACUGCGAGGCCAAAAAUGACUACGGCGUGGCCACCAGCACCGCCACGCUCACUGUGGAAGUGCCGGAGGCGGCUUCUCCGGACUUGGCUGCCUACGUCGCCCCGCCCGUCGUCGUCUCACCCAUGGCCAGCACCUCCACGUUGGAAGGACGACCGGCUCGCUUCCAGUGCAGAAUUCGGGGAGACGAUGUGAAUAUCAGCUGGUUCCACAAAGACAAGGAGAUCAAGCAGUCAGAAUUCUUCAGGAUGUCUCAGUUUGAUGACUGCUGCCAGCUGGAGAUCUCCAAAGUUUAUCCGGAGGACGAGGGCCAGUACGCCUGCGUGGCCACCAACGGCGGCGGCACCGUGUCCUGCUCCGCCACCCUCAUGCUGGAUGGGCAAAAGCAAUCAGCGGAACCUCCCGCACCGCGGCACGACUCGACCACCCUCAGCGCCCCGAGCCAGAAGCCGCCACUCUUUGUGCAGCCGAUUGCGAGCUGCUCGGUGCCGCACGGGGAGGUGGCCCGCUUUCACGCGUGCGUGUCGGGCACUCCCGGCAUGGAGAUAAGCUGGUUCCACAACCGGCAGCCGGUGCCGCCCAGCAAGAACGUGGUGUUUCAUUAUGACGAGGCGACAAGCACAGCCACCCUCAUCGUGGUGGAUGCCUUCCCGGAGCACGCGGGCCAGUACACCUGCAGGGCGAGCAACCCCGCAGGAGAGGCCGCAUGCUCGGCCACACUGGUCAUCACCGAGGCCUGGCAGGAAGAAAAAGUGGCUGUCGAGCGAGAAGAAAUCGAGGCCACCGUUGAGCAGGAGGUGAAAGAACGUUCUAGCACUACUGUCACCACGGUGGAGGAACAAGAGGAGACCUACUACACUGGUGUCCAGUUGGCUCACAAAACCAAAACACUUGAACUCGUGCCAGAGCCCAAACGUUACUCUUCCACGAUAGAGAAGAAAAAGGAGAAGCCAGUGUUUCUCAGCCAGCUCGCUCCAGUGGCGGUCAGCGCCGGAGAGAGCGCCGUCUUUAGUGUCAAAGUGUCUGGCACGCCCAAGCCCACCGUUCAGUGGUCUCGCGAUGGCAAAGCCAUCAAGAGUUCUUCCGUGUACAAACUGGUGGAGGAGAAGGAGGAGUUUACCUUAAUUCUCACUCGCGUCACGUCGGAGUACGAGGGCGAGUACUCCUGCACCGCCUCCAACCGCUUCGGCCAUACCACAAGCAGCGCGUACCUGGAGGUGAAAAAGGAGGACCUUAGCCAGGCAGAGAAGUGGGUGGAGAAAAUGUUUCAGUACACAGGUAAACCUCCGACGUUCGCAGUGCGGCUCCAACCCGUGAGCUGCUCGGAAAGGACAGAGGUUUGCUUUAAUUACAAAGUCGUCGGGGAUCCGGUGCCCAAAGUGCAGUGGCUCAAGGGUACUUUUGAGAUCCAGUCAAGCCCCAAGUGUGCCGUUACAGCUAACCCAGACGGCUCUGGCUUCAUUACCAUCAAGGAUGUCAAACAGGAAGACAGCGGCAUGUACACGUGUAAAGCGUCCAACCAGUUUGGGGAGGCGUCGAGUGGAGCGGAGCUGGUCGUGCUCAGAGAAUCUCUCAGAAAGCAGGUUGUGGUCCAGAAAAAAGGUUAUAAAGUUUCCAAGACAGAACAGGCUACCGAGUCUCGCUUGUUCCAGGUCAGCCUCCCGGGCCAGGACAGGGUCAGCUCUGACCAGAUGGUAUAUACCAUCGGUACUGAAGACCGGCGCGUUAUUCCCAGUGAGCAAGUGGGCGCCCUCACCGAGCUGGAUAUCUCUGCCGCCACCGUUCACCGUGAGAAGGUGACCCAUCAGGCAGCAGUGCUCCAGUCUCUCGAGGUGGAGGAGAGAGUUUCGGAGGGGCCAACCCACCCGGCUCGAGUUUCAGCUGUUUCUCAAAAGCAGCUUCACAUGGCGGCUUUCACAUCAUCUGUUGAGGAGAGUCCGGGCCUCACAGAGCAGCACUGUGAGCGCAUCCUGAGUCCCGAGGUGAUUGAGCUCCAGGCAAGAAGGGAGGAGAGGUCGCAAGUGAUGUCGGCCGUAGCCGAGGAGCUCACCCCUCUUGUUACCGCCAGCACCGAGCCGCUGGCCGACAGAAAGUCCACGUCAAUCCAGCCCAGAUCAGAGCCCAAGCAUCUCGUUAGCGGGCAUCAGGUGGAGUCGCAGAUGGCAGUUAUGAAAGAACAGUCCCAAGAGCUUUCUGGGGCGCAGGAGGAGAAAGGUUACAAGGUGAAAGAGGGGGUCAAAAUCUUGUACUCGGCCCAGUCUACCGAGAAAUAUGCACUUCCAGAGGGUCACGCCGCUGAGCUAGCGACAGCCGACUCUGCUGUGACCACGUCUGUCAAGCGAGAGCAACGUCGUCCAGUUAAGGCCACAGUUAGCGAAUCCAAACACACGCUGGCCAAGGAGACGGACUUCUCCAUGCAUACACCGGCAAAGGAGACAGCCCUCCUCAGUAAGGACCGCGUGACCAAAGUGAGUCUAACAGCAGAGGUAAAGCACCCGUUUCGGGCCGAGUCCUCUCAGCAGUUGCCCUCCUUGGACAGCGCCGUAUCCGUUCAUUCCCAAGUAGAAGGGGAGCAGCUAUUGCACUUGCAGGUUAUCACCGAUCAAGACCUGCUCCCCUCUGAAACCGGUUUCACUUGCGAGAAACCCCACGCAGAGCAGGCGAGGACCAGGACAAGUCCUACCGUCUUGCAGUCGGUCAGCCAGGACGACCAGAGGACAGUGGUUUGCGAGGACACAUCCGAGUUUGAGACCAGGGCGAAUACUGUUGCUGUUAAGCCGAGUAAGGAGUCCCCUACUCUGCUUCACCUCCAGUCAAACCAGUCUGUCGAGGUGCUUCCCAAAGAAGGUGUUCUUGUGACCGAGAAGCCCCAACACCAGACAGCUACACAGAAAGCCGAAAAGGCUCGUAGUCACGCGGCUAUCUCUGAGGAGAAACGCCAGCUGACUGCAGAGCGGCACUCUGAGCUCAAUUUGUCUGUGACUGGAGUUCAGUCUCAGCUUCGAACUGAGCCCAGGCCUCAGAACAUUCUCCAGCUGUCUUUUCAACCCAUGCAACUGCCCAAAGAGACGCCAGUCACAUCUGACAUUAAGGAGCAGAGAGCCUUAGUGCAGAAAGAGGAUCGCUGGAAUGUGAUGCACCUCACCAGCGUAGCUGAGAGUCGGGCGAUAGAGGCGGGACACGCAGAGAGCCUAGGAGCUGUAGACAAAGUCACCUGCAAGAGCACGGUAGAGCCAAAGGUUCCCGCAGAGCCGGUCCAGGUGGAGGAGAAGGAGCGCUGCACUGAGAGCAGUGACAUUCUUGAAGCGGCACAGCAGGACUUUGCGGUCCAGAUCCAGGAAGGCCAAUCAGUCAGGCAGUCGAUAAUAAUGGACGAAAAGCAAAUACUGACGGGGGAGCUCUCUCGAGAGAUCGUCAAGUCCGAGUCGGCUAAAGUCACCGCUACUAAGCAAGCCCAACUGUCUCUGCACGCGUCAGAAUCCAAAGACAGCACAACUCUUCCCAAAGAGAUGACGUUUGUGCUUCAGAUGCCAAAAGCAUCCAGUGUGAGCGUACGUCGUCAGCUCAGAAAUGCGCUUCAGGCUGCAGUAGCCACUGAGCACGCUGUGUUGUUGGCGGAUGUCGUCGGCGGGCUCCAGGCGGCAGAAGUACAGGAAGUCAAAGUUCAGAGAGAACCCAAGCACACAUUGUUUACAUACCUGAUCACAUCAACGGGCACGCCUUUGGAAAUCACUCUGGCUUUCCAGGGCCAAUAUCCUCGCACAGCUGACCUCAGAAGCGAACUUAGGGCAGCGCUCCACUCCAUUGUUCACCAGGAGGCUCAUGUUCUGACUUCAGAUCUGCCAGGCACCAUGCAGCUAGACAAACCUCAGCGGGCGCAGGUCUCCUCUGCCCGCUCAAAGCAAGUCAGCUCCUCUGUUGUGCAGACAGUGAGCGUGGCUGAGAGCUCAGUAGACCUUACUGCCGUUGAAUCUCAAGCGGCAGCCCUCAGGACCGAGUCCAAAAUGGCGGUGGAGUGCGCCUCGGCUGAACAGCGGGUCGUAGUCCAGGAAUCCAGGGAAACGAGGGUGGCGCAGUCCAUUUCAUCGCGGGUCCAAGUUUCCACUGAGGCUCAGGUGGCUUUUGAGCAGUCGGUGGUGGUGUCCAGACAGGAGGUGAAGAGCCAACGCAAAGCUGAAGGGACUGCGGCGCUUGCCCCCUCUGAACCAACUCGGGGUGUCACGGAGGAGAGAAUGGAGCAGUUGGUCAAAGAGGAGAUUUCAGUGGCCAAGCCAGAACAGAGAGAACGUCCCCUUAUAGUCGCUCCUCUGCAAGAUGCAACAGCUGAGGAAGACGCUGACGUGACAUUUAGUGCCAGCAUCAAGUAUGUCACCCGAGUGAACUGGUUCUUCAAUGGGCAAUCGGUGCAAUCUGGCAAUGAGUUCAAGUGUUUGACGGAGCUCGACACGCACUCGCUGGUUAUCAGAAAAGUUGUCAAGGAGAGACACCAAGGAGAAUAUGUUUGUGAGGCUGAGAAUGAAGCCGGACGAGCGACAACGUCUUCCAGACUCACAGUGGUCUCAAGAGUGCCGCCCAUCUUUAGGCAGAGAAUCACCCCUCUGGAGAUAAACGUCGGCAGCCACGCCAGGUUUGAGUGCGAGAUCGAGGAGGCCCCGAGUGUGACCUUCAAGUGGUACAAGUCCGGUGUGGAGAUCAAACCGAGCGACAAGUACCGCAUCGUCAGCCAGCACACCGGGUCUUCCCUGGAAGUCUUGAACCCCGCUAAAGCUGACGGUGGAGAAUUCAGCUGCAAGGCCACCAACCAGUUUGGUGUCGCCAGCUGCGGAGCCUCUCUGGCAGUCACUGAAAUGUACCCGCCGCUUUUUGUAUCAAAACCAGAGCCAGUGAUAUCCUAUAUGGGAAAAACGGCCGUGUUCCAGUGCUCGCUCACUGGCUCGGCGCCGAUAGAGGUGGUCUGGCACAAAGACAACAUAGCCCUCUCACCGUCAGGGCACUACGCCAUGAGGUGCGAGAAGAACAAGUACUCCCUGCACAUCUCCAAUCUUGAGCCCAGCCACCAGGGAGUGUACUUGUGCAAGGCGUCCAACAGCGCUGGCGCUGCUACUUUUAGCACAGAGCUCAAAGUCAUCAGCAAGCCCAAAUUCGUUAAGAACUUCGAGCCAGUGUCCGCCGCCGUUAACCAGAUGUUGAGGCUGGAGUGCCAGGUGGACGAGGACACUGGUGUGACAGUCACCUGGAGCCGGGACGGUAAGAAGGUCCACCAGAGCCUGGAGUGUAAGCAGUCCUUUGAUGACAGGGAGGCGGUUCUCGAAAUUGCCAAGUCCAAAGUGAAGGACUCUGGCGUGUACGUGUGCACGGCCUCCAACGAGGCCGGGUGCUCCUCCUGCGAGGCUCUGGUGACGGUUCAAGAGCCUCCGAGCUUUGUGAAGAAAAUGGACCCAAGUAUCACGUGGAAGCAGGGAAUAGCUGCUCGCUUGCAUUGCACCAUCAAAGGUUCCCCAGAGCUCCGCAUCCACUGGUUCUGGAAUGAUCGAGAGCUCGGCUCUGGAGACAAACACAAAAUGUCUUUCGCAAACGGCACAGCCACUUUGGAGAUCAUGAACCUUCUUGUCACCGACAGUGGUCGCUACACCUGCGAGGUGUCAAACGAUGCCGGCAGCGAAAGCUGCAGCGCGGCCGUGGCUGUCAAAGAGCCACCGUCCAUUAAGAAAGCGCUGCAGACAGUGGAGGCAGUGAAGGGCGCCAGCGCUCUGCUGGAGUGUGAAGUCGUGGGAAGCCCUCCCUUUGAGAUCACUUGGUCCAAAAAUAAGAAGACCAUCAGUAGUGACCACAAGUACAAGGUCAUCUCCCAAGAGCCCAUGUUGAGGCUGGAGAUCCAGCCCUUUGAAAGUACAGAUAUGGGAGAAUAUCAGUGUGUCAUAUCCAACAAUGUGGGGAAAGUCACCACCAAGGGCGUAGCCAAACUUAAAGAGCCACCGACCUUCGCAAAGAGGGUGGAAAGCGUCACGGCGGUGUUGGGAAACACAGUGAAGCUCCAGGGAACCGUGAAGGGUUCGGCUCCCGUCACGGUCAAGUGGAUGAAGGACUCUGAAAUACUGAGGGACGACGAUCCAAACAUCACUAUGACGUUUGAGAACAAUGUGGCCAUCUUGUCCAUAGCCGUGGUGGCCACCGGCCACGCCGGCAAAUACCUGUGCCAUGCCGAGAACGAAGCUGGGCAACAGAAAUGUGAAGCUGCCCUCACAGUCCAUGAACCCGCUCGAAUUGUAGAACCGGCAGAGUCCAUCAGCGUGACGGCAGGCGAUUCGGCCACGCUGGAGUGCACCGUCUCGGGAAGCCCGGACCUCAAAGUCAAAUGGUUCCGAGACGACAAGGAGAUGAUCAGCGGGCGCAAGUACAAAAUGAGCCAGAAGGACAACGUGGUCUCCUUGAAGAUCCUCAAAGCAGAAAAAGCCGAUACGUCAGUGUACAAGAUGGAGGUCACCAAUAAAGUCGGAAAAGACCAGUGCACGUGCUCGGUGACAGUUCUAGACCGUAUAAUGCCUCCAGCCUUCACCAAGUUCCUAAAACGGGUCGACGGUAACAUUGGCAGCGACAUCUCACUGGAGUGUAAGGUGUCUGGGUCCCAACCCAUCACCAUCGCUUGGUUCAAAGAUGAACAGGAAAUUGAGUCCGGAGCCAAAUUCCUGUCGGACUUCAAGGAGAGCUCUGCCUCGCUAACCGUCAGCCAGCUGGAAAAAGCUGACUCCGGAGUCUAUAAAUGCAGAGCCACCAAUCCAGCCGGCGAGAAAGAAACCAGCGGCAUACUUUAUGUCAAAGAGCCGCCGCUAUUCACAGUGACACCCGAGGACCGGGACGUUAUCCCUGGAACUACCGUGUGCCUUCAGACCGCUUUUACAGGAACCCCUCCGCUGUCUGUCAAGUGGUUCAGAGAGGAUCGGGAGAUGAUCAGCGGAGGCUCUUGUUUCAUCAAGAAAGAAGCCUCCGUGAGCACUCUGGAGCUUUCCUCCGUCAAACCCGGCGACUCGGCCAAAUAUACGUGCCAGGUGUCCAAUGACGCCGGCAAGGUGGACUGCACUGCGGUGGUUUUUGUCAAAGAACCUCCCGUCUUUGUGAUGAAGCCCGAGGCCACCGCGCUGGUGGUCAGCGGCAACUCGGUCAAGUUGCAGUGCAAAGUGACGGGCAGUCCUGUCAUAGGUUUCAGGUGGCUGAAGGAUGGCAUGGAGAUGAGCCACAGUCCCAAGUACACAUUGACCUCGGUAGAUUCGGUGGCCUCUCUGGAGAUAGUCGAGUGCACUGUUGAUGACAGUGGAAAUUACGUGUGCAUGGCUACCAGUGAGGCUGGCAGCGACUCUUGCAGUAGCACAGUCACAGUCAAAGAGCCCCCGGCGUUUGCUCGUUUCAUGGAGUCCAAAGAUGCGGUGAAGGGGUCUGAGAUGAUGCUGGAGGCCCAAGUGUCCGGUUCGGCCCCAUUCGCGGUGUCGUUUUACAAAAACACAAAGCUGGUGAGGAACGAUAAGAAACACAGGAUCACGGUGAAAGAGGACCUGGUGGCCCUUCAGGUGCUGGCUUUGGAAGAGGGAGACGUGGGCUUGUACCAGUGUAGAGUGGAGAACGAAGUGGGGAAGGCCACUUGCGAAUGUCGAGUCACUCUCAAAGAGCCUCCUUCGUUUGUCCAAAAGCUGGAGAGCGUGAGUGCCUUGGCAGGAAGCGAGGUGUCCUUGCGAUGCACCCUGAAGGGCUCGGAGCCCAUGACCGUCACCUGGUUCAAAGACAACUACGAGCUGAAAGAGGCCGAAAACAUUCAGAUUUUGUACAAGGACUGGACGGCCCUGCUGCACAUCACCAAGAUUGACAGCAAGCAUGGCGGCAAAUUCUCGUGCCAUGCUCAGAAUCAGGCGGGGAGCCAGACCUGCUCUGCCGUUCUGACCGUAAAAGAACCGGCUAAGGUCACCGAGGAGGCCAAGUCCAUCAGUGUGACUCAGGGAGACCUGGCCACCUUGGCGGCCAGGUUCUCGGGCACCAAGCCCCUUAAGGUGCGCUGGCUAAAGGCCGGCAAUGAACUGGUCUCCGGCCAGCGGUACAAAGUACAAAGCACGGACUCCGGCUCUGUGCUAAAAAUCAAUAAAACCGAUAAAAGUGACGACGGGGACUACACCUUUGAGGUUUCAAACGAUGUAGGGAGCAGUUCUUGCAAGGCGAAGCUCACCAUUUUGGAUCAAAUCAUUGCGCCGACAUUCACGAGGAAGCUGAAGCAAAUCGAAGGUAUCAAAGGCUCCUUCGCGCAUCUCGAAUGCGUCGUCUCUGGCUCACUGCCCCUCAGCAUCCAGUGGUACAAAGACGAAAAGCAGAUCCAGACGGACGACAAACACAAGUGCACCUUCUUUGAGAACGUCGCUUUCCUGGAAAUCUCCGACCUGGACAGCAAAGAUAGCGGCAGCUAUGCCUGCAUCGCUAAGAACAAGGCGGGAAGCGCUCAGUGCUCGGGCACCUUGUUUGUCAAAGAGCCUCCCUGCAUUAUUGAACCACCAGAAUCAAUGAACGUUCUGCCUGGCUCAAAGGUCCAUUUCAGCGCUUUGGUCUCAGGCACGCCACCGCUGACCAUAAAAUGGUUUAAGAACCAGAAAGAGAUCUUGUCCAGCUCCGACUGCCUGGUAACAAAGGACAACACCUCCACUUCUUUGGAGCUCUUCUUUGCCAAAACCUCAGACUCCGGCGACUACGUCUGCGAGGUUCACAACGAUGUCGGCACCGUCUCCUGCCAAGCCACACUCUUCGUCAAAGAACCGCCGAAAUUCACGCGUACGCCAGCGCGCUUGUCUGUGAUCCGACCGGGUCAGAGUCAAGUCUUUGAGUGCCAAGUUUGCGGCACUCCCGAGAUAGACAUCUACUGGUUCAGGGAGGGUUCCGAGAUCAGCCCCGACAGCCGCCACAAGAUGACCUUUGUCAACUCCUUGGCCACCCUGGAGUUGUGCGGAACCGACAUCAAAGACAGCGGGACCUACUUCUGCGAAGCUCGCAAUGAAGCGGGAAGCGAGAGCUGCAGUAUGGAACUGCAGGUCAAAGAGCCGCCCGUGUUUGUACGAGAGCUGAUGCCCGCUAGCGUUGUGACAGGCAGCGGCGCCUGGCUAAACUGUCAACUGGCCGGCACCGCCCCCUUUGACAUCACGUGGCACAAAGACGGCAAGGAGCUGAAGGCCAGCGCUAAACACGGCCUCUCCCUGCUCAAUGACACGGUGGGCCUGGAGGUGAACAGAUGUGACACGGGCGAUGUUGGCGAAUACCAGUGUACCGUAGCCAACGAGGUGGGAAGCUGUAGUUGUAAGGCCGUACUGAGCCUCAAAGAACCACCGACAUUUACAAAGAGAAUGGAAAACGCCACCUGUGUUCUGGGUAAGAAGGUGGUCUUUGAGUGCUCAGUGGGCGGCUCCCCAACCAUUUCUGUACAAUGGCAAAAGGACGGCAACUGGAUUUUGGAAGAUCCAAACAUGGAGAGAACGUUUGAGAACCAUUCGGCCACACUCAGGAUCCUUGCCUGUGAAGCAGGUCACAGCGGCUCUUACACUUGCCAGGCCAUGAAUGACGCCGGCCAGGAUAAGUGUGUGGCCACCCUGGCGGUCCAAGAACCUCCUCAGAUCUCCGAGAAACCCCAGGUGGUGAGGGUGACGGCCGGAGACCCGGUCAGUCUGGACUGUAAGGUAACGGGCUCGCCAGAGCUCAAAGUGCGUUGGCUGAAAGAGGGCAAGGAGCUGCAGUCCAUCAGGCAGCACAAGCUGAGCUUUGAGAACAACAUCAGCAGCCUGAAGAUUCAGUCAGCGCAGAGAGAGGACGAGGGCGACUAUGUCUUUGAAGUGUCCAACCACAUCAGUAGCUGCAGUUGCACUGUCCAAGUGGUUGUCUCAGAACAAGUCAUCCCGCCGAGCUUCAUUCAACCCCUCAGAGACAUGCAAGAGAUUUUGGGCUCUUUUGUUCAGAUGGUUUGCAAGAUAUCCGGGUCCAUUCCCGUCUCUGUAGAAUGGCAGAAAGACGGCAGAAAGAUCUCCAGCGGGGUGAAGCACAAGCUGAUUCAGCAAGACAACUCUGUGUGCGUGGAGAUUGAGCACUUGGAGAUUUCAGAUGCAGGUUCUUACUCCUGCAAACUCAGCAACUCCGCAGGAAGCUGCCAGUGCACCGGAAGCCUGAGAGUCAAAGAACCGCCCACAUUUGUCACCAUGCCAGAGUCCCAGGCCACCAUACCCAAUGCCACGGUGCGUUUCAAAGGGACUUUCAAGGGGACACCACCCUUCAGUAUCAAGUGGUUCAAGGAAGAUUUGGAGCUGAUGACAGGGCCCGCAUGUCUCAUGGGGCUGGAGGGGCUCUCCUGCUUCCUGGAGCUCUACUCUGUGGGUGUCACCCAGAGCGGCGUCUACUCAUGCCAAGUCAGCAACGAUGCCGGCUCCGUGCGAUCCAGCGCAGACUUGACGGUCAAAGAACCACCCGAGUUUGUGCUGAAAAUCCCAGCCAGUAAGUGUGUGAAGCGGGGCGAGCCACUCCGCCUGGAGUGCAGGGUCACCGGUACCGGACCCAUCAAGGUGACCUGGUACAAGCAGGACACCAAGCUGAUGGACGGCGGCAACUUCAGCAUGUCGUUAGUCGGCUCAGUGGCCACCCUGGAGCUGCACACGUCUGCCUUCGACGAUGACGGCGUUUACACGUGCGAGGCUUUUAGCGACGCCGGCAGUGUCAGCUGUAGCACCACGCUUACUGUGAAAGACCCGCCAUCAUUCAUUCGAGUACCUGAACCGGUAGAAGGGCUGAAAGGGAAGGAUGUGAGUCUGUACUUCGAGAUGAGCGGCACAGCCCCCUUCCAGACUGUCUGGUUCAAGGAGGGCAAGCCUCUGAUGGAGAACAGAAAGUACAAGAUGUUGAGUGAGGGCAGCUCGGCCACGCUGCACAUCAUGGAGAUUGAACCGGCUGACGCCGGGUGCUACGAGUGCAAGGCAUCAAACCCUGUAGGCAGCGACACCGGCCAGGCGUCAGUUAAACUCAGAGAGCCUCCGUCCUUCGUGGAGAAACUGUCCAAUGCGACGGUGGUUCUGGGACAAGAGGUGAGCCUCGUGGCCACCGUCAGAGGCUCUGAACCAAUCGCCGUGUCCUGGCUUCUGGGCAAGGACCACAUUCUCCGGGACGGCGACAACAGAAAAAUCAGCUUUGAGAACCAGCGAGCGUGUCUCAAAGUUUUUGCGGCUGAUGCGGCUGCAGCGGGCCGGUACACGUGCCAGCUGUGCAAUGACGCUGGGAGUACAGAGUGCUUUGCAAACUUGACUGUUUUAGAACCUGCCAAGAUCGUGGAUAAGCCUGACGCUCUGAGCGUGACAGCCGGCGACAUCGCUGCCCUGGAAGUCAAAGUGUGCGGCACCCCAGAGCUGGUGCCCAAGUGGUUCAAGGAUGGAAUGGAGCUGGCCUCCGGCAGGAAGUACAACAUUUCCUUUUCCCGCAUGAUCUCCAGCCUGAACGUGCUGGCAGCGGAGAAACUGGAUUCCGGAGAGUACACCUUUCAAAUUACCAACGAGGUCGGGAAGGACCUGAGCAAAAUUAAUCUCACUGUCUUAGACAAAAUCAUCCCGCCUUCUUUCACGAGAAAACUCAAGGACUGUAACACGGUGGUGGGCCAAACCGUCGAGAUGGAGUGUAAGGUGUCGGGUUCGACCCCUUUCACCAUUUCCUGGUACCGAGAUGACGAGGAGCUUCACAGUGGGCCCGCCUACGGCAUCUCCUUCGGCGACAACAACUGCACCCUGAGGCUACCGAGCCUCAAGCUGUCCGACUCGGGACAAUACAGGUGUAAGGCGAUCAAUGAAGCGGGAUCCAGCGAAACCAGUGCCACCUUGGACGUCAAAGAGCCGCCGUCUUUCGCGGUUCCGCCGCAGCCGGUCGAGGCGACGCCGGGCUCGGACGUUAUCUUCUCGGCCAUCGUAAAGGGCAGCGUCCCCCUCAGGGUGAAGUGGUUCAGGGGUGCCAAGGAGCUGGAGGCCGGGCGGGACUGCGACUUCUCGCUGAAGGACAACCAGGUCCUCAUGCAGCUCUCCCGGGUGGAUAGGAGUCACGCCGGAGAGUACACGUGCCAGGUCAUCAACGACGUGGGCAAGGACAGCUGCCCCGUCAACCUGCUGCUCAAAGAGCCAGCUUUGUUCGUGAAGAAGCUGAAGGAUGUGUCUGUGGAGAAAGGUAAACCUCUGAGGCUGGAGUGUACGUACUCAGGGACGCCCGAGAUCUCGGUGAGCUGGUUCAAGGACGAGCAACCGGUGUUUGCGUCGUACAAAUACAACCUGAGCACUACGGAGAGCGCUUGCAUCCUGGAAUGUCUGAGCACAGACGACAAGGAUGCCGCCGGAAAGUACACCUGCCGCGUGGCCAACGAUGCCGGCAAAGAUGAAUGCGAGGCCACCGUCACCGUCCUGGAGCCGCCGUACUUCCUGGAGCCCCUGGAGUCCAUGGAGGUCACGUCCGGUGACCCCGUCUGCCUCAAAUGUCACGUGGCGGGCACCCCCGAGAUCAAAGUGUCCUGGUUUAAGGGCGAUGGCAAAGUGCGCUCCAGCGCCGCCUGCAGACUGGAGUACAGCAAAGGCGUGGCCUGCCUCAAACUCAGCAAAGCCACCAAGGUCGAUAUGGGCGAGUACACCUGCAAGGCCGAGAGCAAGAUCGGGAUGGCCGCCUCCACGUGUCGCCUCAGCGUGCAAGAGGCUAAGACUCCGCCGAGCUUCCCCAAGAAGAUCGUGAGCCUCCAGCAAACCUUGGGAUCUACGGUCUGUUUCGAGUGCCGCGUGGCCGGCUCAUCCCCUCUGGACGUUGCUUGGCUGAAGGAUGGCGAGCCGGUGCGGGACGAGGAUGACUUUACGGUGCUCUACCAUGACAACACAGCCACGCUUACCAUUAACCGCAGCCAUAUGAGGCACGCCGGGGAAUACGCCUGCGUGGCCACCAACAGUGUUGGCUCCGCAUCGUGCAGAGCUAAGCUCACCCUGCAAGAGCCGCGGUAUCCACCAGUCUUUGACAGGAAGUUGUCGGCGACGCAGGCUGUGAUGGUGGGUGAUGGCGUAGAGCUGGAGUGUCACCUGAUUGGCUCGACACCCAUGAAGGUGACCUGGUCUAAGGACCACAAGGACAUCCGGAGUGGCGGGAACUACAGGAUCCGCAUGGAGGAUAACACCGCCCAGCUCAUUAUCCUCAAGACCGACAAAGCAGACACGGGAAGAUACUCCUGCCAUGCUGCCAACGAUGUCGGGAAGGACUCCUGCUUCUGUGAUGUCACAGUCAAAGAGCGUAAGAACCCUCCAAUAUUCACCAAAAAGCCAUCUGAGGAAUUGGAGGACACUGAGGGUCGCCUGGUCAAGAUGGAGGCUCGGGUGUCUGGAUCCCAGCCCAUGUCCGUCCUUUGGCUUAAGGACGGCGCCGGCAUCUCAGACUCUGACGAUUACGACUUGAGCUUUAAGAGCAACGUGGCUGUGCUAUGCAUCAAGAAGAGCCGACGUGAGCACAGCGGAAAAUAUAGCUGCCAAGCGACCAAUGAGGCAGGAAAGGCGGAGUGUGGCGUCACCCUUAAAAUCUCAGAGGGAAAGUCCGCCCCAGUGUUUGACGUACCACUGAAGGCCAUGUCCGUGUCUGAGGGAGAGCGUCUGAGUCUGCGCUGCCACGUCCGCGGCUCACCUCCUCUCCGGAUCCAAUGGAUGAAAGACCGAAAAGAAGUGGCGCCGUCCGCGACCUGUCGCGUCACCUUCUCAGACGGGACGGCCUGCUUAGAGAUCGGCGCGGCGACCCGUCAUGACGCCGGCGACUACAUCUGCAAGGCUACUAAUGACGCUGGCAGCGAGCUGUGCCGCGCUAAAGUCACCGUCAAGGAAAAAGAAGCCGCGCCUACUGACCUGGCCGCUGAGGUUGCUGCCACCAAGAAGCUGGAUCAGCUCUUCUUCAUCCAGGAGCCCAAGGGCAUGCACGUCACUGAGAAGGGCACGGCCACCUUCAUUGCCAAGGUGGGCGGGGAGCCCAUCCCCAGCGUCAAGUGGAUGAAGGGCAAGUGGAGGCAGCUGACCCAGGGUGGCCGCAUCUCCAUCGAGCAGAAGGGUCAGGAGUCCAAACUGGAGAUCCGGGAGGUGACCAAGUCUGAUUCGGGCCAGUACCGCUGCGUGGCCUCCAACAAGCACGGCGAGAUCGAGUGCCCCGCCGACCUCCACGUAGAUGAGAAAAAGACGGCCGCCCAGCUCGAGGGAGACCUGAGAGCUAAGCUCAAGAAAACGCCGUCCAAGCAGAAGAGUCCCGAGGCGGAGCAGGACAUUGACAUUGUCGAGCUGCUGAGAAACGUGGACCCCAAGGAGUACGAGAAAUAUGCCCGCAUGUACGGCAUCACCGACUACCGGGGUCUCCUCCAGGCCAUUGAGCAGCUCAAGCAAGAGAAGGCUGAAGAAACUGGUCGACAAGAAAUUGAGCGUGGACCCAGGGAGGACGAGGACAUGGCCAGGCUGGUGGCCGACCUGCAGAAGAGGAUGGAGCGCACAGAGCCCGUAACCGUGGUGAAAGACAUCUGCGACCAGUCUGUUCUCGUUGACGAGGAGGCUCUGUUUGAAUGUGAGGUGAAAAUCAACUACCCCGAAAUCAUGCUGUCCUGGUACAAGGGCACCCAGAAAUUGGACACCGACGACAAGUACCACAUCAGCGUGAGUGGAGAGUGCCACCUGCUGAAAAUUAAGGGGUGCCAACUCGCAGACCAGGGCAACUACCGGGUGGUGUGCGGACCUCAUAUUUCCAGCGCCAAGCUCAACGUCACUGAGGUUGUGGUGGAGACACACCUUCAGGACAUGUCGGGGAAGGAAGGCCAGUCAUGUACGUUGACUUGUCAGUUGUCCAUCCCCAAUGUGGAAGUGCAGUGGUUUAAGAAUGGCCAGCUGUUAGACACCAAGGGUGGCAGGUUCAAGUACGAAGUCAAACACAAGCUGCAGAAGCUUCAUAUCAAAGACUUGAAGCCCGAAGACCAGGGCCGGUACACCUGCAGGUACCUGAACCUGCAGUCCUCUUCGGACCUUUGGGUGGAAGCUGAGCAAAUUCAUUUCACCAAGCGCAUCCACAACGUGGAGGUGAACGAGCGUCAGGCUGCCACCUUUGAGUGCGAGGUGUCCUUCGACAACGCGGUGGUGUCCUGGUACAAGGACACCUGGGAGCUGAGAGAAAGCCCCAAGUACAACUUCCGCAGUGAGGGCCGGAGACAUUUCAUGGUCAUCCGAAAUGUGAGCGUGGAGGAUGAAGGCGUGUACUCGGUGAUUGUGAGGUUGGAGCCCCGGGGCGAAGCUAAGAGCAGCGCCGAGCUCUAUUUGUCUGGCAAAGAGAUCCAAUUAGCCACGGUUCCCUUUGAUGUGCAAGACGUUCCUGUGGAGAAGCCUGAAGCACCUUCAUCGGUGGACGUCGAAGUUAGUGUCCAAGAGGCAGUGGAAAGACAGAAAGUGGAAGUGAGAGAGGAAGUGCUUUCCAAAGUGGCCAAAGUCCGGGAGGAACAGGAAGUGGAGCUGGCAGCAGAGGAGGAAGAAGCAGUGCGCCUGCAAGUGACCAAAGUGGCAGAAGAAGUUCGAAUGGAGAAGAAGAAGAAGAAAGUCGUCAGCCCGGUCGAAGAAGCCGAGGCAGUCGCAGAGCCCCCGACACCAAAGAAGCCGGAGCCAAAGAAAGACGAGCCCAAGCCUCCAGCACUGGCAGAGUCUAAAAAGGUUCCACCUGAAGUCGAACCGGUGGUGAAGCCUGAGCUGGAGCCCGAGCCCAAAGUCAAGCAAGUGGCAAAGCCCGAGCAGGAGCCUAAAGUCAAGCAGGUGGCAAAGCCUGAGCCCGAGCCCGAACCAAAGCUUAAAGUCAAACCGGCGGUGAAGCCCAAAGCGGAGCCUGAGCCCGAGCCUGAACUAAAGCUUAAACUCAAACCGGCGGUGAAGCCCAAACCGGAGCCUGAGCCUGAGCCCGAGCCGGCGCCCAAACUCAAGCCAGUGGUGAAGCCCAAGCAGGAGCUCGAGCCGGAGUCCAAGGUCAAACUGGCAGAGCCCAAACUCAAGCCGGUUGCAAAGCCUGAGCCAGAGCCAGAGCCCAAACUCAAGCCGGUUGCAAAGCCUGAGCCAGAGCCCAAACUCAAGCCGGUUGCAAAGCCUGAGCCAGAACCGGAGGGCAAGCCUGUGCUGUUGAAAAAGCCGACCGCACCGUCACCCAAAGUCUCCGAGGAGCCAAAACCAGAACCUGUUCAGAUCAAGUCCAAACCUGAAGUGCCAAAAGCAGAGCCAGUGGUGGUGCCCGAACCAGCGCCUGUAGCGGUAUCUAAACCAGCCAAAGCAGAGCCUGUCGUGGAGCCCAAAGCACUCGCACCAGUGCCUGCGGUAGAAACUGGACCUCCUAAACCUGAGCCUGUAGUGGCAUCCAAACCAGAGCCCGUGGAGAUACCUCAAGUGCCUAAAGUGAAGCCCGUGGAGGCACCAAAACCCUCCAAACUGGAGCCUGUGGUGAAAAAAGCUGAAGUAGCAGAGCCCACGGUGACCAAAGUAGAACCGCCAAAGGCCAAAGAACCAAGGGAACCUUCCACAAAAGUGCCAGAGAAGCCAGCGAAGAAGGAGGCUGCUGCAGAGCUUCAGAAGCCCUCCAGAGAAGAAGAAACACUCAAGAAGGUCACCCGAGUUCCUGUGGCAGAGAAGAUAGUAAAUGAACCGAAAGUGGCCAAGAGAGCUGAGACUGCUGCGCUUCCUCCCAAAGAAGAGCCGGCAGAACUACAAAGAGUUGAAGAUUUAGAAACUCAGAAGGUUGUCAAGAUGCCAACUUUGGUGAUUGAACCAGAGGAGAAAGUGUCUCUCCUAGAAAAAGCGAGGCCAAGCGGGCUUGAGCAGCCACAGGAGAUGCCUCACGCCGCAGAGACGGCCUUUCUCAUCGAGGAAGCUUGCUCUUACGAGGCCGAGCCACGAGACCGCGCCCGAGUCUCGGAGCAGAAGGCCUUGUGCCCGCCGGGGCACGUGAAGAUUUCCUUGACGGAGACCCGCCUGAAACAUUCUGAGCGUAGAGGCGAGAUGUCUGCGACUGAUGGUAAGGAGACUGCUGCCAUAGCGGAGAAACCGCAAGAGCUUGAGAAUGAGCGGGCCACCAACCAAGAAGUUAGCAACCAAAGAAAACACCAGAAGCGUGUGGUGGCAGUCAAGAAAGAAAGCCAGGAUAUCAUCUGGAGAGAAUCCGAGGAGGUCUCCAGGGUGAAACUGGAAGCGGCCCACAAAGACCAGAUUGCGUCUCUAGCGCGAGACAAAAGAAGCCGCAGUCCGGAAGAGCUAGGAUCAGACAAAGCUGAAGCCAAAGAUGAACGUUCAGCAGGACGUCACCGGGGAGCCGAGAAAAAGCAAGAAGAGAGUCCUCGACCGAUUGAAGGGCCGACGAAAGCAGAAGCAGAGGUCUCGGGGUCCGAGAUCCCGUCUCGGCAAGCCCUCCGUCGUGGCCACAGCCCAAAGGAAGACUCCGGGCUUCAGAUUCAAAGGUUAAGAAGAAGCCAAGAGCAAGAAGACGCAGCUGCUGCCAGAGAAGCUGACAGGUUCUCCGCCAUUGAGAAGUUGGAGAAAGAAAGCCAGAGAGCUUCGGUGGAGGAGUUGCAACCGCCGGUCAAGGAACUGGCAGCCAAGCCUGCGGUUCCACCAAAAGAUCGCCAAGCACCGACACCAGUUGAAGUCAAAACGCCAGAUGAGGUUGAGCAGCUGCAAGAAGCACGGACCAAGCCAGCGGUCAAGCCGCUUGUGAAGGCUGAAGAUCCCACCGUGAAGGUUGUGGCAGAAGAAAAAUCUGUGAAAGUGGCCCCCGUGACAGAUGAAACCAAGGGACCAGUUCAAGCACCGGCAGGAGUCAAGAAAGAACCAGCUCGGCUAAAAAAAGGUAAAGUUCCCACGGAAGAGACAGGGACAUUUGAGCUCCCGACUCUCAGGAAAGCCACUCCGGUCUCGAGGGAAGAGGUGGAGCAGGGGCUGGAAAAGGUCCAGCUCAAGAAGAUUCCGUCGGUGUCACCUAAAGAGGCUGAGAAGGAUCAGAAACUCGGAGAGGCCACCAGGACCACGCAAGUUGACAUAAUCCAGCUGGUGCAUGAAGAGCGUGCAGUCGAGAUGACGGUUACAAGCAGGAGUUCUGGAGAGGAGUGGACACCGAGAGACAAAGCAGAGGUGGAGAAAAAGCAGGAAAUUCCAAAGCCAAAACAAGAAUUAGAAAAAGAAGACCUUGAGCCUAAAUGGAGCCGUCAAAAAGAAACUCCAAAAGAUGACAGACCAGAGGAAGUGGUUUUGCGGAAGAAAUCUGCCAAAACUACGAAGGAGGAAGCAGGCCCUCCUGCUGCUGCUGCCUUGAAAAAAGUGAAAAAACUGCCUUCCGAUAAAGUGGAACAAGAAGUUGUCAAACUAAAACCCUUUGAGAAGCCGGUUCAAGCUGCCAAUGAGCCGGAGAAAGCCAAAGACACACCAGACAGAGACACUGUGGCUUUCCAAAAGGGAGCCAGGCUUCCCAGGGAGACUGAGGCAGAGGAACCACAGAAGAUCCCUCAGAAAGUACCAACAGAGGUAAAGGAGCCCUCGGCAAAGGUGCCAACGCGAGUACCCGAGGAAAAAUUGGAGGAGGAGGAGGAAGAAGCUAAAGCGCCAGUAAAGGUAAAGAAAACCCCAACAAGGCAGCCCGAGCCAGCGCCAGAGAAGAUGGCUCAGAAGCCGUUCUCUCGGCCUUCAAACCAAGCUAUUGAACCAGAGAAGAAACCGUCAGCCGUUGAAGAGAAGGGGCCGACAGAGGACCGUGUAGUUCCUGUGGGUGAACCAGAAGUGAAAGUACCACUUGCUACACCAAAGAAACCUGAGACCCCUCAAGCGGAGGAGGGAAACCUGGAGAAGAAGAGAGACCCUGAGCCACUUCCAGCAAAGAAGACUCCCUCUCAAGUGCCAUCUCCUUUGAAGAAACCCGAUCAAGUUUCAGAGGAGCCUAAACCACUGAAGCUCAGGAAGGGAGUCACAGCCAAGGCCAAGGAUCAGAAAGAAGUUGCUUUGACACCUGUGGAGCAAAUCAAGAAAAUUCAGCUGAAAAAGACACCAUCGCCCAAAGUGGAGAAGAGCAAAGAAACCGAAGGGAUUCCUGCUGCCUAUAAACUCCGAAAAACUCCCAAAACAGUUUCACCCAAGGACUCCCCAGAUGCAGCCACUCUUAAGAAAGGAGCCAAAACGCCCUCGCCCAAGGAAACGAUUCCCCUGGUCAAGGAAAUUUCUCCCGGAGCGGUCGAGAUGAGAAAAGUAGCGACUCAGCCAGAAGAGGAGGUGUUUGAGGAGGACCUCAGGCUGGACGAGGAGGCGGAGCCAGAAGAGGAAGAGGCCUGGGGCUGGGAACUGGUUCCUGAUGAAGACUGGGAAGGUGAAGGGGAGGAGGAGGAGCUGGGUGCUCUGGAGGUGCCGGGGGCGACCAGGAGAGAGGGACAGCCGGCAGAGGAAGCAGGAAGGGCAAGAGGAAGAGGCCUCAAACCCAAGCUGACGCCAUCGCCCGGUGAAGGCAGGGGACGUGGUCUCAGACCUGCCGGACGAGGCGCUCCUACACCUCCGGAGGAGCCUUUUGGAGGAUUCAAACUCAAAGCGGUGCCGCUCAAGUUCAUCAAGAAGCUGGAGGACAUUGUGCUGCAGGAGGCCGAGUCCAUCGGCUCUGCGGCCGUCUUUGAGUGCCAGGUGUCGCCGUCCACCGCCGUCACCUCGUGGAUGAAGGAUGGCGGCAACCUGCGCGAGAGCCCCAAACACAAGUUCACCUCAGACGGCAAAGACCGUAAGAUGAUGGUUAAAGACGUGCAGCUGUCGGACACCGGAGAGUACACUUGCGUCGCCAAGAACGCCGGCAAGGAGAUCAGCUGUACCGCCAAGCUCAUUGUCGAAGAGCUCCCUGUAAAAUGGAUCAAGGAGUUGGAGCCGGAGAUGUCGGCUGUGAAGGGUCAGCCGCUCUACCUGUCCUGCGAGCUGAACAAGGAGAGAGAUGUCAUCUGGAGGAAGAACGACAAGGUCCUGAAGAAGCAGGAAAACAAGUUCCAGAUCAACAUCAUUGGGCUGGCGCACGCUGUGACCAUUCAAAACACCGUUGAGGAGGACGCUGGUUGCUACUCCUGCGAAGUGGCCAACCAGGCUGAGUUGAAGACGUCAACAAACGUGAAAGUGACGGAGGUCAUCAAGGAUUGGCUCGUAAAGCCUCUGAGGGACCAGCAUGUGAAACCCAAGGCAAGCGCCACGUUUAAAGGCCUGCUGUUCAAGGACACUCCCAACUGGAAAUGGCUCAAAGGAGACAAGGAGUUGAUCCCCUCCGACAAAGUGGAGAUCAACAAGGACGGGAAGGACCUGACGCUGACCAUUAAGAACUGCCAGCCCGACGAUGUUUCCGACUACUCGGUGGAGGUGGAGGGACGUGUCUACAGCGCCAAAUUGACUCUCGGAGAGCGCGAAGCUGAAAUCUUGAAGCCCCUGACCAGUGUGGAGGUGUUCGAGAAGGAAGAUGCUGCCUUUGAGACGGAAAUAUCUGAGGAUGACAUUCCAGGACAAUGGAAGCUCAAAGGGGAGCCUCUGACCAGAUCCCCGACCUGCGACAUCCAAAUGGAGCGUGGCGUGCGCCAACUGAAGCUUAAGAAGUGUCAAGUGGAUCAGUCGGGCGAGGUGUCCUACCAAGCAUUGAACGCUGUCACGAGCGCAAUGCUCACCGUGAAAGAAAUCCCAAUGGACUUUGUCGUACCACUCAAGGACGUAAGUGUGCCUGAAAAGAAACAGGCCAAGUUUGAAUGUGCCAUCACCAGAGAUGUCCCCAAGGCCAUGUGGUACAGGGGAAGCGAAAUAAUCACACCAGACACCAAGUAUGACAUCAUCGCCGAUGGCAAAAAGCACUUGCUCAUCAUCAACUGCUGCCAGUUUGACGACGAGGACGAAUACAGGAUUGAGGUUUUGGGCAAAGAGUCCAAGGCGAGACUCAUUGUGGAGGGCAUCAGGCUCAAACUGACUUCGCCGCUCAAAGACCAAACGGUGAAGGAGGGCAGCACAGUUCGCUUUGAGCUGGAGCUCUCUCACGAAGAUAUUCCGGUGACCUGGUACAGGAACGACGUCAAAGUCCAUCCCAGCCGAACGGUGCUAAAGCACGUGGAUGGAAAGCGGCACGUGCUGGAGAUCAAGGACGUGACUCUGGAUGACACUUGCCAGAUCAAGGCUGAGGCCAAAGGAGUCUCCUCCAUGGCGAACUUGACCGUCAUAGAGGGAGACGCGUACUUCAUCGUCAAGCUGCAGGACUACACAGCAGUGGAGAAGGACAAGGUGGCCCUAGAAUGUGAGCUCAACAAAGAUGUUAAGGUGCUUUGGUACCACAAUGAAGAAGAGGUGAAGGCUUCCAAGGUGGUCGCCAUCAAGGCCGAGGGCAAGCGCAGAACGCUGCUCAUCAGGAAAGUGGCCGACAUAGACAAGGGACAGUACGUGUGUGACUGCGGGACGGACAAGACGACAGCAAGCCUUCACAUUGAAGCCCGCCAUAUCCGAGUGCUGCGGCCGGUGUACGGCGUGGAGGUGUUUGAGGGGGAGACGGCUCGCUUCGAGGUGGAGCUGAGCGAGGACGACGUGCACAGCCAGUGGAAACUCAACGGCCAAGUCUUAAGUCCAUCUCCCGAUGUGGAGAUGGUGGAGGAUGGAGCCAAGCACACUCUGGUGCUCUACAACUGCAAGGUGCCUCAGACCGGCGAGGUUUCGUUUAGCGCCGCUGACGCCAAGUGCUCGGCCAAUCUGAAAGUCAAGGAGAUUCCCGUUUCUUUCAUCACGCCGCUGGCUGACGUGCGCGUCUUUGAAAAGGAUGAUGCCAAGUUUGAGCUGGAGGUGUCCAGAGAACCCAAAAGCUUCCGUUGGUUCAAAGGCUCUCAGGAACUGAUGAGCGACGACAAAUAUCAGCUGCUGCGAGACGGAAACAAACACGCUCUUGUCGUCAAAUCCGCCAGAUAUGAAGAUGAAGCCAAGUACCUGUUUGAGGCCGAAGACAAGAGAACGUCAGGGAAGCUGAUCAUUGAAGGUAUCCGCCUGGAGUUUCUCAAACCCAUCAAGGACGUGACGGUGAAAGAGCGCGAAACGGCCGAGUUCAGUGUGGAACUCUCCCACGAAAACAUCCCGGUGGUUUGGUACAAAAGCGGCGCACGCCUGCACCCCAGCAAGGUGGUGCACAUGUCAGAGGACGGUCGAGUCCACACACUGGCCUUCAAGGAGGUCUCUAUUGAUGACACGUCCCUGAUCAAAGUGGAAGCCAUGGACAAGACUUCUGAGGCCAUGCUCACCGUGCUGGAGGGCGACCUCUACUUCACGCUCAAGCUCCAAAACUACAGCGCUAUCGAAAAGGACCAAGUGGUGCUGUCCUGUGAGUUGAGCAAAGCUUCCGGCGAGGUCCGCUGGUUCAAAGACGGGAAGGAAAUCUUUGCUUCCAAGAACAUUGUGAUGCAGUCCGAUGGCAGGAAGCGCAUGCUGGUCAUCCGCAAGGUGUCCAAGAGCGACAAGGGAGCCUUCACGUGCGACUGUGUCACUGACAGAACCACAGCCCAGCUCAACAUCGAAGAGCGCGACAUCAAGGUGAUGCGUCCGCUCUACAGCGUGGAAGUCACUGAGACCGAGACGGCUAAGUUUGAAACCGAGAUCUCCGAGGAGGACCUUCACGCCACCUGGAAGUUGAAGGGCGAGACACUUCACCCGUCCACUGAUGUGGAGAUCAAGGAGGAAGGCGUCAGGCACACCUUGAUCCUCUUCAACUGCCGCAUGGACAUGGCGGGAGGAGUAGACUUUGCCGCCGCCAAUGCAAAAUCAUCCGCUCAGCUCCGCGUCAAAGCCCGAGUGGUGACCCUGACGCGGCCGCUGAGCGACGUGACUGUGACGGCCAGCGAGACGGCCACCUUCGAGUGCGAAGUGUCUUACGAGGACGUCCCCGUGGAGUGGUUCCUGGAGGGCGUCAAGCUGGAGCCCAGCGACAGAGUGGUACUGAAGUCGGAGGGUAAAGUCCACAGCAUGACCCUGAGGGACGUUCAGCUGCAUGAAGCAGGACAGGUUCGGCUCACCACCAAAGACUGCCAGACCGAAGCUAGACUCAUCGUCAAAGAGCCACCGGUGGAGUUCACCAAGCCACUGGAAGACGAGACGGUGGAGGAGGAGGCCACCGCCACUCUGGAGUGUGAAGUCUCUCGGCCCAAUGGCGAGGUGCAGUGGUUCAGAGACGGACAGGAGAUCCGCAAGACCAAAAAGUACGAGAUGCUCGUAGACGGACGCAAAAGGACGCUGCUCAUCCACGGAUGCGCCCUGGAUGACUCCAGGACCUACUCCUGUGCUGCCAAAGAAUUCAAGACUUCCUGCUUCCUAAACGUAGAACCUCUCCGCGUGGAGUUUUCCAAGCCGCUCCAUGACUUGGAAGUGCAAGAGAAGGAAUCUGCCAGGUUUGAGUGUGAAGUAUCCCGAGAGAAUGUGAAGGUUUGCUGGUUCAAGGACGGAAGUGAAAUCCGAAAAGGGAAGAAGUACGAAAUUAUUGCUCAGGGACGCCAACACAUCCUCGUUGUCCACAAGUCGGUGAUGGAUGACGAAGCCGAGUACGAGUGCGACGCUAAAACCGCCAAGACCUCCGGAAUGCUGACUGUUAUCGAGGAGGAGGCCAGGUUCACCAAGAACCUGUCCGACGUGGAGGGAACCGAGACUGACACCGUGAAGCUCAUCUGCGAAGUCUCCAAAGCCGACGCUGACGUCACCUGGUACAAGGGCGAGGAAGAGUUGCCGGAUGGCGGCCGCUAUGACCAUAUUGUGGACGGCAGGAGGAGAAUCCUCCUUAUUCAGGACCUGAAGAUUCCUGACGCCGGAGAGUACAACUGCAGGCUCAGUCCCAGGGUCAGAACCUCAGGAAACCUCAGGAUUAAUGAACUGGCGGCCGAGUUUCUCUCCAGGCCUCGCAGCGUGGAGGUGGUAGAAGGCGAAAAGGCCGAGUUCACCUGCACCGUGUCCAAGGAGACCUAUGAGGUUAAAUGGCAAAAGGACGACAAGGAGCUGGAGGGCGGAGACAAGUACCAGAUGGUCAGUGAUGGAAAGAGAAGGACUUUGGUCAUCAAGAACUGCGAGCUCAGCGAUGAGUGCAAAUACGUGGUCUUGAUCGGAGCCACCAGAGCCAGCGCCCAGCUCACUGUACACGAAAAACUGAAGAUCAUCACGCCGCUAAAAGACACGGAGGCCAACGAAAGCCAGGAGGUGGUCCUUAUUUGUGAGGUGAACGACGAGGGCGCCAAGGUCAAGUGGCAGAAGAACGACGAGACCAUUUUCGAAAGCAGCAAGUACGUGAUGCUCCAGCGGGACAACAUCUUCUCGCUGAGGAUCCGAGAUGCGCAGCAGGAUGACCAAGCCAAUUACAGCGUCCACCUCAGCAAUCACAGAGGAGAGCAUGUCAAGAGCUCCUGCGGACUUAGUGUCAAAGAGGAACGUUUGAGGAUCGUGGUUCCUCUGGAGGAUGUGGACACACAGGAGAAAAAGACGGUCAGCUUCUCUUGCAAGGUCAACCGCCACAACGUCACUCUGAAGUGGCUCAAGGCCGGCGAGGAGGUGGUCUUCAGCAAGCGCCUGGUAUACCGGGUGGACAAAGACAAGCACACGCUGACCAUCAAGGACUGCACACUGGCCGACGAGGGCGAGUACACGGUGGUGGCCGGCGACGACAAGUCCACGGCGGAGCUGAUCAUCAGCGAGUCGCCCGCCGACUUUGCCAUGCAUUUGAAGGACCAGACCAUUACCGAGUUCGAGGACGCCGAGUUCUCCUGCAAGCUGACCAAAGAGAAGGCCGAGGUCAAGUGGUACAGGGACGGACGCGAGAUCAGAGAAGGACCCAGAUACACGUUUGAAAAAGACGGGAAUAUGUGCUACUUGCGCAUCAAAGAGUGCCGACUAGACGACGAGCGCGAGUACGCGUGCGGUGUCGACGACAAGCGAUCCAGAGCCAGGCUCUUUGUGGAAGAGAUCCCGGUGGAGAUCGUCAGGCCCCCGCAGGACGUAUCGGAGCCGCCCGGCUCGGACGUAAUGUUCGAGGUGGAGCUCAACAAAGACAGAGUUGAAGUCAGUUGGUUGAGGAACAACAUGACCAUUGUGCAGGGAGACAAAUACCAGAUGAUGAGCGAAGGCAAAGUACACAGGCUGCAGGUCUGCGAGAUCCGCCCUCGAGACCAGGGCGAGUACAGAGUGGUGGCCAAGGACAAAGAUGCCAAAGCCAAGCUGGAGCUGGCGGCGGCGCCCCAGAUCAAGACCACAGACCAAAACUACGUCACUGACGCGGGGAAGCCCCUGGUCAUGACGGUUCCCUACAGCGCCUUCCCUCAAGCCAAGGCUGACUGGCUGUACGGCAGUUCAAGUUUGUCCCAGGAUAGCAUCUACACUUCUUCUGACUGCACAGAGUACCGGAUGAAGGACCCCAGAAAGUCUGACGAGGGUCGCUACAAGGUCAUCAUCAAGAACAAACAUGGAGAGGGUGAAGCUUUCAUCAACCUGGACGUCAUUGAUGUCCCGGGGCCCGUGCGGAACCUGCAGGUUGUGGACACCGCUGACGGAGAAGUCAGUUUGGCGUGGGACGAACCGGAGAACGACGGCGGAAGCAAAGUCAUCGAGUAUGUGGUGGAGAGGCGAGACGUCAAACGCAAGACCUGGACGCUGGCUACGGAGCACGCGCAGAGUCCGGAGUACACCGUGACCGGACUCCAGAAGGACUCCAUGUACCUCUUCAGGGUCUGUGCCCGAAACAGAGUUGGCAGUGGACCCCUUGUAGAGACGGACGAACCAGUCCAGGCCAAGAACAAGUUUGACGUUCCUGAUCCCCCUCGGAAUGUGACGGUGGGGAACGUCUCCAAAUUUGGUUGCACCUUGACCUGGGAACCGCCCCAGUAUGACGGCGGUUCGCCGAUCACCUGCUACAUUGUGGAGCUUCGUGACAGGACGUCCGUCAAAUGGUCGCCGGUCCAGUUGACCAAGGCCGAUGAGCUGAGCGCCAUCAUCAAUGACGUCAUUGAGAACAAAGAGUACAUCUUCAGAGUCAAGGCGGAGAACAAAGCCGGCGUCGGAAAGCCCAGUGCCGCCACCUAUCCCGUCAAGAUUAUGGACGCUAUCGAGCCUCCCAGUCCGCCUCAAAACCUGGUCUGGCAGAACCAGAACAAAAACUCGGUGCAGCUGAGCUGGGAGACACCGCUCAGUAACGGCGGGAGCAUGAUUACCGGAUACAUUCUGGAGCGCUGUGAGGACGGAACUGACAAGUGGCUCCGCUGCAACACCCGCCUCUGCCCCGACCUCUUCUACAAGGUGUCUGGACUCAAAUAUGGAACAUACUACAACUAUCGAGCGUUCGCUGAAAACGCUGCCGGCAUCUCGGAUCCAUCCAACGUCAUCGGACCUCUGCUGGCCGACGACCCGCACACCCCACCUACCAUGGACCUGAGUGGCUUCAAAGACGGGCUGGAGGUGAUCGUUCCAAAUCCUCUCAUCAUCCGAGUCCCCAUCACCGGAUAUCCCGUCCCCAUCGCCAAGUGGACAUUCGGGGAGAAGGAGCUGAGCGAUGCCGAUGACCGCGUCACGGUGACCACCAGGUCCACGUUUGCGGAGCUCGUGGUGACUCCCAGCGUCCGUCCGGACAAAGGCACCUACACCCUGCAGCUAGAGAACGACGUUUCGUCUGUCUCCGGAGAAAUCGAAGUCAAUGUCAUUGCCGCGCCAAGUGCACCAAAGGACUUUAAGGUUCUGGAAGUGACCCGCCAGCACGUUCACCUGAGCUGGGAUCCUCCAGAGCACGACGGAGGAAGUCCUCUGACGGGCUACCAGGUGGAGAAACGAGAGGUCUCCCGCAAGACCUGGGUCAAGGCGGCCUCAGGCAUCCAGGAUCUGGAGAUGACAGUCACCGAUGUGAUUGAAGGCAAAGAGUACCUGUUCAAGGUCACGGCCUGCAACAAGUGUGGACCAGGAGAGCCGGCCUACAUUGACGAGCCUGUCAAUGUGUCCUCUCCUGCCACCAUCCCUGACCCACCAGAAAAUCUGCGGUGGAGGGACAAGUCGGCCAGUGGCAUCUUCCUGACCUGGGAGCCUCCCAAGUAUGACGGCGGCAGUAGCAUCCGCGGCUACAACGUCGAACGCUGCCAGAGAGGAAGCGAUCGGUGGGAGCCUUGCGGAGACCUGGUCCCCGAACUUAAGUGCCAAGUCACGGGUCUGACCGAGGGCGAGUGGUACUCGUACCGAGUCCGAGCGCUGAACCGACUCGGAGCCGGUCGGCCCUGCAAGGCCACGGAUGAGAUCCAGGCAGUAGACCCCAAAGAGCCACCAGAGAUCCAGCUGGACGCCAAGCUGCUUGCCGGUCUGACCGCCAAGGCCGGCAGCAAAAUUGAACUCCCCGCCCUGGUGACGGGCAAACCCGAGCCCCGAGUCAAGUGGACCAAGGCCGACCUGGUCCUCAAAGCAGAUGACAGAGUCCAUAUCGACACCAAGCCGGGACACUCCACAGUCACCGUGUCCAAGACCAAGCGGGAUGACAGCUCAACCUACAUCAUUGAGGCCACCAACAGCUGCGGCCGAGCCACCGCCACCGUCGACGUCAAUAUUCUCGACAAACCGGGACCCCCUGCAGCCUUCGACAUUUCGGAAAUUACCAACGAUUCCUGCUUCCUGGCCUGGAACCCACCGCGUGACGACGGCGGCUCCAGAGUCACCAACUACAUCAUUGAGCGCCGCGCCGCCGACAGCGAGAUUUGGCACCGGCUCUCGUCCACCGUCAAACAAACCACCUACAGGGCGGUGGACCUGGUCAAGUUCAAAGAGUACAUCUUCAGGGUUUUUGCCGAGAACCAGUUUGGUGUGGGCCCACCGGCCGAACACCCGUCCAUUAUCGCCAGAUACCCCUUUGACACCCCGGGCCCCCCUUACAAGUUGGAGCCUUCGGACAUCGCCAAGGACUCGCUGACUCUCAGCUGGUACGAGCCCGACGAGGACGGAGGAAGCCCGAUCACCGGCUACUGGGUGGAGCGAUACGAGCCCGACCACGACAGGUGGAUCCGAUGCAACAAGCUGCCCAUCAAGGACACAAACUACAGGGUCAAAGGUCUUCCCACAAGGAAGAAGUACAAGUUCAGAGUCCUGGCUGAAAACCUGGCCGGAACCGGAAAACCGAGCAAGGAAACCGAGCCAAUCUUUGUGAAAGAUCCGAUUGAUCCUCCGUGGCCUCCUGGUAAACCGACGGUGAAGGACGUGGCCAAGACCUCCUGCUUCCUGAUGUGGACCAAACCGGAGCACGAUGGAGGAGCCAAGAUUGACGGCUACGUCAUCGAGAUGCUCAAGAGCGGAACCACCGAUUGGAUCCGUGUGGCGGAGGACGUCGGCAUGACCGAGUACUUCCUGAAGGGCCUGAUGGAGAAGCAGGAGUACUCCUUCAGGGUGCGAGCCGUCAACGUGGCCGGGGAGAGCGAGCCCAGCGAGCCCAGCGACCCGGUCCUCUGCAAGGAGAGGCUCAACCCCCCUUCGGCUCCUCGCUGGCUGGAGGUCACCGGCAUUAGCAGGAAGAGCGCUGAGUUGAAGUGGACCGUUCCAGAGCGCGAUGGAGGCUCCCCCAUCACCAACUAUGUGGUGGAGAAACGGGAUGUCCGACGUAAAGGCUGGCAGGCCGUGGACACCACCGUCAAGGAGCUCAAGUACACGGUGGCGCCGCUCAACGAAGGCUCGCUCUACGUGUUCCGCGUGGCGGCUGAGAACGCAGUUGGCGUCGGGCCCUUCUGCGAGAUGGAGGACUCGGUGCUGGCCAAGGAUACUUUCACCACUCCCGGGCCACCGUACGCCCUCGCAGUGGACGCCGUGACCAAAAGAUAUGUCGACCUGCAGUGGGAGGCGCCCAAGAAUGAUGGUGGCAGACCUAUCCUCAGGUAUUCUAUCGAAAAGAAGGAGAAGCUCGGAACUCGCUGGGUCAAGUGCGGAAAGACUUCCGGGCCGGACUGCAAAUAUAGAGUGACAGACGUGAUCGAAGGAACAGAAGUUCAGUUCCAAGUCCGCGCCGAGAACGAGGCGGGAGUCGGACAUCCGAGCGAACCUACCGAGAUCCUGACCAUCGAAGACCCGACAGGCGUCCCGUCACCUCCCGUCGAGCUCCACGUGACGGCCGCAGGCCGGGACUUCCUGUCCAUCGGCUGGAAGCCUCCGCAGAGAGACGGCGGCUCCCCCGUCACCGGCUACCACAUCGAGAUGUGCGAAGCCGGGACGGAGAAAUGGAUGAGGGCCAACUCUCGUCCCGUCAAGGAACUCAAGUUCACCGUGGCGGAAGGUGUUGUCCCUGAGAAGGAGUACGUCUUGAGAGUGAGAGCUAUCAACUCUGUCGGAGUCAGCGAGCCCUCUGAUAUCUCUGAGAACGUCGUUGCCAAAGAUUCCGACUGCAACCCCACGCUGGAAUUCCAGACGCUGGAUUUGAUUGUGGUAGAGACAGAGAAGCUGCACAUCCCGGUUCCCUUCAGGGCAGUUCCCUCGCCCAAGGUCACCUGGCACAAAGACGGCAAGGAGCUGAAGGCCAGCGACCGUCUGGGCUUCAGGAAAGAGUAUACUUGCUGUCACCUGGAGGUGGACAGUAGUCUUCACUCUGAUGCAGGCCAGUACAAAGUGACUCUGGAGAAUAAACUCGGAGCCGCCAGUGCUGCCAUCAACGUCAAAGUCAUCGGUCUUCCAGGCCCGUGCAAGGAAAUCGUGGCCUCUGAGAUCACCAAGAGCUCCUGCAAGGUCUCCUGGGAUCCUCCCGAAUAUGAUGGAGGCACCCCGAUUAUUCAUUACGUUCUGCAGCGGCGUGAGGCCGGCAGGAGGACGUAUGUCAAUAUAAUGUCUGGAGAGAACAAAUUGAGCUGGAACGCCAAAGACCUCAUUCCCAACGGCGAGUACUACUUCAGAGUCCAGGCGGUAAACAAGAUUGGAGGAGGGGAGUUCGUGGAGCUUCGCAACCCUGUCAUUGCUCAGGACCAGAAACAUCCUCCUGACCCACCGGUGGAUGUGGAGACCCACAAUCCCACUUCGGGCACCAUCACACUGACCUGGAAGCCUCCCAUGUAUGACGGAGGUGCCAAGAUCAUGGGUUACAUCCUGGAGCGGCAGCUGAAGGGUGAGGACAAGUGGGAGAGGUGCAACGAUUUCCUGGUUCCGGUGCUGUCCUACACCGUCAGAGGGCUAAAGGAGGCCAAGAGCUACGCCUUCAGAGUACGAGCAGAAAAUUCCGCUGGUGUCAGCGAUCCGUCCCGCAGCACCCUGUUUGUCAAGGCCUUGGAUGCAGUCGAUGCUCCGAAGGUUUUCCUUAGUGGCAGCCUUCAAUCUGGCCUAAACGUGAAACGAGGCAGUGAGAUCCGCCUGGAGGCCAAUAUCUCCGGCUCACCGUACCCUGAGAUUACCUGGUACUGGAACAACCAGGUGAUCCGGCCCGAGGCGCCCCGCAGGAGGCCGGAGAGACCGCUGAAGAAAAAGGUGGAGAAGAAGGAGGAGCAGGAAGGAGAAAAGAAAGAGCAGGAAGUGGGAGAAGUCAAGGAUGCAGAGGAGAAGAAGGAGGAGGUGGCAGAGCAGGAAGCAGAGGAGACAGACUACCCGACUAUUGGCGAGCGGCUGAGCAUCAACAACAGCAGGAGGGGCGAGUCCACAGCAGUUAUCAAGGACUCACUGCGUGUCGACCACGGCGUCUACAUGGUGAAGGUGGAGAACGACCACGGCGUCGCGUCAGCCACCUGCGAUGUCAACGUCCUUGACACUCCUGGACCUCCAAUCAACUUCUGCUUUGAGGAGGUGAGGAAGAACUCUGUGAUCUGCAAGUGGGAUCCCCCUAAAGAUGACGGAGGCAGCGAGAUCCUCAACUACACGCUGGAGAAGAAGGAUAACUCCAAGAUAGAGCUUGGAUACAGCUGUGUCACCUCCACACUUAGAGGGUGUCGUUAUCUGGUGCCCAAACUCAUUGAAAAGAAGGAGUACAUCUUCAGAGUUGUCGCUGAGAACAAGUAUGGUGCUGGUCCCCCCUGCAUCUCCAAACCUCUCGUUGCCAAGAACCCCUUCGAACCUCCUGAGGCCCCCGAGAAGCCGGAGAUCGAUGACGUCACAGCCCACAGCAUGCUGGUCACCUGGAAGGAGCCAAACGACAACGGCAGCCCUAUCCUGGGGUACUGGGUGGAGCGUCGUGAGAUCAACAGUUCCCACUGGGCUCGGGUCAACAGAAACAUGGUCCCUUCUACCGAGCUGAAUGUGGAGGGACUCGUCGAGGGCUUAACGUACAUCUUCAGAGUGGCGGCCGAAAAUCAGGCGGGCCCCGGAAAGUUCAGCGUUCCUUCAGAUCCUAAAACGGCACAAGCCCCAAUAUUACCUCCCGGACCACCUAUCCCCCGAGUGGUGGCAACCACCGACCACUCCAUUGACGUUGAGUGGGACGCACCUGCCGACAAUGGAGGAGGCGAGAUCCUGGGAUACCACGUGGACAAGACUAUGGCCGGGACCAAAGACUGGUCUAGGUCUACAGAACGUCCAUGGAAGACUCGAGCAUUUACGGUAUAUGGAGUCCGUGAGGGAGCCAAGUACCUGGUCAGAGUCAUUGCCUGCAAUGCUGCGGGAGAGGGAACCCCGGGUUUCACCGAGUCAGUGUUUGUCAGGAAUCCUGCAGAAAUGCCUGCAGUGGAGCUGGACAUUUUAGUCAAGAACGGCGUGGUCAUCCGAGCUGGCGAAACACUUCGUGUUCCGGCGCUUGUCACCGGUAAACCCUACCCAACCAUCACUUGGACCGUGGACGAUAAGAAACCCGACAAAGACCACGUAGAAAUCCUCACCGAGGGCAGCAACAGCAUUGUGCUCAUUAAAAGCGUGCAGAGAAAGGACUGCGGCAAAUACUUGAUCUCUGCAUGUAACCCCAGUGGCACCAGGUCAGCCUUCACCCGGGUGGAGGUCAUGGAUGUUCCCGGACCAGUCACUGACCUGAAGCCAGUGGUUGUGACUAGAACGAUGAUCUUCCUGAACUGGGAUGACCCGGUGGACGACGGCGGCAGUGACCUGACCGGCUUCCUGGUGGAGCGCAGAGAUGCCAAAAUGCACACGUGGAGGCAGCCCGUUGAAACCGUCUCUUCCAAAUGCGAGUGCGUGGGCAUCAUGGAGCGACAAGAGUACUUUUUCCGUGUCUUUGCCAAGAACAAGUACGGCAUGGGCCCGCCCGUCGAGAUCGGACCCAUCAAAGCUGUGGACCCACAAGGACCGCCGUCGCCCCCCGAGAAGUUCCACUACACGGAGCGCACCAAGAACUCCAUCACGCUAGCAUGGAAGCCGCCUCGCAAUGACGGCGGCAGCCCUGUCAUCGGCUACUUGGUGGAGAAGAAGCGUCAAGACAAGCAGGCCUUUGAGCCUUGCAACACAGAGCUCUGCCCUGACUUGAGCAUGACGGUGGAGGGCCUGGACGAGGCCUGGAUGUACGAGUUCAGGAUCAAGUGCGCAAAUCUGAUUGGGCAAAGCGACCCGUCCCUUGCGCUGACCGUGGUCAUCCAAGACGAUGAAGUGGCCCCAGAGAUCCACAUGCUGAAGAUAUUCAAGGCUGACAGCAUCACGGUGAAAAAGGGCGAGCCCGUGGAGAUCCCCGCCGACAUCCUGGGCCUCCCCAUCCCCAAAGUGGAGUGGUCCAAAGAUGACGUGGUGCUGAAGAAGCCCACGGAAAGUCUGCUGAUGGAGACGACGGUGACGGGCAGGAUGAACUGCAAGUCCACUCUGUCCAUUCUCGCGGCCGACCGGAAGGAUCGCGGCAGCUACACCAUAUCGGCCUCCAACAACAUGGGCUCAGCCAAGCACACCACUUCUGUCAUGGUGCUAGACCGCCCGCUUCCUCCCAGAAACGUGGCAGUGUCCAAUAUCAAGGCGGAAUCCUGCCAGCUGCAGUGGGACGCGCCUCUGGAUGAUGGUGGCAGUGAGCUGACCAACUACAUUGUUGAGAAGAAAGAAGUGAUCACAGACGAAGGGGAGGAAGAGGGACAGGAAGCGGAACCUCAAUGGGUGGAGCUCACCAACAGCAUCGUUGACAAGAAGUUUCGGGUGUGGAACUUGGAUACCAACAAAUCCUACCUGUUCCGCGUCAGAGCCGAGAACCGUUACGGCAAGUCUGACCCUUGCGCAACAGAGGAAGUUCAAAUCACAGACCCCUUCGGGCUCCCCGGCCCCCCGGAGAAACCGGCCAUCACCGAGUAUACCAAGAACUCCAUGACCCUGACCUGGGAGCCACCGAGGGACAACGGCGGCUCUAUGAUCAUUGGCUACUGGCUGGAGAAGAAAGAAAGAGGCUCCGCCUACUGGGCCAGAGUCAACAAGAUGCCGGUCACCAAGAGGGGCAUGAAAGGCUGGGAGUACCAGGUGACUCGCUUGUUUGAAGGAAGUGAGUACGAAUUCCGAGUCGCCGCCUUCAAUUCGGCCGGAACGGGACCUUUCAGCGCACCAUCCGACCCGGCCUUUGCUGUCGACCCUCUGACUCCUCCCAGCAUGCCCAAUGCUCCCGUGGUGGCCGACAAGACCAAGCACAAUGUCACUCUGACCUGGAAGCCGCCGGAGAAGGAUGGCGGAAGCCCCAUCAAGGGCUACAUCGUCCAGAUCCAGGACGAGGGCAAAUCGGAUUGGGUGAGGGUGAACGAAGAGCCGCACCCCACCACCGAGUUCACCGUGCCCAACCUGCGUGAGCUCAAGCGCUACCGCUUCAGAAUCAUCGCAGUCAACGACAUCGGCGAAUCGGACCCUAGCCCCCGCACCGGCGAGGUCUUGAUUGAAGACGUUCAGCUCCCGCCCUCCAUCACCAUUGACAUCUUGGUGGAUGAUCUGCUCUACAUCCGUGCCGGAGAUCCCAUCAAGAUCCCAGCCACCAUCAAAGGUCGUCCUGUGCCCAAGGUAACGUGGGACUUUGACGGCAAAGCCAAGUCUCACAAGAAGAACAAGUUGCACACUCUUCCCGUGGACUCGGAGGUCGAGUCCACAGACACCACGUCCGUCGUGAGCAUCCCCGUUAGUUUGAGGACCCACUCUGGACGCUACACCAUCACGGCCAAGAACAAGUCUGGACAGAAACACGUCAACGUCAGAGUCAACGUCCUCGAUGUUCCGGGACCUCCGAAAGAUCUGAAGGUGACCGACAUCACCCGUUCAACCAUGAGGCUGAUCUGGAAGCUGCCUGACAAUGACGGUGGAGAGAGAAUCAAAAGCUACUACAUUGAGAAGAAAUGCGUCACUGACAAGGCCUGGACGAAGGUGAACGCGGCCUGCGCCAGUCAAGCCUUUGUGGUCCCGGGCCUCUUGGAAGGACAGGACUACCUGUUCAGAGUGCGAGCCGAGAACCGGCUGGGUUUUGGUCCGUUCACCGUCACCACUGAUCCUGCCCGAGCCAGCGACCCCAUCUACCCGCCAGACCCACCUACCAAGCUGAAAGUCAACUUGGUGACCAAGAACACGGUGACCCUGAGCUGGGAGCCUCCCAAGAACGACGGAGGCUCUCCUGUCAAACAUUAUGUGGUGGAGCGCUUGAGCUGGGACACCAGCGGCAAGGAGAAGGAAACCUGGAAGCAGUGCAACAAGCGAGACGUGGAGGAGCUCAGCUUUGUGGUGGAGGACCUGAACGAGGGCGGAGAGUACGAGUUCCGAGUGAAAGCCGUGAACGCUGCCGGACCCAGUCGACCCUCAGCCACCGCUGGACCGCUCUUCAUCAAGGAUCAGACCUGCCCGCCCGCCAUCGAGCUGCGGGAGGUGCUGGAGGGUGAGGAGGGCUGCGACGUCAGCCUGCCGGCCAAGGUCAGCGGCUGUCCUUUCCCCAGCCUCUCGUGGCAAAAGGCCAGCCUGGCGGCGCCCGAGCAGAAGGCUGCCGUGCGCUACGACCAGCGCGUGGCCAAGCUGGUGACGCACGACAAGUGCACGCUGCUGCUGCAGAGGGCCACCCGCGACGACAGCGCCCUCUACAGCCUGACUGCCAGCAACGCCCUGGGCACUGUCACCAAGGACGUCAAACUCUUGGUCUAUGGACCUCCCGGCCCACCCGUUGGACCGGUGAAGUUCACCGAGGUGUUUGCGGAGAGGAUCGGCCUGGCCUGGAAGCCGCCCCUGGACGACGGCGGCUCCAAAAUCACCAACUACGUGGUGGAGAAGCGCGAGGACAACCGCAAGUCUUGGGUGCACGUGUCCAACGACCCCAAGGACUGCGCCUACCUGGUGACCCGGCUCACGGAGAACCACGAGUACGAGUUCAGAAUCAUGGCGCAGAACAAGUUUGGAGUCGGGCCUCCGCUACUCAGCGAGCCUGAAAAAGCCAGGAACCUCUUCACUGUUCCCGGCCAAUGUGAGAAGCCCACCGUGACCAACGUGUGUCUGGAGUCCAUGACGGUGAACUGGGAGGAGCCCAAAUACGACGGUGGCUCGCCGGUCACCGGCUACUUCAUCGAGAAAAAGGAGACCACCAGCAAGCGCUGGGCUCGUGUCAACCGGCAGCCCAUCCGGGCGCUGCCCCUGGGAAACAACUGGGACGUCACCGGCCUGCUGGAUGGUGCCAUGUACCAGUUCCGAGUCAGCGCCGCCAACGCCGCCGGUUGCGGACUACCCAGCCUACCCUCAGACCCCGUUCUCUGUAGGGACCCCAUCAAGCCCCCUGGCCCUCCCACUCCGAAGGUGAUGGACUGGACCAGGUCAACGGUGGAGCUGGAAUGGCUUCCCCCCCUGGUGGACGGAGGCUCCAAGGUUACCGGCUACAUUGUGGAAUUCAAGGAGGUGAGCAAGGAAGAGGAGGAGAAGAAGGCUCAGAGGAAGUUGCUUCUACUGAGCAGCGCCGACGAUGACAAGGAACCGGAGAGCUGGGAGAAGGCCAAGGACUCAGAGAUCAGAGGAACCAAGUUUGUGGUGGCCGGUCUCAAAGAAGGUGGUUUGUACCGCUUCAGAGUCCGAGCCGUCAACGCCGCCGGGGUCGGUGAACCGGGAAACGUUUCGGAGCUGAUCGAAGCCAGAGACAGGACAAUUGCGCCCGAGAUGGACCUGGACGCCUCCGUCAAGGAGAGGAUCGUUGUCCACGCCGGCGGGACCAUCCGCAUCAUCGCCUACGUGUCCGGCAAACCGGCGCCGCACAUCAGCUGGUGCCGAGAUGACGGCGAGGUGCCCAAAGAGGCCGCGGUGGAGACCACGGGCAUCUCCAAUUCGCUGGUCAUCAAGAACUGCAAACGCCAGCACCAGGGCAUCUACACGCUCUGCGCAAAGAACGAAGGUGGCGAGAGGAAGAAGGCAGUCAUCGUGGAGGUCCUGGAUGUUCCCGGACCAGUCGGCCUCCCCUUCGCCGGUGAGAACCUGACCAACGACUCGUGCAAACUGAGCUGGUAUACCCCCGAAGACGACGGCGGCUCGGCCAUCACCAACUACAUCAUCGAGAAGCGGGAGUCGGACCGCAUGGGCUGGACUUCGGUCACUUAUACGGUGACCAGGAACAACGCCGUGGUGCAGGGACUCCUGAACGGGAAAGGCUAUUUCUUCAGGAUCGCCGCCGAGAACAUCAUCGGCAUGGGCCCCUUUGUGGAGACGGACAAAGUCGUGCUCAUCAAAGACCCCAUAUCCGUACCCGAGCGUCCGGAGGACCUGAUCGUCACGGCCGUCACCAAGGACUCCAUCUCGGUAGCCUGGAAGCCGCCCAAGUAUGACGGGGGCGCCCAAGUGACCAGCUAUGUCCUUGAGUGUCGCAUGAUCGGCCGAGACAACUUUGUCCGCGUGGGAGGUGACGAGAAGCUGAUGGACAGAAAGUUCACCCUGAGCGGACUCAAGGAGGGCUCCAGCCACGAAUUCAGAGUGGCUGCCGUCAACGUAGUGGGACAAGGCAAAUUUUCCUUUGCCACCAAACCUGUUCAGUGCAAGGAUGAGCUGGAACCUCCCAGUCUGGACCUGGACUUCCGAGACAAGAUGACGGUGAAGGCGGGAGACAGCUGCAUGCUGUCUGGACGCUACGGCGGCAAGCCGAGGCCCAGCGUCACCUGGACCAAGAACGAGGAGGAGCUGAAGCCUGAUGCGGACUUAGCCGUCCGCUGCGGCGACACGCAACUCAGUCUGGACAUUGGCAAGGCCAGGAGAGACCACAGCGGAUGCUACUGCGUUAACGUGGACAACGCGGCCGGCAGGCGCAGCGGAAUCUGCGCCGUCACCGUCGUCGACCGACCUCAGCCUCCCGAGGGCCCAGUGAUCUUUGAGGAGGUCUACAGAGACCACAUGCUCAUUUCCUGGAAACCUCCCCUGGACGACGGUGGCUGCGCCAUCUCCAACUACGUCAUCGAGAAGCGAGACACCAACCGAGACUUGUGGAUGCCCGUCAGCGUGUCCUGCACGAGGACCACCUGCAGGGUGCCAAAACUGAUUGAGGGUCGCGAGUACAUCGUCCGAAUCAUGGCCCAGAACAUCUAUGGCAUCAGCGACCCACUGCUGUCCACCGAGGUCAAGGCCAGAGAUGUGUUCCGGGUGCCCGACGCACCCAAGCAGCCCACCGUCAAGGCAGUGUACCAGGACCGCGCCCUGGUUCACUGGGAGCCUCCGGCAGAUGGAGGCAAGCCAAUCACCGGAUACAUUGUGGAGAGGAAGGAGACCAUGGCCAACAGAUGGGUCCGCUGCAACACAGAAAAGAUCCAUCCCAUGGUGGAGUACAUGGUCCUGGACCUUCUCAAGGGUUGCGAGUACGAAUUCCGAGUCCGCGCGGAGAACGUGGUGGGCGUGGGUGACCCCAGUCCGCCGUCCAAGCCCGUCUUCGCCAAAGAUCCCAUCGUCAAGCCGAGCCCACCGCAGAAUCUCAAGGCCGUGGACCACACCAAGGAGUCUGUGACUCUGACCUGGGAGCCGCCCGCCGACACCGGCCGAGGCAAGAUCUUCGGCUACCUGCUGGAGUUCCAGAAGGCCGGCGAGGAGGAGUGGCAGAAGGUGAACCACACUCCGGAUUCUUGCCAGGGGACCAGGUUCAAGGUGGUGGGCCUGGAGGAUGGCGCGCUCUACCGCUUCAGAGUGAAGGCUGUCAACGCUGCCGGGGAGUCCGACCCCGCUCAUAUCAAAGAACCGGUCAGAGUGAUGGACCGACUCGAAGCACCAGAGUUGAUUCUGGAUGCCGGCAUGACCCGAGUGGUCAAGGCCCUGGUCGGCACUCACAUCACUCUCAUGGCGGCCAUCAAGGGCAUCCCCUUCCCCUCCGUGGUAUGGAAGAAGAACGACGCCGACGUGCCCACCAGGGCUGACAUUGAGACCAAACAAGAGGGCACCAAGCUGGAGAUGAGGUUCUGCAACCGCGGCGACUGUGGAGACUACACGCUCACGGUCGAAAACCCUGCCGGCUCCAAGACCGUCACAUGCACCGUCUUGGUCUUUGACAAACCUGGUCCUGUCCAGCACCUUCGCGUCUCAGAUGUCAGGAGCGACUCAGCUUUCCUGUCUUGGAAAGACCCGGAGGACAACGGAGGCGCUCGCAUCAGCAACUUUGUGGUGGAGAAGAAAGACACGGGCUCCACGCAGUGGGUUCCCGUGUGCUCCACCUCCAAGAAACGCAGCAUGAUGCUGAAGCACCUGACGGAGGGACUGGCCUACACCUUCCGAGUUGCGGCCGAGAACCAGUAUGGUCGCAGCGAGUAUGUGGAGACGCCCAAGGCCAUCAAAGCCAUGAAUCCGCUCUUCCCUCCCGGUCCUCCUAAAGACCUUCACCACGUGGACGUGGACAAGACGGAGGUGUGGCUUGCCUGGAAUUGGCCCGACCGAAACGGCGGGAGUGAGAUUACGGGCUUCUUGGUGGAGUAUCAAGAAGAAGGAGCGAAAGAGUGGCACGAGUGGCAGACGGUCAGCAUCCCGGAGAGUCACGUGACUGGUCUGGAAGAAGGCAAGACCUAUCGCUUCCGAGUGAGAGCCGAGAACGCCAUUGGCCUCAGCAGACCCGACACCACCCUUCCCAUCCUCUGCCAGGAGAAGCUGGUGCCUCCGAUCCUCGAGGUGGAUGUCAAGCUGACUGACGGCAUCAUCGUGAAGGCAGGCACCACCAUCAGGCUGCCCGCCAUCAUGAGAGGAACGCCAGUCCCGACUGCCAAAUGGUCCAUCGAAGGAGAGGAGAUCACCAGCGGGGGCAAGAUCAAGAUCGACACCGACAACUUCUCCACCGUUCUCAGCAUUAACGAGUGCACCAGAAACCACACGGGCACCUACCUGCUCACCGUGUCCAACCUCGCCGGCACCAAGACGGCGGCUCUGAACGUCACCGUUCUGGACGUCCCGGCGGCGCCCAUCGGACCCGUCAACAUCCUGGAGGUGUCCCCCGACGCCAUGACCAUCGAGUGGCGUCCUCCCAAGGAUGACGGCGGCAGCCCCGUCACCAACUACAUCGUGGAGAAGAAAGAUUCCAACAAGGAGACCUGGGGAGGAGUUAGCUCUGGCAGCCUGGCCACCAAGCUCAGGAUUGUGCGCCUGCAAAAGGGCGUCGAGUACGUGGUCCGCAUCCGCGCCGAGAACAAAAUGGGCAUCGGGGCGCCCUUGGAGAGCAAGCCUACCAUCGCCGAGCAUACUUUCAUGCCGCCGAGUCCGCCCGGUAAGCCGUUGCCACAUGACAUCUCCGAGGAUGCCGUCACGGUCGGAUGGACCAUGCCCUUGUCUGACGGUGGCAGUCCGAUCACCGGUUACCUCAUUGAACGCAGACAUAAAGGAGGGAAAUGGAUCCGCGUGAACAGGACGCCCUGCAAGGACCUCCGCUACCGAGUCCAGGGCUUGUUUGUAGGCAACGAGUACGAAUUUAGAGUAUUUGCAGAGAAUAGUGCUGGCUAUAGUGGACCCUCGCCCAUCUCUGACCUCUGCAAGCCCUGCAGGCAAAUCACAGUCCCGAGUGCCCCGAUAAACCCCAAAGUCAAAGAUUACAGCAAAUCAACGGCCGACUUGGUGUGGACCAAACCCACCAAAGACGGCGGCAGUCCCAUUCUGGGCUACACUGUGGAAAUGAAGAAGGCCGACGGCGACUGGAAGAAAGUCAACGUGGACGACUUCAUCAAGUUGUGCGUAUAUACAGUCAAGGGGCUCGAGCAGGGUGCCACCUACAGAUUCAGAGUGUUUGCCUCAAAUAUGAUCGGUGACGGUGAAUCCAGCGAAGUUCCAGAGUCGGUCACGGCUCAAGACAUUCUGAUCCCACCGGAGAUUGAAAUGGACGCCACGUGUCGCGAGCGCGUCACCGUGCGCGUCGGACACAACGUCAACAUUGUCGGCUAUAUCAAGGCCCGUCCGGAGCCUGAAGUGCUGUGGUCCAAGGGAGAGACUAUUCUGGAGAACAGCAAACGUGUAACUCUGAUCCAGAACCUACCUGUGGUCCAACUGAAGAUCAAAGAGGCCACCAGAGCUGACCAUGGUAAAUAUACCCUGAAGGCCUCAAAUGUGGGCGGAGAGGCCUCCUGCUGCAUCACUGUCAAUGUUCUGGACCGUCCCGGCCAUUGCCAGAAUCUCCAUACCACCUACGUCACCAAGGACUCCUGCAUGAUCAACUGGGAUGCUCCAAAAGACAACGGUGGCUCUGAAAUCACCAACUACAUUGUGGAGUGCCGAGAGCCCAGCAUCAGCAUGUGGUCUAUGAUCUCUUCCCAUUGCACCAACCGCAAGAUCAAGACCAAGCUCAUGGAGGGCCACCAGUACCUGUUCCGUGUCUGUGCCGAAAACAAGAUGGGACCCGGGCCCUGUGUGGAGACCAAGGUCCCCGUGCUAGCCAUCGACCCCAUUGAAAAACCAGGCGAGCCCGAGAACUUCAGGGUGACAGACAUUGGCAAGAGCUACGUCUACCUGAGGUGGAGGAGGCCUGACUAUGAUGGCGGCAGCCCCAACCUCUCUUACAACCUGGAGUGCAAAGUCAAAGAUGCGCAGGAAUGGGAAAAACUCAACACGGGCGUCCUAACCAACACUUUCUUUUUGGCGGACAAGUGUGUCGAAAAUCAGACGUACACGUUCAGGGUGCAAAGCGUCAAUGAAGGAGGAGAGAGCGGCUGGGUGAAAUUGGCCGAUAUUCUGGUGCGAGAAGAGAUCCAGAAACCGGUCCUCGACCUGAAGCUUUCCGGAACAUUGACGGUGAAGGCUGGAGAGUCGGUCAGGAUGGAAGCUUCCUUGAGAGGAAAGCCCCACCCUGAAGUCAAGUGGAUCAAGGACAAGGCAAUCGGAGACAACCCCAGAAUCAGCUAUGAGACCGGCUCUGACUACUCCAAGUUCCUUUUGACCAAGUCCCGACGCACUGACUCCGGGAAGUACAUUGUCACCGCCACCAACUCGGCCGGAACCUUCACGGCGUACGCCAGCGUGAACGUCCUGGACGUCCCCGGAGCCGUCAGGAACCUACGAGUCACUGGCAUCGGAGCAGACAAGUGCAGAGUCAUUUGGGAUGCGCCUGAGGAUGACGGAGGCUGCGAGGUGGACAGCUACAUCUUGGAAAAGUGCGAGACCAGGAGGAUGGUGUGGUCCACGUAUUCUGCCUCGGUUGUCACCGCGUACUGCAACGUGACGCGUCUGGUGGAGGGCAACGAGUAUAUCUUCCGAGUGCGGGCCGAAAACAAGAUGGGAACUGGGCCUGCCGUGGAGAGCAAGCCCGUCACGGUCCGGACUCAGUUCAACAGACCCGGACCGCCCGACGCCCCUGAGGUCACUAAGAUAAGCAAAGAGGAGAUGACGGUGGUCUGGACUCCUCCCGAGAAUGAUGGAGGAAAAUCCAUCACGGGCUACAUCCUGGAGAGGAAGGAAAAAAGAGCGGUACGCUGGGUGCCGUGCACCAAGAGUCCGAUCCCCGAGAGACGCAUGAGAGUGACCAACCUGAUCCCCAACCACGAGUAUCAGUUCAGAGUCAAGGCUGAGAAUGAGGUCGGUCUGGGAGAUCCCAGCAAACCCUGCAGACCUGUCACGGCCAAAGAUCCCAUCGAACCUCCUGGGCCACCCGCAGGCCUGAAGGUGUCCGACAGCACCAAGACCUCCAUCACCCUUUCCUGGUCUAAACCCGUGUACGACGGGGGUGCGCCAAUCAUCGGCUACAGUUUGGACAUGAGACUGAAGAGUGAGGCGGACCCCGAAAAGCCCGCCGAAGGCUGGAAGAGGAUCGACACCCAUGGCCCACUGGUCCUUAAAGAGUUUACCAUUGGACAGCUGGAUGAGAAACAGGAGUACGAGUUUAAGGUGUCCGCCCAAAACCAGGUGGGCUGGGGACGUCACGCCUACUUAAAGGAACCUGUCUUCCCCAAGGAGAUCCUGGAGGCUCCCGAGAUUGACUUGGACGCAAGUUUGAGGAAAGGUCUUUCGGUGCGGGCUGGCUGUCCCAUUCGACUUUUUGCGAUUGUCAGAGGACGCCCCUUCCCGAAGGUCACCUGGAAGCGCGUGGGGGUGGACAACGUUGUUCGGAGAGGUCACGUGGACCAAGUGGACACCAUGUCCUUCCUCGUCAUCCCUGAAAGCACCAGAGAAGAUUCGGGAAGAUACUCACUGACUCUGUCCAACUCGGCCGGAGAGAAGGCCGUCUUCGUUCGUGUCAAAGUCCUCGACACUCCUGGUCCCGUCGGUGGUCUGGAGGCGACCGACGUUACCAAAACCACAGCGCAGCUUUCCUGGUUGCCGCCGGAGAACGACGGCGGAAGCGCCAUCCUCAACUACAUUGUGGAAAAACGGGAGGUGGACAGAAAGACCUGGACCAAGUGCACAGAGGACCUGAAGAAGACGAGCUUCAAGGUGACCAACAUGGCCCCUGGCAUCGAGUACUACUUCCGGGUGAUGGCGGUCAACAAGUAUGGAAUCGGAGUGCCUCAGGACUCGCCCAAGUCUUACCUGGCCAAGGACCCCAUCAGUGAGCCAGAUCCGCCCAAGAAGAUGGAGGUUUUGGAGAUGACGAGGAACAGCGCCACGCUGGGCUGGCUGAAGCCUCUCCGAGACGGAGGAGCCAAGAUCAAUGGCUAUGUAGUGGACUAUCAGGAGGAGGGGGCGCCGCAGGACAGGUGGACACCGUACUCUGUGGUCAAAGACUUAACCAUUGUGGUCGUGGGCCUGAAGGAAGGCAAGAAGUACAAGUUCAGGGUGGCGGCCAGGAACUCUGUCGGCGUCAGUCUUGCUCGAGAGGCCGAGGGAAUCUUUGAGGCCAAGGAGCAGCUCAUGGCUCCCAAGAUCAUCAUGCCAGACACGGUGACUGUCCGAGCGGGACGCAAGAUGGUGAUCGAGGCUCUGGUGGCUGGUAAGCCGGCUCCCUUCUGCAAGUGGAAGCAGGGCAGCGAGGACGUCCUGACGUCCGAUCGCCUCUCGGUGGUCAAGACGCUCAGCAGCUGCACGCUGAUCAUCAAGAACGUCACCCGCUCAGACAGCGGCUACUACAGCCUGUCGGCGGAGAACAGCACGGCCAAGAUCAACCAGAUCCUCAAAGUCGUAGUCAUGGACAUCCCUGGACCUCCCGAAGCUCCGCUGGAGAUCACAGAGCAGGAUAUCGAUGCCUGCACGCUUCUGUGGAACCCUCCUCAGGAGGAUGGCGGCAGCAACAUCACCAACUACAUCGUGGAGAAGUGCGACGUGAGCCAGGGCGACUGGCUCACUGUCUCCUCGUCCUGCACCAAAACCAGCUUCCGGAUGACCAAACUGAUCACCGGCACCGAGUACAUCUUCCGCGUCCGGGCCGAGAACAGGUUCGGCAUCUCUGAGCCCACCUACUCCGAGAAAAUGAUUGCCAGAUAUCCGUUCGAUCCUCCCAGUGAGCCGAGGAACCCUCGGGUAAACAAGAUCAACAAGGACUUUGUUAUCCUGUCCUGGGAGCGUCCCAGCAGCGACGGCGGAAGCCCAAUUACAGGGUACUGCAUCGAGAAGAAGGAGAGGAACAGUUUGCUGUGGGUCAGGGCCAACGAGUCCGUGGUCAAAUCCACCCAGUACACCUGCACCGGUCUCAUCGAGGGCCUGGAGUACACCUUCAAGGUGUCUGCCAUCAACCUGGCCGGACAGGGAAAACCCUGCAAGCAGACCGAAUUCGUCACGGCCAGGACAGCUGUUGACCCUCCAGGUAAACCCGAGCCCAUGGACGUGACCAGGAGUUCCGUGUCGUUGGUGUGGACCCGACCCAAGCACGACGGUGGCAGCAAGCUUAUUGGCUACUUUGUGGAGUACUGCAAGUUGCCCGAGGAGAAGUGGAGCCGUUGCAACAGCAACUGCAUGAGUGUCCAGACCGAGGACUACGUGGUAAGCGGUCUGGAAGAGGGCCAACGCUACGUCUUUCGAAUCAUCGCCAAGACGGCCAUCAACGUCAGCCAGCCCUCGGAGCUCUCGGAUCCCAUCGCCGUCAUUGCCGAGAACGUUCCUCCACGUGUGGAGCUGGGGGUCAACAUGAACAACUUGAUUGUGGUGAAAGCCGGGGCAAAUGUCUGCCUGGAUGCGGAAGUGUUUGGGAAGCCUCUGCCCAAGGUGAGCUGGAAGAGAGACAACGUUCCUCUCCAUCCAGCAGAGGGAAUGAAGAUGACCCAGAAGAAACACGUCCACCUGUUGGAGCUCUACUCCGUCACCAGGAAGGAAUCCGGAGACUACACUAUUCUUGCCGAGAAUGCCAGCGGCACCAAGUAUGCCACCAUUAAAGUCAAAGUUCUCGACAAACCAGGUCCUCCGGCUUCAGUGAAAAUCACCAAAGUGUUUGCAGACCGCGUCAAGCUGCGGUGGGAACCCCCGCUGGCAGACGGCGGUUCUGAAAUCACCAACUACAUCAUCGAGAAGCGGGAAACCAGCAGGGCCAACUGGGCGCUAGUCACCGCCAACAUACAUGGACACAUCACCGACUGCUCGGUAGAAAAGCUCAUUGAGGGCCACGAAUACCAGUUCCGAGUCAGCGCUGAGAACCAGUACGGCGUGGGCGAUGCCACCAUGACCGAACCGGUCACGGUCAAGAAUCCCUACGAUGUUCCCGGCCCUUGCGAGCCACCCGUCAUCACCAACAUCACCAAAGACUCCAUGACGGUCAGCUGGAAGGCGCCCGCCAAUGACGGGAGAGCCCCCAUCCUGGGCUACAUGGUGGAGAAGCGCGAAGCCACCGAGUUGACCUGGGCCAAGGUGAACCGGCGGCCAGUGAUCGACAGAACCAUCAAGGCGAGUCAGCUAACCGAGGGCUCCGAGUACGAGUUCAGGGUCAUUGCCAUGAACAAAGCCGGUCUGGGAAAACCAAGUGAUGCGUCCAGCGCGGCUCUGGCCGUUGAUCCCGUCUAUCCCCCCGGCCCGCCCGCCUUCCCCAAGGUGGUGGAUUCUACCAGGAGGUCCAUUAGCCUGAGCUGGACCAAGCCAGCGUACGACGGAGGUUGCGAGAUCAUCGGCUAUCUGGUGGAGUGCAAACUGGCCACUGCGGAAAACUGGACCAGAUGCAAUGUCCCCAAGAAGCUCCAGGCCACCAAGUUGUUGGUAACAGGCCUGAUGGAAGGCACAGAGUACCAGUUCCGAGUAUUUGCCGUUAACAAGAUUGGCUUCAGCGAGCCCAGCGAAGUCCCCGGCAACCACACGGCCAAGGACAUUCUGAUCCCUCCGGAAGCCGAGCUGGAUGCCGACCUGCGGAAAAUAUUGGUUCUCCGCGCCGGUGUCACCAUGAGGCUCUACGUCCCCCUGAGAGGGCGGCCGGCACCCAAAGUGACGUGGAGCAAGGUGGACGGAAAUCUGAAGGAGAGAACCGGCGCCCUGAUCAAGACGUCAGAGUGGGACACCCUGCUCUUAGUUGAAGACAUCAACAGAUACGACGCUGGCAAAUACGUCCUGAUGCUGGAGAACAGCAGUGGGUCCAAGAGCUACACCAUCGUGGUCAAGGUCCUCGAUUCUCCUGGACCACCUCAAAACCUUACUGUGAAGGAGACCUCCCUCAACCACGCCUGUAUCACCUGGGACGCCCCGUUGAUCGAUGGCGGCAGUCCCGUCAAGAACUAUAUCGUGGAGAAGCGCCUGGCCGAGAGGAAGGCCUGGACUUGUGUGUCAGCUGAGUGUCACAAGAUCUCGUACAGGAUUCCUAACCUGGAGGCGGGACAAGUCUACUGCUUCAGAGUUCUGGCCGAGAACGCUUACGGCAUCGGAGAGGGCUGUGAGACUGCCGGCAGCGUGCGAGCUUCAGAGGAACCUGGUCCAGUGAUGGACUUGAAUGCCAAGAAAACCAGCAAAGAUUCCAUCACUCUGGCCUGGAAAAAGCCCAUCAGUGAUGGCGGAAGCCACAUCAGCGCCUAUGUUGUGGACCAGAGCGAAGGCGAGAAGUGGAAGCAGAUCUCUAAGGGCAAGAACACCUCACUGACGGUUGGGGAGCUCACAGAGGGCCAGGAAUACUUGUUCAGAGUCAAGGCACUCAAUGAGUCCGGAGAGGGGCCACCCUCUGAGAUCGCGGCUGUUGCCAAGGACCAGUUUGUGCUACCUGACUGCAACCUGAGCUGUCUGCACGACGGUUGCUACGUGGUGAAGGAAGGGACUACCGCCCGCAUCAACAUCCCCAUCUGCGGCAUGCCCUAUCCCACUGCCACAUGGAAUAAGGGCGACGUAGCGCUCGGCGAUAUCGGCCGUAUGUGUGUCGAGGCCUCCCAGGGUGUUACCACUCUCCUGAUCAGAGACUGCCAGAGAGGAGACGCGGAAAUCUACACCGUCAACGUCAGGAACAGCUUGGGCUCCAAGGACUGUAAGUUGCAGCUAAAGGUUGUGGGCAAACCGGGCAUCUGCACCGGACCCAUCAAGUUUGACGAGAUCACAGCUGACGGCAUCACACUGGAAUGGGGGCCACCCAAAGAUGACGGCGGUGCAGAGGUGUCCAACUACAUUGUCGAGAAAAGGAGGACGACAGACAACAAGUGGGCCACGGUAGCGUCGGCUAUACAAAAAACCACCAUGCGAGUCAUACGUCUCCACGACGGAGUGGAGUACAUUUUCAGAGUGUUUGCUGAGAACAAAUACGGAAUUGGAGAGCACCUGAGGUCAGACACGGUCAUCGCGCAGCAUCCUUUCAAUGUCCCAGAGGCGCCUGCACCCCCAGAGAUAAUGAGCAUCCGCCACGAGUCAGCCAUCCUAACCUGGGCCGAUCCCAGAGACACGGGCGGCUCCCCAAUUACAGGCUAUCAUGUGGAGUUUAAGGAGAGGAACAGUCUGAUGUGGAAACGAGCCAGCAAGACUCCUCUCAGACUGAAGGAGUGCAGGGUCACGGGUCUGAUCGAGGGACUGGAGUACGAAUUCAGGGUGAUGGCCAUGAACGUGGCUGGUCUUGGGAAGGCCAGCAGACCUACUGAGGCUGUUGUUGCCCUGGAUCCCAUUGAUCCUCCUGGCAAGCCCGAGGUCAUUAAUGUCACCAGGUCAUCAGUCACUCUUAUUUGGACUCCUCCCAAAUAUGACGGCGGCUACAAACUGACUGGCUACAUGGUCGAGAAGUUAGAGGCUGGCGGUAAGGCCUGGAUGAAGGCGAACCACGUCAACAUUCAAGGCUGCGCCUUCACAGUCACUGACCUGACAGAGGGAGCUCAGUAUAAAUUCCAAGUCAGGGCCAAGAACUCUGCCGGUGCUAUUAGUCUUCCCUCAGAGACGACCGACCUGUUAACGUGCAAGGAUGAGUUUGAACCCCCGAGCAUCACCAUUGACCCAGACAUGAAGGACGGCCUAUCUGUCCGGGCAGGAGAUACAAUCGUGGUGUCCGCUUCCAAGAUUCUCGGCAAACCUCCGCCCACCGCUGUCUGGUCAAAGGCCGGCCGUGAGCUCAAGAACUCCGACAUUGUCAGCAUCACCGGCACUCCGACCUCCUCCGCUGUGGCCAUCAAGUACGCCAGCAGGAAGAACACCGGAGAGUACACCAUCACUGCCAGUAACCCGUUCGGCAUCAGAGAAGAACACGUCAAAGUGAAGGUUCUGGAUGUUCCUGGACCUCCGGGCCCCAUUGAGGCCAGUAACAUCUCUGCUGAAAAGUGCACCCUGACCUGGCUUCCACCAGAGGAGGACGGAGGCUGCUCUAUUAAGUCUUACACCCUUGAGAAGCGAGAGACCAGUCGCUUGCAGUGGACCAAGCUGGCUGAAAACGUCAUGGACUGCAGAUGUGUCACCAGCAAACUGAUCAAAGGCAACGAGUACAUCUUCAGGGUGUCUGCUGUCAACCAAUAUGGCACUGGAGACGCAAGCCUGUCCGGUCCAGUCAAAAUGGUCGACAGUUAUGGUCCACCAGGUCCACCAUCUAGCCCAGAAAUUGAUAAUGUCACCAGGAACUCUGUCACCAUUUCAUGGAAGAGACCAUUGCAGGAUGGGGGCAGUGACAUCAGGGGCUACCUUGUCGAAAGGAAAGAGAAACGAGGCAUGAGGUGGGUCAGGGCUUCCAAAAGAACGGUCCCAGACCUGCGCUUCAAGGUGCAAGGCCUAAGCGAAGGGGUCGAGUACGAAUUCAGAGUGACUGCCGAGAACAAGGCUGGCUUCGGAGAACCCAGUGAGCCUUCGCGCCCGGCCAUGACCAAGGACAUCGUGUAUCCACCAGGCCCUCCUUCCAAUCCAAGGAUUGCAGACACCACGAAAACGUCUGCCACGUUCACCUGGGGCCGACCCCACUACGACGGCGGACUGCCAGUGGAUGGAUACAUUGUGGAGUAUAAAAAGGAAGGGCAUGAUGACUGGGAGACAGAGACAGAGUACCAGCUGAAGGCUACUGUCUAUGUUAUCGGAAAACUGCAGAAGGGAGGCAGAUACCAGUUCAGAGUCAGAGCUGUGAACUCAGAGGGGGUUGGCGAACCUGCAGAGGUUGAGAAAGUAACAGAACUUGUGGACCAGGAGUCUGUUCCAGACUUUGAGCUAGACGCCGAACUCCGCAAAUCCCUGGUAGUCAGGGCCCGCACGUCGAUACGUCUUUUUGUUCCCAUCCGAGGCCGUCCUGUGCCAGAAGUCACCUGGACCAAAGAUGACGUCAAUCUGAAACUGCGUGCGCACAUUGACACGACUGAGUCUUACACCCUGCUGGUCAUCCCCGACUGCACUAGAUACGAUGCCGGAAAGUACAACCUCUGCCUGGAGAACGUGGCCGGAAAGAAGACUGGCUUCAUAAAUGUUCGGGUCUUGGACACACCGGGGCCCCCGGUGAAUCUCAAACCGAGAGAGAUUGCUAAAACGAGCAUAACCCUUCAGUGGGAGAUCCCCAUCAUUGACGGUGGCUCUAAGAUCCACAACUACAUCAUUGAAAAGAGAGAGGCCACAAAGAAGGCCUACACUGUCCUAAGCACCGACUGGCAGAAGUGCUCCUUUAAAUUCACUGACCUGGAGGAGGGCGCUUACUACUACUUCCGCAUCUCUGCCGAGAAUGACCUUGGCGUUGGCGAGCCCGCUGAAACUGCCGACCCAAUCAGGGCCUCUCAGGCCCCUACGCCGCCAGAAAACCUGUACAUCACUGAUGUUACGGCGGACAGCGCCAGCUUGGCGUGGACCAAGCCUCUUCACGAUGGUGGUAGCUUGAUCACAGGCUAUGUCAUUGAGGCCCAGAGGAAGGACACUGAGCAUUGGCUCCACGUUGCUGCCAUCAAGGCUCUGGACUACACUGUGACCAAUCUGAUCGAGGGGGAAGAAUAUACGUUCCGCAUAAUGGCGGUCAACGCUUCGGGUAGAAGCGAUCCACGCGAGAGCAGACCAGCGAUUAUUAAGGAGCAAACAUCGGCUCCGUCAUUUGAUCUACGUGGUGUCUACCAGAAGACUGUCAUUGCCAAGGCUGGCGACCGGGUUAAGGUAGAGAUUCCGGUGCUUGGAAAACCCAAACCUGUUGUGUCUUGGAAGAAAGGAGACACUGCUCUCAGAGAGACGCAAAGAAUCAACACAGAAACCACAGCAACGUCAACCAUCCUCAACAUUGGCGAGAUCAAGAGGACUGAUGGAGGCCAGUAUUUGAUGACAGGAAAGAACAUGCUGGGCACAGUGACUGAAACAAUCACAGUAUUAGUCCACGAUAUUCCGGGUCCACCCACCGGUCCCAUAAAGAUGGACGAAGUCUCGUCCGAUUAUAUCCUUAUGUCCUGGGAGGCCCCUGAGAAUGACGGAGGUGUUCCCAUCAACAAUUACAUUGUUGAAAUGCGGGAGACCACCGGUACUUCCUGGGUGGAGUUAGCAGCCACUGUCAUACGCACCACAUUUAAGGCAGCCCGGCUCAUCACCGGAACUGGAUAUCAGUUCCGUGUUAAGGCCCAAAAUCGAUACGGCAUUGGACCAGCCAUUGUCUCUGAGCCGGUGGUGGCGACCUAUCCGUUUGAUGUCCCAGGCCAGCCAGGGCCACCUGCAGUCACAUCCCACAAUAAGGAUGCAAUGACUCUGAGUUGGAACGAGCCAGCUUCGGAUGGGGGCAGCGCCAUUCUGGGCUACCAUGUGGAACGAAAAGAGCGGAACAGCAUUCUGUGGCAGCCAAUCAGCAAAUCUCUCGUGGUGGGGAACAUCUUCAAAUCAACUGGCCUGGUUGAUGGAAUUGAAUAUCAACACCGUGUUAUUGCUGAAAACCUGGCUGGUCUCAGCAAACCCAGCAAACCCUCUGACCCAUUGCACGCUCUGGAUCCGGUGGAUCCGCCAGGCAGACCCUUGGCACUGAACAUCACCAGACACGAGGUGACCGUUUCCUGGACCAAACCAGAGGCAGAUGGAGGAUUCCCCAUUACUGGAUACACCGUGGAGAGGAGAGAGCUGCCAAGCGGGCGCUGGCUCAAAGCCAACUUCAACAACAUCCUCGAGACGGUCUACACAGUCAGCGGUCUGAUUGAAGACGCAGUUUACGAAUUUCGCGUGUUGGCUCGAAACUCAGCAGGAGCUGUGAGUGCACCUUCUCAACCCUCGGAAGCCAUCACAUGCAGGGAUGAUCUUGAGGAGCCCCGGCUCAAUGUCGACUCCAUUUACAGUAGCAAUGUUGUUGUCAUGGCCGGAGAGGUGUUUACACUGGAGGCCGACGUGACGGGUCGGCCCAUCCCCUCACUCGUGUGGACCAAGGACGGGAAGGAACUCGAAGAUACCGGAAAGUUGGAGAUCAAGAUGUCUGCUUUCCACACAAGUUUAAUCAACAAAGACUCGUUGAGAAGAGAUGGCGGUGCGUUCACCCUUACUGCCAGUAACCCUGGCGGCUACGCUAAAUUCACUUUCAACGUCAAGGUCCUUGAUAGACCGGGACCGCCCGAUUCCUUAACGGUUACCGACAUUGCCGCGGAGAAGUGUGUCCUCAACUGGCUGCAUCCGACACAUGACGGCGGUGCCAAGAUUGAAUACUUCAUCAUUCAGAAGCGUGAAACCAGCAGGUUGGCCUGGACAAACGUGGCCACAGAUCUCCAAGCAAACAGGUUCAAGGUCACCAAGCUUCUGCAGGGCAAUGAGUAUGUCUUCAGAGUUAUGGCUGUGAAUAAGUAUGGCAUUGGAGAGCCGGUGGAGUCCCUGCCUGUCAUAUGUGCCAAUCCCUACGUUCCCAGUGACCCGCCCGGGCAGCCGGAGGUCACGACCAUCACCAAAGACUCAAUGGUGGUCUGCUGGGAGCGCCCCGAGCAUGACGGAGGGAGCAGAAUUAACACUUACGUCAUUGAGAGACGGGAUAAGACUGGACUGCGCUGGGUGAAGUGCAACAAAAGGACUGUAACGGACCUUCGGUUCAAGGCCUCUGGCCUCACACCGGGCCACGAGUAUGAGUUCAGAGUUUUUGCAGAGAACAAUGCCGGACUGAGCAAGCCGAGUCCCUCGAGUCCGUUCUACAAAGCCAUGGACACAAUAUUCCAACCAGGACCUCCGGGGAACCCGAGAGUUCUAGACACGACCAAGUCUUCCAUCACUCUUGCAUGGAAUAAGCCCAUCUAUGAUGGUGGUUCUGAAAUCACUGGCUACAUUGUGGAGACUUGCCUGCCAGAAGAGGAUGAAUGGACAAUUCACACUCCUAAGAAGGGAUGGACAGCUACCUCCUUCACCAUCACUGGGCUGAAAGAGAACCAAGACUACAAGAUCAACAUCUGUGCCACCAACUGCGAGGGUGUGGGAGAGCCCGCUGCUGUCCCCGGAACUCCAAAAGCCGAGGACAGGUUACUACCUCCUGAAAUCGAACUCGAAGCGGAUCUCCGUAAGGUGGUCUGCAUCCGAGCCUGUGGCACACUCAGACUCUUUGUGCCGAUUAAAGGCAGGCCGGCACCUGACGUCAAAUGGUCAAGAGAGCACGGGGAGUCCCUAGACAGAGCUAUCGUUGAGGUCACGUCGUCAUUCACCACUCUGCAAGUUGAAAAUGUUGACAGGUUUGAUGGUGGUAAAUACAUAGUCACUGUGGAAAAUGCCUCGGGAAGUAAGAGUGCUUUUGUCAACGUCAGGGUGCUCGACACCCCCGGGGCACCUCAGAACCUUCUCAUCAAGGAGGUUACCAAAGAUUCGGUCUCGCUCAUUUGGGAUGCGCCUUUAAUUGAUGGCGGCUCCAGAGUCCGCAAUUACAUUGUUGAGAAACGCGAGUCAACCAGGAAGGCCUACUCCACUGUCAGUUCAAGCUGCCACAAAUCCAGCUGGAAAGUUGGAGAACUGGAGGAAGGCAAGAUGUACUUCUUCAGAGUUUUGGCUGAGAACGAAUAUGGCAUCGGCCUCCCGGUGGAGACGUUUGACCCCAUUAAGGUGUCGGAGAGACCCCUCCCUCCAGGAAAGGUGACUCUCCGCGAGGUUACCGGCACCAGCGUUACACUCACCUGGGAGAAGCCCGACCAUGACGGUGGCAGCAGAAUCACCGGAUACAUUGUUGAGAUGCAGGCGAGUGAUAGUGAAAAGUGGACCCAGGUUAUGGCGGUCAAGACCAACGAGGCAGUUGUAACAGGUUUAACGCAGGGAGAGGAGUACAUGUUCCGUAUCUCAGCAACCAAUGAAAAGGGAGUUAGUGAUCCACGUUCUCUCAGCAUGCCAGUGGUGGCCAAAGAUCUGGUUAUAGCGCCAACGUUCAAACUGGCUUUCAGCACCUUUAGUGUGCUAGCCGGAGAGGAUCUGAAGAUUGACGUGCCUUAUGCCGCUUGUCCCAAAGCAACAGCGACGUGGUUCAAAGACGGCGUCGCCCUCAAGGAGACGACGAGAGUUCACGCUGAAAGCACCAACAAGAACCUUUUCCUGGUCAUUAAGGAGGCCUGCAGAGAUGAUGUGGGCGUGUAUUCCAUCAAACUUAGUAACACAGCAGGAGAGGCAACUGCAGACAUAAACGUGGUGGUGCUAGACAAGCCAGGCCCUCCAACUGGCCCAAUCAAGCUGGACGAAGUCACUGCAGACAGUGUGAUCUUGUCCUGGAAUCCGCCAGAGUACGACGGUGGCUGUAGCAUCAACAAUUAUGUCGUGGAGAAGAGAGACACGUCGACCACUAACUGGCAGAUCGUAUCGGCCACGGUAGCCAGAACCACUAUAAAAGCUGUACGUCUGAAGACCGGAUGUGAGUACCAAUUCAGGAUUGCCGCAGAGAACCGCUAUGGCAAGUCCUCGGCGCUGCUAUCUGAAAGCAUAGUAGCUCAAUAUCCAUUCGACGUACCCGCUUCACCACGUUCCGUGGUUGUCCAGUCAGCCACCAAGGAGAGCAUGAUGGUCGUAUGGGAUAAACCCAGCAGUGAUGGUGGAAGUAAGAUCCUGGGCUACCACCUGGAGCUCAAAGAGAAAAACAGUAUUCUGUGGGUGAAGCAGAACAAACAGCUUAUCCCAGAAACCCGAUUCAAAGCGGUUGGCCUGGAAGAGGGUAUUGAAUACGAGUUCAGAGUUUAUGCUGAGAACAUUGUCGGCCUAAGCAAAGCAAGCGUCGUGAGUGAUUUGCAGGUAGCCAGAGACCCUUGUGACAGACCAGGAAAGCCGGAGGCUGUUAUCGUAACCAGAAACCAGGUGACCCUCCGAUGGGCCAAACCCGAGUAUGAUGGUGGCAUAAAAAUCACUGGCUAUGUGGUAGAGAAGAAGGAAGGAGCCGGACGCUGGAUGAAGGCCAGUUUUGCCAACGUCAUCGAGACUUCAUUUGUUGUCACGGGUCUCACUGAAGAUCAGAUUUAUGAGUUCCGCGUCAUUGCAAAAAAUGCAGCUGGUGUGAGCAGUCAACCGUCCGACUCCACCGGAGCCAUCACUGCCAAGGAUGAGGUGGAUCCGCCCCAAAUUGACUUAGAUGCCAAAUACUCCCAGGCUGUGGUCGUGAACGCCGGAGAGUCCUUCAUGCUUGAGGCGGCUUUCUCCGGCAAACCCGUACCCACGGUACAAUGGCUGAAGGAGGGUCAAGUCAUGAGUGAAGCAGCACGCCUGGAAAUCAAGAACACAGACUUUUUGACCUGCAUUGUUGUCAAAGAAGCCAUUCGUGUCGAUGGGGGCCAGUACACGUUGCUGGUGAAGAAUGUAGGUGGAGAGAAAUCUGUGAACAUUCAUGUCAAAGUUCUGGACAGGCCAGGUCCGCCAGAGGGCCCUAUUUCAAUCUACGGUGUAACGAGUGAGAAAUGCUCCAUUUCCUGGAAACCACCUUUGCAAGAUGGCGGUAGCGAUGUCUCACAUUACAUUGUUGAAAGGAGAGAGACGAGCAGACUGGUUUGGACAGUAGUUGAACAGAAGGUUCAAACCCUCAACCUGAAGAUCACCAAGCUUCUCCCCGGUAACGAGUACAUCUUUAGAGUGAUUGCAGUGAGCAAAUAUGGAGUCGGUGAGCCUCUGGAAUCCGAGCCCAUGAUUGCCAAAAAUCCAUUUGUCCCGCCCGACCCACCAAGAGAGGUCGAGGUCUCCACGAUUACCAAAGACUCCAUGGUAGUGACCUGGGAACGGCCGAGUAACGACGGCGGCAGCGCCAUCCAAGGUUAUGUUGUGGAGAAACGUGACAAGGACGGCGUUAGAUGGACCAGGUGCAAUAAGCGUAACGUAAGCGAGCUCCGUUUCAGAGUUAGCGGUCUUCAAGAAAACCACAGCUAUGAAUUUAGAGUCUCUGCAGAGAAUGCUGCCGGCAUCGGAACGCCCAGUCCCACGACAACAUAUUACAAAGCCUUGGAUCCUAUCUUCAAACCAGGCCCGCCAAACAAUCCCAAGGUGGUGGAAACGUCAAGAUCCACCGUUUCCUUGACCUGGGGUAAACCCAUCUAUGACGGUGGCUGUGAGAUUCAGGCCUACAUUGUAGAAGCAUGCAACAGCGCAUCAGACGAGUGGUUCAUAUGCACUCCUUCCUCUGGAAUCGCAGAAACGUACUUUACGGUGACAAAGCUCCUGGAGAAGCACGAGUAUCAGUUCAGAGUGUGCGCCAUCAACAAAAUGGGUGUCGGCGAGCAAGCUGAUUUCCCGGGGAAAAUCGUUCUGGAAGAAAAGCUCGAAGCUCCAGACCUGGACCUCGAUGCCGAUAUGAGAAAGAUGAUCAACAUCAGAGCCGCAAGCACACUUAGGCUCUUUGUUCCCGUGAGAGGUCGUCCCGCCCCUGAGGUCAAAUGGGGCAAGGCUGAUGGGGAGAUUAAGGAGACAGCCCAAAUUGAUAACACAGACAGCUACGCAUCGCUUGUUAUUGAGAACGUGGACCGAUUUGACAGUGGCAAAUACACGCUUACUGCAGAGAACGCCAGUGGAAUAAAGUGCGCCUUCAUCAGCGUCAGAGUCCUGGACUCCCCGAGCCCUCCAAAUAACCUUUUCGUCAAGGAGAUCACCAAGAACUCCGUCACCCUGACGUGGGAGCCUCCGCUCAUCGACGGCGGCUCAAAGAUUAAGCAAUACAUCGUGGAGAAGCGGGAGAGCACUCGUAAGGUUUACUCCCCAGUCACCGUCUGCAAUAAGAUGAUAUGGAAAGUAGAAUCUCUGCCAGAGGGUGGAAUAUUCUUCUUUAGAGUGAUGGCUGAGAACGAGUACGGCAUCGGUCUGCCUGCCAAAACCAUUGAGCCGAUCAAGGUAUCUGAGAAGCCGCAGCCCCCCGGUAAAGUCAGCGUUGUUGACGUCACGCACAGUUGCGUCACCUUGACGUGGGAGAAGCCCUUACAUGAUGGCGGCAGCCGGAUAAGCCACUACGAAGUUGAACUGGCUCCAAUGGACACUGACUCCUGGUCCGUCUGUGCCAGUGGGAAGGCAACCGAGGCCCGAGUGAGUAACUUGCUCAAGGGAGAAGAGUAUCAGUUCCGAGUGGUGGCUGUCAACGACAAGGGCAGGAGCGACCCCAGGCAACUGGCUCAGCCGGUCGUCGCAAAGGACCUUGUGAUCGAGCCUGCCGUUCGUCCUAAAGCCAGUAGCUACAGUGUUCAAGUGGGACACGACCUCAAGAUGGAAGUGCCAAUUGCGGGACAUCCAAAGCCGACCAUCUCUUGGUCCAAGGAUGGAGCCGUCCUCAAGCAGACCACCAGGGUAAACGUCACAGAUUCAGCGCAUCAGACCACACUCACGAUAAAGGAUGCCACGAGAGAGGACGAAGGCAUGUACACCAUCACCGUUGCCAACGAUCUGGGAUCCAAGGAAGCCACUGUCGAAGUUAUCACUUUAGACAAGCCCGGACCGCCGACGGGACCUGUCAAAUUGGAUGAUGUCAGUGCAGAGAGUAUCACCCUUACAUGGGAACCUCCCACUUAUACAGGCGGCUGCCAAAUAUCAAACUAUGUUGUCGAAAAACGAGACACAACCACCACCAACUGGGUAGUGGUUUCUGCCACCGUGGCCAGAUUGACACUCAAAGUGGGCAAUCUGAAGACCGGCGCGGAGUAUCAAUUCCGAAUCUAUGCUGAGAACAGAUAUGGCAAGAGUUAUGCCAUUGAUUCGGACCCGGUCGUGGCGCAGUAUCCAUUCCAAGAGCCCGGGCCACCGGGCACGCCGUUUGUGUCUUCAUACACUAAAGACCACAUGGUCGUGGAGUGGCACAAAUCUCCAUCUGAUGGCGGCAGCACUAUCUUGGGCUAUCAUCUUGAAAGGAAAGAGAAGAACAGCAUACUUUGGACCAAGAUUAACAAGACUCUCGUCCAAGACUGUAGGUUCAAAUCCACUCCUCUGGAGGAAGGCAUCGAGUAUGAAUACAGGGUCUACGCCGAGAACAUUGUCGGCAUUGGAAAGUGCAGUAAAGUCUCAGAGGUCUAUGUGGCCCGCGAUCCGUGUGAUCCUCCUGGCUGUCCAGUAGCACUGAUUGUGACCAGACACUCAGUGAAGCUCAGGUGGGCCGCCCCGCAGUACAAUGGCGGAAGUCUAAUUAUUGGAUAUGUAGUGGAGAAACGGGAUCUUCCUGAAGGCAAGUGGAUGAAGGCCAGCUUUGCAAACGUCACGAGCCUUGAAUUCACGGUCACCGGCUUGACAGAAAACAGCAAAUAUGACUUUAGGGUCAUUGCAAGGAACGCGGCCGGUGCAGUCAGCAAGCCUUCCGAGAGCACCGGAUCCAUCACGGCAAUAGACGAAGUUAACCCGCCCGGCUGUGAGACGGACGCCAUGUACAAUCAGACGCUCGUCGUCAAUGCUGGGGACACAUUCAGUUUGGAGGCCAAAGUGGACGGAAAGCCCGUUCCCACAGCUCAGUGGUUUAAGGGAGAUGUUGAAGUGGAGAACUCGGCCCGAGCGGAGAUUAAAAAUGAAGACUUUAAGGCUCUUCUUGUUGUGAAGGAUGCCAUCAGAGUGGACGGCGGCCAAUACACACUGCUACUGACCAACGUGGCCGGCAGCAAGACUGUCCCAUUCAGCGUGAAAGUCCUCGACAGACCGGGUCCAUCGGAGGGUCCUCUUACUGUCAGCAAUGUCACAGAGGAGAAGUGCUCCCUGUCGUGGCUUCCGCCGAGGCAUGACGGCGGCAGCGGCAUUUCUCACUACGUCAUUCAGAAGAGAGAGACCAGCCGCCUGGCGUGGACUGUGGUCUCCAGUGAUUGCGUUGCCACCAUGUUCAAGGUCACCAAACUCUUGAAGGGUAACGAAUACAUCUUCAGGGUCAUGGCGGUCAACAAAUAUGGCGAGGGGGAGCCUCUAGAGUCAGCUCCAGUUAUAAUGAGGAAUCCAUUUGUCCCGCCUGGCACACCUCGAGAGAUUGACAUCACCAACAUUACCAGGGACUCCAUGACUGUCUGCUGGAACCGCCCCGAGACCAACGGAGGCAGUGAAAUUGUUGGCUACAUUGUGGAAAAGCGAGAUCGGGCUGGCAUAAGGUGGACCAAGUGUAACAAGCGCAGGGUAACGGACUUGCGUUUCCGAGUGACGGGACUGACCGAGGACCACGAAUAUGAAUUCAGGGUGUCUGCCGAGAAUGCAGCUGGCGUGAGUCAGCCGAGCCCUCCCACACCUUACCUGAAAGCCUGUGACCCCACUUUUGAGCCUGGCAGCCCCACCGACGUUCAUGUGACAGACACCACAAAGGACUCCAUAAGUCUGGCAUGGCACAGGCCCAUAUAUGAUGGUGGCUGCGAGAUUCAAGGUUACGUUGUUGAAGUCACCAAGGCUGAUGAGGAGGAGUGGACUAUUUGCACGCCACCUUCUGGAGUAAAUGUCCCCAAGUUUACCAUCACCAAGUUGACUGAGCAUCAGGAAUACAAAGUGCGCGUCUGUGCCAUCAACAAGCUGGGCAUUGGGGAGCCAAGCCAGGUCCUGGGCACACUUACGCCUGUGGAUAAGAUGAAUGCCCCGGAGAUGAUUCUGGAUGCAGAACUUCGAAAGGGCAUUACCGUCCGUGCGGGAGCCCCCAUGAGAAUUGGCAUUCCAUUUAAGGGUCGUCCUACACCGGAGAUUAGCUGGGCCAAGGAGGACGGUGAACUUCCCAGUAAAGUUCAACUUGAAAUGGAAGAUGACUACACGCAGCUCUCCAUCGAUAUCUGUGACAGAUAUGAUGCCGGGAAAUAUGUCCUCAAUCUGCAAAACAGCGCAGGCACCAAAUCUGCAUUUGUAUCUGUCAAAGUUCUGGACACCCCAGGAGCGCCCAUGAACCUGAUCGUCAAAGAUGUCAAACGCGAGAGCGUCACCCUGAGUUGGGAGCCCCCUCUUAUUGACGGUGGUGCAAGAAUAAAGAAUUAUCUGGUCGAAAAGCGUGAGUCCAACAGGAAGGUUUAUGCCAACGUAGACAACAAGUGCACAAAGACCAGCUAUCGAGUCACCGGGCUCACAGAGGGAAUCAUUUACUACUUCCGGGUCCUUGCCGAAAAUGAGUUUGGUGUCGGACUACCCGUUGAGACAACAGACUCGGUUAAGACCGCUGAGCCUCCUCUGUCAGUCGGUAAAGUCAAUUUAACCGAAGUCACUAAAACAACUGCCUCGCUGUCAUGGGAGAAACCAGUCCACGACGGAGGAAGCAGGAUUAUCGGUUACUACAUCGAAAUGCAAACUAUGGACUCUGAGGAAUGGGUGGAGGCCACCACCACCAAGACCUGCGAAGGCACGGUCACAGGCCUCACUGCCGGACACGAGUAUCUUUUCAGAGUAUCUGCCUUUAAUGACAAAGGUAAGAGUGACCCUAGGGCUCUCGCUGCACCGGUCAUAGCCAUGGAUUUGACCAUGUUGCCCGGAUUCAGCAUGACAUUCAACACGUAUAGUUUGCAAAAUGGUGAAGAUUUGAAGAUUGAGAUUCCAGUGACUGGGCGUCCAGUCCCGACAGUGGAGUGGAAGAAAGAAGGACAGGCUCUUAGAGAGACGACCAGGCUCAAUGUAUCUGGUACGCCUACAUCGACAAAGCUGUGCAUCAAGGAUGCAAAGAGGGAGGAUUCCGGCAAAUACAGCGUCACAGCUACCAGCAAUGUCGGAACUGCAACCGAGGAGAUCACCGUUAUCGUUCUCGAUAAACCAGGUCCGCCCACCGGUCCUGUGAAGAUUGACGAAGUGAGCUCCAAUUACGUGACACUCUCCUGGGAACCACCGACGUAUACUGGCGGCUGUCAAAUUAACAACUACAUUGUCGAGAAGAGAGACACCACCAGCACAGCUUGGCAGAUUGUGUCUGCGACCAUCGCCAGAACAACCAUCAAGGUCAGCAACCUGAAGACUGGAGUGGAAUAUCAAUUCAGAGUGUCUGCUGAGAACAGAUAUGGAAAGAGUUCCGCAAUUGUCUCACCACAAGUCAUGGCUCGGUAUCCAUUCAGUGUGCCUGACGCACCAGUCGCACCCAUUGUGACCGCGGCGACCAAGGACAGCAUGGUGGUAGAGUGGAAGCCGCCCCUAAACAAUGGUGGCAGUCCCAUUCUUGGUUACCGUCUGGAGAGGAAGGAGAAGAACAGCCUCCUGUGGACUCAGCUCAACAAGCUGCUUAUCCCCGAUGCACGGUUCAAGACCGGUGAUCUGGAGGAGGGCAUCGAGUAUGAAUUCAGGGUGUGUGCCGAAAACAUUGCAGGACUAAGUCCCGUGAGCAAAGUCUCUGAAAGCACCGUCGCUCGGGACCCCUGUGACGCACCGGGUACUCCCGAGGCCAUUGAAAUAACACGAAACCACGUCACGCUUCGGUGGGCCGCUCCAGCGUACGACGGAGGCAGCGUGAUUACCGGCUACGUGGUUGAAAGGAGGAAACACCCGGAUACUCGCUGGAUGAAGGCCAGCUUCACCAACAUCCUUAACACCCAGUUCACGAUCACUGGCCUGACUGAAGACUGCAUUUAUGAGUUCAGAGUUGUGGCCAAGAAUGCAGCAGGCACAUCCAGCCGUCCCUCUCCAAGCACAGGAGAAAUAACUGCCAAAGAUGAAAUUGAGGCCCCCGAAGCAACCAUGGAUUCCAAAUUCAAGGACCUAACGGUGGUUCGUGCUGGCGAAACGUUUGUCAUUGACGCAGACUACACCGGCAAGCCUCUGCCUGAGGUCAUCUGGUUAAAGGAUGGGAAGGAGAUUGACAAGACUACGCCAAGAAUGGAGAUCAAGACCACACUCACACGCACCGUCUUGACAGUGAAGGACUGCAUCCGCACAGACGGGGGACACUUUGUUCUCAAACUCGUGAACGUGGGAGGAGUUAAAAACAUGCCGGCUAACGUCAAGGUUCUAGAUAGACCCGGCCCACCGGAGGGCCCGUUAAAGGUCAAAGGCGUUACUGCUGAAAAGUGUUAUCUGCAUUGGAACCAUCCCUCGCAGGACGGCGGAGCUGGCAUUUCACACUAUAUCAUCGAAAAGAGAGAAACCAGCCGUUUGUCGUGGACUAUGGUGGAGCCCAACAUACAAGCCAUCAGCUAUAAAGUCACCAAACUGCUGCCUGGGAACGAGUACAUCUUCCGAGUCACGGCUGUCAACAAAUACGGUGUUGGAGAGCCACUCGAAUCUGAGCCAGUUGUCGCACGCAAUCCAUUCACCACCCCGAGCGCACCGAGCAUACCAGAGGCCGGUGCCAUCACCAGAGACUCCAUUGUGCUCACCUGGGAACGGCCAGAGAGCAACGGGGGAGCCGAGAUUGAGGGAUACAUCCUUGAAAAACGUGACAAGGAUGGCAUCCGAUGGAGCAAAUGCAACAAGAAGAGGCUGACCGACCUGAGGUUCCGAUGCACCGGUCUCACCGAGGGCCACUCUUACGAAUUCAGGGUCUCUGCUGAAAAUGCCGCUGGCGUGGGCACGCCCAGUGCACCGACUCAGUACAUCAAGGCGUGCGAUGCCAUUUACCCACCAGGACCCCCAAACAACCCGAAGGUCGCCGACCAUUCCAGCACAACGGUCUCCUUGACCUGGACGAGGCCUAUAUAUGAUGGCGGAGCACCCGUCAGCGGUUACAUUGUUGAAAUGAAGGAGGCCGAAGCGGAUGAAUGGGUCGUUUGCACCCCACACACUGGGGUGCAGGCUACCAGCUACACAGUGAAGAAAUUGAGGGAGAACGCAGAGUACCGUUUCCGCAUCUGCGCCGUUAACUGCGAGGGCGUGGGUGAACACGUAGACCUGCCUGGCAACGUCAUCGCCGCUGAGAAACUGGAAGCUCCUGAAAUUGAACUGGACUGCGAUCUAAGAAAGAUGGUCAACAUCAGGGCCACAGCGUCCUUGCGUCUAUUUGUCACAAUCCGAGGGAAGCCUGAGCCCGAGGUCCGGUGGUCAAAGGCAGACGGCACUCUCAACGAGCGUGCUCAGAUUGAGGUGACGAGCUCCUACACCAUGUUAGUGAUUGAGAACGUCGACCGAUUUGAUACCGGGAAAUAUGUACUGACGCUGGAGAACAUGAGCGGUUCUAAAUCGGCCUUCAUCAACGUCCGAGUCCUGGACUCACCUAGCGCCCCCACGAACCUUGAGGUGAAAGACGUGAAAAGAAAUUCAGUCUCUCUCUCCUGGGAGCCGCCUCUUAUCGACGGAGGGGCAAAGAUAUCUCAUUACGUUGUGGAGAAGAGAGAGCAGAAGAGAAUGGCCUUCACCAGCGUGAGCACCAAUUGUGUGAGGAACUCUUACAUGAUCUCUGACCUACAGGAGGGAGGCCGGUAUUACUUCCGCGUGCUGGCUGUAAAUGAACUCGGUGUGGGUCUGCCCGCCUCCACGGAACAAGUCAAAGUCUCUGAGGCUCCUUUGCCUCCUGGCAGAGUGCAGCUGAUGGACGUCACUCGCCACACUGUCACUCUGUCCUGGGAGAAACCUGACCAUGAUGGUGGCAGCAAGAUUACAGGCUACAUUGUGGAGAUGCAGCCCUACGGAGACGAAGUGUGGAGUUUGUGCAGUGAAGUUAAAGCACUCGAGGCCACCGUUGAAGGUCUCGCAACAGACGAGGAGUACUUCUUCAGGGUUUUGGCGGUGAACGACAAGGGCAGGAGUGACCCCAAACCUCUAGCUGAGCCCGUUUUGGUGCAGGACACCACCGUCAAGCCCACCAUCAACCUGCUGUUCAACACGUACAGUGUCAAAGCUGGAGAUGACCUGAAGAUUGACGUUCCCUUCAAAGGCAGGCCGCAGCCUGAAGUGACCUGGAAGAAGGAUGGUCAGGUGCUGAAGCAGACCACUCGAGUCAAUGUUCUCACCUCGCAGAGCUCGUCGAAAAUCGUCAUCAAGGAUGCCACCAGGGAAGACGUAGGAAAGUAUGAGCUCACUCUUACUAAUGCAGUGGGCACGACAACAGGUGAAAUCUCUGUUAUCAUCCUGGACAAACCGGGCCCGCCCAGUAACAUUAAGAUGGAUGAGGUGAGCGCUGACUUUGUAUCUCUGUCUUGGGAUGCUCCGACCUACCACGGCGGAUGCCAAAUUAAUAAUUACGUGGUGGAAAAGAGAGACACGACCACAACUGUAUGGCAGAUUGUGUCUGCGACCGUCGCCAGGACCUCGAUCAAAGUGUGCCGUCUAACUCAGGGAACGGAAUAUCAGUUCCGCGUCGCAGCCGAGAAUCGAUACGGCAAGAGUCACGCUGUCGACUCUGCUCCCGUCGUUGCUCAGUAUCCGUUCGAACCGCCGGGCUCUCCCGCCAACGUUCGUGUUUCCCAUGCCAACAAGUCUGGCAUGCUUGUUGUUUGGGACCGACCCAUCAGGGAUGGUGGAAGCCCCAUCGUUGGUUAUCACAUUGAGUGCAAGGAUCAAAGCAGCAUCCUUUGGACCAAGGUGAACAGAGGUCUUGUGACCGAGAGUCAGUUUAAGAUGAGUGGCAUCGAAGAAGGCUUGCUCUACCAGUUUAGAGUCUAUGCGGAGAACAUUGCCGGCAUCGGUCCAGGGUCCAAAGCCAGUGAGCCGGUGGCAGCAAGGAAUCCUUGUGAACCUCCUCGCAAUCUAAAAGUCACCAAUAUCACAAGGACCUCGGUCUCCCUCUUCUGGGACAAGCCAGAACAUGAUGGUGGAAUCAAGAUUACAGGCUACAUCGUUGAACGCAAAGAGGUUCCGAAUGGCCGCUGGCUGAAGUGUAACUUCACCAACCUGCAAGACACUUACUUUGAUGUCACAGGCCUAACUGAAGACGUCCAGUAUGACUUCCACGUUAUCGCUAAGAAUUCUGCCGAGGUGUUGAGCGUUCCUUCCGACAGUACUGGACCUAUAAAAGUCAAAGAUGAUGUCGAUCCACCCACAAUCAUCUUGGAAGAAAAGUUCAGACAGCUGCUUGUCAUCAAAGCAGGAGAAAUGAUUCAAAUUGAUGCUGAAACCACCGGGCGACCGCUUCCUGUCGUGACGUGGUCUAAGGAUGGAAAGGAGAUUGAGGCCAAGGCCAGGUGUGAGAUCGCCACCACCAACUUCGCAACUACCCUGCUGAUAAGAGAUGCUAUCAGGAGAGACUCUGGCCAGUACGUUCUGACUCUGCACAAUGUGGCAGGAACCCGGUCUGUGGCUAUCAACUGCAAGGUUCUGGAUAGGCCCGGACCUUCUUCGGGACCCUUGGCUGUGUCUGGCCUGACAGCAGAAAAAUGUACUCUGACCUGGGGACCUCCUCGGGAGAACGGCGGCGCCGAUAUUAUGCACUACAUUGUCGAAAAACGGGAGACUAGCAGACUGGCGUGGACUCUUGUCCAUGGUGACAUGAAGGCCACCACCUGCAAAGUCACCAAGCUGCUUAAGGGAAAUGAGUACAUCUUCCGAGUUAGAGGAGUGAACAAAUAUGGGGAUGGCGAAGCCCUUGAAAGUGAGCCAACAAAGGCCAUGGAUCCGUUCACAGUCCCCGCUGCUCCCACGAAUGUUCAGGUCACCUCAGUUACCAGCGAGGCAAUGACCAUCUGCUGGGAAAGACCAGUCUCUGACGGUGGCAGCAGCAUUGCUGGCUACGUCAUCGAAAAGAGAGAGAAGACUGGCCUUCGCUGGUGCCGUGUUAACAAGAAACCCGUUUAUGACCUCAGAGUCAAAGCAUCACACCUUCGUGAGGGCGCUGAGUAUGAAUACAGAGUGUUUGCAGAGAAUGCUGCCGGUCUUAGCGCUCCCAGCGUUGCCUGUCCGCUCACCAAGGCAGAAGAUCCCCAGUUCUUGCCUUCCCCGCCAGCGAAGCCCAAGAUCAUUGACUCCACAAAGUCCACUGUCGCCCUGUCGUGGAAUAAGCCACUGUUUGACGGCGGUGCCCCCGUGACGGGAUACCAAGUGGAAUAUAGAAACACUUUGGAUGAUGAAUGGACAGUCGGUGUCCAGAACACCAAGAAUACAGAGUUCACAGUGGUAGGACUGACACCUGGUGCAGAGUACGUGUUUGUGGUGAAGUCCAUGAACAAGAUUGGAGUCAGCGACCCCAGUCCAGAGUCUGACAAGCAGCUGGCCAAGGAACGGGAAGAAGAGCCCAUCUUUGACAUCAGCAACGAUAUGAGGAAAACUCUUAUCGUGAAGGAUGGUAGCUCCUUCACCAUGACAGUGCCCUUCAGAGGCAAACCCAUCCCCAGUGUGACUUGGAGCAAGCCAGAUGUCGACCUAAGGGUCCGUGCUGUCAUUGACACCACAGAAACCUUCACCUCAAUCACUUUGGAGAAAGCCACUCGCAACGAUUCUGGAAAAUACACAAUCACCUUGUCCAAUGUAGCUGGUACUGCCUCCUUGACUCUCAAUGUCAGAGUCCUGGAUUCUCCUGGACCUCCAGCAUGUGUCAUGGUCAAGGAUGUGACCAAGAACUCUGCAAUUGUGACAUGGGAUACUCCCGAGAAUGAAGGAGGAGGACCGGUAAAGAACUACCUGGUGGAUAUCCGGGAGGCCAGUAGGAAGGGCUGGACUCAGCUGACUGACACGUGCCAUAGGCUGACAUACAAGGUGUCAGACCUGCAAGAGGGCGGCGUGUUCUACUUCAGAGUGACUGGCGAGAAUGAGUAUGGCGUCGGAGUACCUGCUGAGACCAAAGAAGGAACCAAGAUCACGGAAAAACCCAGCCCACCGGCAAAGCUUGCUGUUACUGAUGUGACCAAGGAAAGCGUAACCCUGGCUUGGGUCAAACCCGAGCAGAGCGGAGGCAGCAGAAUUACGGGAUAUUUAGUGGAAGCGUUGGAGAGAGGCCAGGAGAAGUGGGUCAAGUGCGGCGUAACCAAGUCCUUGCAAUACACCGUGUCUGGUCUGAGGGAGAACGUCGAGUACUUCUUCAGAGUCCGAGCUGAGAACCACGCUGGAUUCAGUGAUGUCAAAGAAAUGAUCACCCCGGUGUUGGUCAGAGACCAAUAUGAAUCUCCUGAGGUUGUGAUGAAGGACUUCCCCCACAACACAGUGUAUGUCAGAGCUGGCUCCACCCUCAAAUGUGAGAUUCCGUUGACAGGCAGGCCACUGCCCAAGGUGUCCCUCUCCAAGGACAAUGUGAUACUCAAGUCAACCAUGAGGUUCAACUCCGAGGUCACUCCCGACAGCAUUAGGAUCACGCUCCGUGAGAGCGUCGCAGGAGACGCUGGGCGUUACGAUAUCCUCGCUUCCAACUCGAGUGGCACCACCAAGUCCUUUGUCAACGUUGUGGUUCUGGACAGGCCCAGUGUUCCGCUGGGGCCCGUGGAGCUGUUUGACAUCACGGAGGACAGCGUGAGUCUGAAGUGGCUGCCGCCUGCUUAUGAGGGUGGCAGCGCCAUCACAAACUACAUCGUCCAGAAGAGGGAGACAACCACGGCCAGCUGGACAGACGUCUCGUCUGCUGUGGCUCGCUGUACCAUCAAGAUCCAGAAGCUUACAACCGGCCUGGAGUACCAGUUCAGGAUUAGAGCCGAGAACAGAUAUGGAGUCAGCGAGCACAUUGACUCACCGGCUGUUUCCGUUUGCCUGCCUUACACCUUGCCUGAAGCACCGUCCACUCCGGAGAUCACCGGUGUGACCAGGGAGACCAUCACUGUAGCCUGGAAGGAGCCCAAGUCGGACGGAGGCAGUCAAGUCUUUGGCUACCAUCUCCAGAUGAAAGACAGGAACAGCAUCCUGUGGCAAAGAGUCAACAGAAUGGUGAUCCGGGCCAGCCACUUUAAGGUCACAAGCAUUCACGCCGGACUCAUUUAUGAGUUCAAGGUGGCGGCAGAGAACGCCGCUGGAAUCAGUGAAUUCAGCAAGGUUUCCGAUGCAGUGCUGGCAAUUGACGCCUGUGAACCACCCACCGAUUUACGCAUUAGCGAUAUCACCAAAAACUCCAUCAGCCUGGCCUGGCAGGUGCCCAACUUUGAUGGAGGAUCCCAGAUCACAGGCUACUUGGUGGAGAAGAGAGAAGGAGUCAAUGGCAGGUGGACCAAGGCAAACCUAACCAACAUCAAAGAUACACGCUACACUGUGACUGGCCUGACUAAAGAUCAGACCUAUGAGUUCAGAGUCAUGGCCAAGAACGCCGUAGGCUCGGUGAGCAAUCCUUCCAUGACGGCUGGACCCGCCACAUGCGUUGACACCUUUGGUGCUCCAGAAAUAGAAAUACCAGCAGAGUACUUGAACGAGUUGAAACACAGGGCGGGCUCGGAUGUCCAACUCAAGUUUAACAUCAUUGCCAAGCCUGCUCCCACCAUUGAGUGGCUGAAGGAUGGAAGAGAACUCAAACCCAGUGCCCAACUGUCCUUUAAACACACCUUUGAGUCCACAAGUGUGUACCUGAGGGACACCUCGCGCCUAAACUCUGGUACCUAUGAGGUCAGGCUGAAGAACUCCUUGGGUUCAGCCUGUGCGGUUGUCAGAUUGCUCAUCCAAGACAGGCCAGGUCCCCCCGCUGGAGAGAUCCAGUUCAAGAAGGUGACCGCUGACAACAUCACCAUCAUGUGGUCUCCUCCUUGUGACGAGGGUGGUGCCAUGGUAACGCACUACCUUGUGGAAAAAAGGGAGACCAGCAGAGUCAUGUGGUCCAUCAUCUCGGAGAAACUUGUCGACUGCAUCGUUAACGUGCCCAGACUCAUCCAGGGCAACGAAUACGUAUUCAGAGUCCGUGGUAUCAACAAGUAUGGCAUCGGUGACCCUCUGGAAUCGGCGCCCAUCGUCGCCAAGAACGCUUUUGGUCCUCCCAGCGAGCCAUCGAAGCCUCAUGUCUCCAUGAUCACCAAGUCAACCAUGACGGUACUUUGGGAGAGACCAGCUCUGGAUGGUGGCAGCGACAUUGACGGUUACUACCUGGAGAAAAGGGAAAAGAAGAGUCUUCAGUGGUUCAAGGUGGUGAAAGGCACAAUCCGAGACACCAGGCAGAAGGUCAGCGGGCUUGUGGAGAACAACGAGUACCAGUACCGAGUAUGCGCUGUCAACAAGGCAGGAGCAGGAAACUACUCAGAGGCCUCCGAAUUGUACAAGGCCUACGAUCCUAUCGAUCUCCCUGGCGAGCCAUCCAAAUUGCAUGUGGUGGACUCAACCAAGAGCUCUAUCACCCUCGGAUGGGAGAAGCCUGUGUAUGAUGGUGGCAGCGAGAUCACGCAUUAUUUCCUGGAGCAAAUGAACUCAGAGGAGCGAGAAUGGGCGACGGUCAACCCGCAAGUUAAGGCCUGCGAGUAUGUGGUUUCUCACCUCAAACCAGCAACCUACUACUUCUUCAGAGUUUCUGCAGUCAAUUGCAAGGGCAAGGGAGAGGAUAUCAAGAUGUACCAGCCUGUGCAAGCCAAGGAUAUCCUGGAGGAGGCUGACGUUGACUUGGAUGUUCCCAUGACCACCCACUAUACGGCCCGGGCAGGGCGUGACGUGGAGGUGUUUAUUCCGCUGAAGGGACGUCCCGCCCCUGGCGUCACCUGGCGCCGCGGGGAGCGCAACAUCGCCGCCGACACCCGCUACACCAUCGCCAGUACCGAGCGCGCUACCACCCUUAUAAUUCCCAAGGUCACUCGCGACGACUGUGGCAAGUACAUGCUGGAGAUUGAGAAUGGCGUGGGAGAGCCCAAGAUCAUAACGGUUUCCCUGAAGGUGCAAGACAGUCCGUCCACCUGCCAAAAAUUGAUGAUUAAGAAUGUGUCCAGAGGUAACUUGACGCUGAGUUGGGAGGCUCCCCUCAUUGAUGGCGGCUCCCCUGUCACGAAAUACAUUGUUGAGAAGAAGGGUUCCACCAUGAAAGCGUACCAGAUGGUCACGGACCAGUGUCCCAAUACGAGCUAUAAGGUGUCGGGCCUGGAGGAGGACAUCGCUUACUUCUUCCGGGUGUCAGCUGAAAAUGAGUUUGGUGUGGGUGACACCUGCGAGACCUUGGAGCCUGUCAGAGCCACUGAGACCCCCGGUGCAGUUAAAGACCUGGUCAUGCUUGACUCCACAAAGACCUCCGUCACUCUGCAGUGGACCAGACCCGACCAUGACGGCGGCAGCCACAUCUCUGACUACGUCAUCGAGAAGAGAAGCGAGAACAAUGUCAGCUGGACUUUAGCUACAACUUGUAAGCGCUGCACAUGCGAGGUGACGGAGCUGGAAGAGGAUUCGGAGAUGAACUUCAGGGUCUAUGCAAAGAAUGAGAAGGGCACCAGUGACUUCUCACAGAUCGGCCCAAUCACGGUGAUGGACUUUGUCAUUUCCCCCGAGGCCUGCCUCAGUGACUACCCCAACGGAGAGCUGGCCGUUCGUGUGGGUCAGAACAUCCACAUUGAGCUGCCCUUCAAGGGAAAACCCAGGCCUGCCAUCAGUUGGCUGAAAGACAAUUUGCCUCUUAAGGAAAGCGAAAACGUCCGCUUCAGGACCACUGACAACAAGACGGCGGUUACAGUCAGAGAUGCCAAGAAGGAGCACGCAGGCCAGUAUACCUUGGUUCUGGACAACAGAGCUGUAAAGAACUACUUUGACAUCGAGGUGACCGUCCUCGGGCCCCCCUCUGUGCCCGUUGGCCCCAUCCACUUUGACGAGAUCAAGGCCGAAACUAUUAUCAUCUCUUGGAAUGAGCCCAAAGAGGACGGAGGCGGCGAGAUUACCUGCUACAGUGUGGAGAAGCGUGAGACUUCCCAUGCCAUCUGGAAGAUGGUCUGCUCAAGUGUGGUCAGAACAUCCUUCAAGAUUCCAAACCUGGUGAAGGGAACUGUGUACCAGUUCAGAGUCCGUGCAGAGAACAAAUAUGGCGUCAGUGAGUCACUCAUCUCCACAGAGGUCCUUGCAGAGCAUCAAUACAAACCUCCAGGUGCUCCUGGAAGGCCAGUGGCCUACAACGUAACCAGUGAUGGCAUGAGCAUUCGCUGGGAAGCGCCAGAGUUUGAUGGCGGGUCGCCCAUUCUUGGCUACCACGUUGAGAAAAAAGACAGGAAUAGUCUCCUGUGGCAGAAGGUCAACUCCACCAUCAUCUCCAACACAGAGUACAGGAUCAUCAGUCUUUUGGAGGGUCUCGAGUACUCCUUCAGAGUCUAUGCAGAGAACAAUGCCGGACUCAGCCCGGUUAGCGAGCAGAGCAAGCACGCACUCGCUAUCGCCCCUGUCGAUCCACCUGCCACCCCGACCUGCAUCGACGUGACCCGAGACUCGGUCACUUUGACGUGGGAUAUCCCCAAGCGAGACGGAGGUAGCAAGAUUGUGGCCUACAGCGUGGAGAGGCGCCAGGGCAGGGGGAAAUGGCUGCGGUGCAACUUCACUGACAUCAGUGAGACACAAUUUACAGUGACCGGUCUGUCUGCUGGAGACAGAUUUGAAUUUAGGGUGAUCGCCCGCAAUGCCGUGGGCACCGUUAGCCCCCCGUCCAACUCCUCUGGAUACAUCACGACCAAGGAUGAGAGCAUCUCUCCUGAGAUCGAAUGGUCCCCAGACCAGGUGCUGACGCUGAGAGCCGGAGAGAAUGUCAAGCUGAGCUGCAACAUCACCGGUCGUCCAGUACCGCAAGUUGUGUGGUACAAGGAUGGAAAAGAAAUCGACAAGAGGACCACGACGGACAUGGAGAUUACCUCUGGUAUCGGGAGCAGCGGCGUGUUUGUUCGCGAUGCAAACAGGAACCACCGUGGCGUCUACACCGUGGAGGCCAAGAACAGCUCCGGUGCCAAGAAAGCCGACGUCAACGUCAGAGUCCAAGAUACCCCUGGACCAGUUGAGGGUCCCAUCCGUUUCACUGGCAUCACGGCCGAAAAGUGCUCAGUGUGGUGGAAUCCCCCGGAAAAUGACGGUUGCGCCGCCAUCACCCACUACGUCGUCGAGAAGAGGGAGACGUCUCGGCUUUCCUGGGCUUUGGUCACCUCCAAAUGCGAAGCCUGCUCGUUCAGCGCCACCAACCUCAUCAAGGGCAACGAGUACCAGUUUAGAAUCUCUGCUGUCAACAAGUUUGGUGUUGGCAAACCACUGGACUCUGUUCCCUUCAUUGCUCAGAUGCAAUACACUGUGCCCGAGGCACCCGGUACCCCGGAUUCUACACAUGUCACCGGCAACAGCAUCACCGUGUGCUGGACCAGGCCGAGGUCAGACGGCGGCAAUGAGAUCAAACACUAUAUCUUGGAGAGACGUGAGAAGAAGAGUCUGCGCUGGGUGAAGGUUUCUGCAAAAAGGCCCAUCACAGAGCUCAGGCAUAGAGUCACCAACCUCACUGAGGGCAAUGAGUACGAGUUCCGUGUCAUGGCGGAGAACGGCGCCGGUGUCGGACCGGCCAGCGGCACAUCCAGGCUCUUCAAAUGCAGAGAGCCUACCAGUGCUCCCAGCGCCCCGACCCUAAUCAAGGUUAUUGACUCCACCAAAUCCUCUGUCACCCUGGAAUGGACCAAGCCAGUCUUUGACGGCGGCCUCCCAAUCAUUGGCUACAAUAUUGACAUGUGCAAGGCCAGCCUCGAAGAGUGGCAUCGGGUAAAUACCCAGAUUUGCUUCCACAAGCGGUACACUGCCAAGGGCCUAGUUGCCGGUGAGCUUUACAAGUUCAGGGUCAGCGCUGUGAACGGAUCUGGGGAAGGUGAAUCGUCAGUGAUGCCCAGCGCCGUGCAGGCUCUCGACAGGCUAACGUCGCCCGAGUUCGACAUCGAUGCCGACUUCAAGCAGACGCAUACAGUGAAAAAUGGUGGCACCCUCUCCCUUCACGUGGCUUUCCGGGGCAAACCGACUCCUCUGAUCACCUGGUCCCGAGUGGAUAGCGAACUGCCGGUGAUGGCCGAUAUUAAGAGCACAGAUUCCCACUCGACUCUCACCAUCGAGAGCUGCACGCGCUACGAGGCUGGCAAGUACACGCUCUCCCUAGAAAACAACAGUGGGCGCAAGUCCAUUACAUUUACUGUCAAAGUGCUGGACACGCCCGGACCUCCAGGCGCCUUCACCUUUAAGGAUGUCACACGCGGAGCAUUAACCAUGAUGUGGGAUGCCCCGAGCAACGACGGCGGCUCGCGGAUCCAACACUAUAUUGUGGACAGACGCGAGGCCAGCCGCCUCACGUGGCAAGAGGUCAGCUCCAAGUGCACCCGGCAGAUGAUCAGGAUAACCGGUCUGGACAUAGGGGUGUCGUACCUCUUCCGAGUCAUUGCUGUUAACCAGUCUGGCCAGGGGGAACCUCACGAGAUGAAAGACCCCAUCGUGGCGACCGAAGAACCCGCUCCGCCAAAGAGAGUCGAUGUUGUCGACAUGAGCAGUUCGACAGCCUCACUGGUGUGGCUCAAGCCUGAACAUGACGGUGGCAGCCACAUCAGAGGUUACAUCGUGGAGUUCAGAGCUGAGGACAAACAGUUCUGGUCUGUCGCAGGGGAGACCAAGUCCCUUAAGAUGCUGGUGGAAGGUCUGAUUGAAGAUACAGAGUAUGAAUUCAGAGUCAAGGCCAAGAACGACGCGGGCAUCAGUGAGCCUCAGGCGACCUUAACCUCGGUGCUCAUCAAAGAGCCUCGGAUCGAACCCACCGCCGAUCUCAGCGGUAUCACCAACCAACUCAUCACCUGCAAGACCUCCAAUACCUUCACCGUUGACAUUCCCAUUAGCGGCAGGCCGGCACCCAAAGUCACCUGGAGGCUGGAAGAGAUGAAAUUGAACGAGACAGACAGAGUUUCCAUCAAGACCACCAAAGAGAGAACCACUCUGGUGGUAAAAGAUAGCAAGAGAAGUGACAGCGGCAAAUACUACCUGACUCUGGAGAAUGCUGCCGGAGCCAAAACCUUUACUGUGACUGUGAUGGUGGUCGGAAGACCCAGCCCUCCCACAGGCCCUGUGGUGGUUUCCGGUGUAUCCUCCGAGUCCUGCUCGUUGUCCUGGUCCGAGUCCCCUGACGACGGCGGCACAGAAAUCACUAAUUAUAUUGUGGAGAAGCGCGAGUCGGGCUCGGCCUCCUGGCAAGUGGUCAAUUCCAGCGUGAAGAGAACUUCCAUCAAGGUCACUCAUCUGACUAAGUACAUGGAGUACACUUUCAGGGUUUGCGCUGAGAACAAGUUUGGAGUCAGCAAGUCCAUUGAGUCUGCAGCCGUGAUCAUUGAACAUCCUUUCGUUCCUCCAAGUCCUCCAACCCGUCCGGAUGUGGUGACUGUGUCCGCCAAUGCCAUCAGCAUUAAAUGGGAUGUGCCCUAUGCCGAUGGCGGUAGCAUGGUGACUGGUUACUGGAUUGAGAAGAAAGAGCGUAAUACCAUUCUGUGGGUGAGGGAGAACAAGCUGCCCUGUCUGGAUUGCCACUACAAGGUGUCCAGCCUGAUUGAGGGUCUCGAGUACCAGUUUAGAGUCUACGCCAUGAACGUCGCCGGAAUCAGCAAGGCCAGUGAGGCCUCCAGACCAGUGGUGGCGCUCAACCCCGUCGAUCCUCCCGGUCACCCUCAGGUGACAGACAUAACUCGCUCUUCCGUGUCACUGUGCUGGACCGUGCCCGAGAACGACGGCGGCAGCAAGCUUGUCGGCUAUGUGGUGGAGAGGAAAGUCUACAGUACUGAUGAGUGGGACGAAAACCGCUGGCUCAAGUGCAACUACGCCACCAUCACGGAGAACUACUUUACGGUCACCAACCUGGGAGAGGGAGAAACCUUUGAAUAUCGCGUCAUUGCCAAGAAUGCCGCCGGGGUCCACAGUGCUCCAUCCGUAUCCACUGGACCCGUGACCUGCAAGGACGAAUACUCUCCUCCUCGAGCAGAGCUGGACAGCAAGCUGAUUGGCGAGACCAUUGUUGUCACCGCCGGCUCCGAUCUCGUCCUGGAUGGUGCGGUGGGUGGUAAACCGGAACCCACCGUUUACUGGUCCAAGGGCGACAAGAUCAUGGAUCUGGGCGAGAAGUACUCACUGACCUACACAAGCACAAGAGCAAUGGCUGUCGUUAAGAACUGUGACAGAUUUGACACGGGCAGAUACACUUUGACCGUCAAGAACGUCAAUGGAAUCAAGACGGCGGCUGUCACCGUUAAAGUCCUGGACACUCCUGGGCCCCCAGCUGAUAAAAUCGUGAUCAGCAGAGUGACGGAGGAGAAGUGCACUGUGUCCUGGAAGAUCCCCCUUGAAGACGGCGGUGACAUUGUCAGCCAUUACAUCGUAGAGCGCCGUGAGACCAGUCGUCUCAACUGGGUCAUCAUGGAGACCGAGUGCAAGAGCUUGUCCUGUGUCAGCACCCGGCUGAUUAAGGGCAACGAGUACGUCUUCCGAGUGCGGGGAGUCAACAAGUAUGGACCUGGUGUUCCACUGGAAUCGGAGCCGGUCAUAGCCAGGAAUGCUUACACUUUGCCAUCCCCACCGGGCACACCAGAGGCCACGGCCGUGGGCAAGGAACACGUCAUUAUCGAGUGGAUGAAGCCAGAGAGUGACGGAGGCAGCGAGAUCAAAACUUACCUCGUGGACAAGAGGGAGAAGAAUAGCACCAGGUGGACGCGGGUCAACAAGACUUACACCAUCUACGACACGCGCCUCAAGAUCACGGGCCUGCUGGAAGGAAGCGAAUACCAAUUCCGUGUGACGGCCGUCAACGCGGCGGGAGACAGCCAGCCCAGCGACGCCUCGCCAUACAUCCUCCUCAAAGAUCCCAGCUACACCCCAGCUCCCCCAUCAAUGCCUCGCAUCACAGACACAACAAAGCACAGCAUCAGCAUGACUUGGACCAGACCCAUGUACGACGGCGGCUCGGAUGUCACCGGCUAUGUGUUGGAAAUCCUAGAGGAGGGUUCCGAGCAGUGGUAUCGCGCCACAGCCAAGGCUCUCAAGACCAACGAGUAUCUGGCCGGCGGUCUGGUCGCCAAUAAGAAAUACCGAUUCAGGGUGGCAGCUGUCAACAGCAACGGCACCGGAGAGUUCAGCGAACCCAGCGCUGAAAUCGAGCCCCUGGAGAGAAUUGAAAUGCCUGACCUGGAAUUGGACGAGGACCUGAAGAAGACUGUUUGUCUUCGUGCUGGAGGAACUUUGCGACUUUUUGUGACUGUUGGCGGACGCCCAACACCGGUUGUGUCCUGGAGGAAGACGGGCGUGGAGCUGCAGAGCCGCGGCUUCCUGGAGACCACUGACAGCUACACUAUGCUGAUUGUGGAGAAGGUUGACCGCUACGACUCUGGGAAAUACGUAGUGGAGGCAGAGAACCCGUCAGGCAAGAAGUCUGCAACCAUCCUGGUCAAAGUCUAUGACACUCCUGGUCCUCCAGCUUCUGUGAGAGUGAAGGACUAUACCAAGGAGUCAGUUGUCAUCACCUGGGACGUCCCAACUAUUGACGGCGGCGCUCACGUCAGCAACUAUAUCAUCGAGAAACGAGAAGCCAGCAUGAAGUCUUACAAGACUGUCACCACAGAGUGUCGAAAGACCCUGUUCAGGAUCACUGGCCUGGAGGAGGGUGCGCACUACUUCUUUAGAGUACUACCAGAGAACAUCUAUGGCGUCGGUGAGCCCUGCGAGACAGCUGAGGCUGUGCUGGUGUGCGAAGUGCCAUCGGUGCCUCAGAGCUUCCAGGUCAUUGACGUCACAAAGUCUUCGGUCACUCUGCGAUGGGACAAACCCAUGCAUGAAGGCGGCAGCAGGCUGACGGGCUACAUUAUUGAAGCCUGCAGGGUGUCAACAGACAGGUGGACCACAGUGGUCACCGUCAAGGCCUCCAUCUCCCAGUACACUGUCGAGUCUCUCACAGAGAACGACCAGUACUUUUUCAGAGUCCGAGCUUGCAACAGCAGAGGAAGCGGUGAGGCCGUGGACAUCGUCACCCCCGUCACCGUACAGGAAAUCAAAGUCACGCCAAAGAUCGACAUGACCAGCAUUCCUCAGAGGAUUGUCUACGUCCCCAGUGGUAAACCCAUCGAUCUCACCUUGCCAAUUACGGCCAAACCGCAGCCUGUCUGCUCCUGGUUCUUUGGCGGUGUCCAGCUAAAAGACAGCCUGGAGCGCAUCAAAACAGAAAGCAAUGGCAAAUACAGCCAUCUGGUCAUCCGUGAGACCACCAUCGACGACUCAGGAGACUACAUGCUUGAGGUCAAAAAUGCCAUCGGUGUGGCAACUGAAGUUAUUAAAGUGGUCAUCCUAGACAAACCCGGCAUACCGGUCGGCCCCAUGAAGAUCGUCGAGGUCGAUGGCCAAUCAGUGACAGUCAGCUGGCAACCUCCAGAGAAGGAUGGCGGCGCUAACAUCAGCGGAUAUGUGGUGGAACAGCGCGAUGCUCACCGCCCCGGCUGGAUCACAGUCUCAGAAUCGGUGACCCGACCGUGCUUCAAGUUUACCCGACUUUCUGAGGGAAUAGAGUACGUGUUCCGUGUUGCCGCCAUGAACCGCUUCGGUGUUGGUGGCUUCCUCCAGUCGCAAGUGGUGGAAUCUAAGAGUGCCAAAACCAUCCCUGGACCUCCGAGCAGACCGGAGGUACUCGACGUCACUCACGAGGGCAUGACCCUCACUUGGCAUCCGCCGGAGGACAACGGUGGCUCCACCAUCACCGGUUAUAUCAUUGAGCGCAAGGAGCCUCGUUCUGACCGAUGGCUGAGGAUCAACAAAAACCCAGUGACCAUGACCAGGUACCGCUCUUCCGGUCUGAUCGAAGGCCUGGAGUACGAGUACCGCAUCACAGCCAUUAACUCCAGAGGAACGGGCAAACCCAGCGAGACCUCUGCCAUCACUGUUGCCAUGGACCCCAUAGCGCCACCAGGUCCUCCAGUUCAUCCCAAAGUCACAGAUACCACCAGAACCUCCGUGUCUCUGGCCUGGUUGCCUCCUGUAGAGGAGGGUGGCUCUGUGGUCACCGGUUACUUUGUUGAGAUGCAAAAGGUGGACCAGGUGGAGUGGACCCUGUGCAACACCACACCCACCAAAAUGUGCGAGUAUACCCUCACACACAUGCCGCAAGGUGCAGAAUACAAGUUCAGAGUCAUCGCCUGCAAUGCUGGUGGCACUGGAGAACCCUCAGAGAUUCCUGGGGUUGUCAAAGUCCAGGAGAUGCUCAAUUAUCCGGAAUACAAGCUGGACAGUAGAUAUGAGGAGGGCUACGUGGUGCGGCAAGGAGGAGUCAUCUGCCUGUCGGUGCCCUUCACUGGUAAACCCAUCCCUACGUGCAAGUGGACCAAGGAUGGACGCGACAUCUCCCACCGGGCCAUGAUCGCGGUCAAUGAUGACAUAACGGAGCUUGUCAUCAAAGAGGCUCACAAAGAUGACACGGGUACUUAUGACCUGCUGUUGGAGAACAAAUGUGGCAGGAAAGCCGUGUACAUCAAGGUGAAGGUCAUCGGGCGUCCCGAUGUCCCGGAGGGCCCUCUGGAGUUCGACGACAUUCAGGCCAGAUCAGUCCGAGUCAGCUGGCGGCCCCCGUCUGACGACGGAGGCUCUGACCUCCUCGGAUAUAUCGUGGAGAGACGCGAAGUCCCCAAGGCUGCUUGGUAUACGGUGGACGCUCGGGUCACAGAGAACUCCCUGGUGGUCAAAGGCCUGAAAGAGAAUAUGCAGUACCACUUCAGGGUCUCUGCUGAGAACCAGUUUGGUGUCAGCCGCUCUCUGAAGUCCGAAGAGCCUGUCACAGCAAAGACACCUCUCUGCCCGCCGGAACCCCCCAGCAAUCCUCCAGAGAUCAUGGACGUAGCCAAGUCCUCAGUCUCCCUAUCAUGGGCCCGGCCCCGGGACGACGGUGGCUCGCGUGUCACAGGAUACUUUGUUGAGAGGAGGGAGGUUUCCACAGAGAAGUGGGUCCGCCACAACAAGACUCACAUCACAACCACCAUGUACAACGUCACCGGCCUCAUCCCCGAUGCGGAGUACAUGUUCCGAAUCGUGGCACAGAAUGACGUCGGGCAGAGUGAGCCGGGCCCUGCGUCCGAGUCGGUGGUCUGCAAAGAUCCAUUCGACAAACCAAGCCAACCGGGAGAGAUCGACGUCAUCUCUGUAACCAAAGACUGCAUUACCAUCCAUUGGUUACGGCCCGACUUUGAUGGGGGGAAGGAGAUCUUGGGGUACUGGAUUGAGUACAGGCAGUCCGGCGAAAGCGCCUGGAAGAAGUGCAACAAAGAGCGUUCCAAGGACCGCCAGUUUACCAUGGGGGGCCUGAUGGAAGCCACGGAGUACGAGUUCAGAAUCUUGGCCGAGAACGAAGCCGGACUCAGCAGGCCUAGGCGCACACCCAUGGGCAUCAAAACCAAGUUGAGCGUCGGCGAGGCUCCGGCUUUGAAGGAAGACAUCACGGAUGUCACAACCAAACUCGGAGAGUCUGGCACGCUGUCCUGCGGCAUUAUCGGCCGACCUCUGCCAGAGAUCAAGUGGUACCGCUAUGGCAAAGAGCUGAUUCAGAGUCGCAAGUACAAGAUGAGCUCAGAUGGCCGCAACCACUCCCUUAGCAUCAUGACAGACGAGCAGGAAGACGAGGGCCUGUACACCUGCAGGGCCAUCAAUGAAGCCGGGGAGAUGGAGACCAGCGGCAAACUGCUGCUACAGGCUGCUCCUCAGCUGCACCCCGGCUUCCCUCUGAAGGAGAAAUAUUAUGCCGGGGCUGGCACCAGUCUCCGCCUCCACGUGGUCUACAUCGGCCGCCCCAUUCCCCAGAUUAUGUGGUUCUAUGACAAGAAGCCUCUGAACUCGUCCGAGAAAGUGAUCAUUGAGAACACGGAGAGCUACACCCACCUGGUGGUGAGGAACGUCCAAAGGAAGACCAACGCCGGCCGUUACAAAGUGCAGCUGAGCAACAAGUUUGGCACCGUUGAUACAGUAUUGCGGGUUGAAAUCCAAGAUAAGCCGUCCAUCCCGGAGGGCCCGGUGGUGGUCGAAGCUCUGCUGAAGAGCUCCGUCCUUAUCGGGUGGAAGGCUCCCAAAGAUGACGGCGGCGCCAUGAUCACCAACUACAUUGUGGAGAAACGCAUGGCCAAGGAGGGAGAAGUGUGGAACCUCGUGUCCUCUUCUGUCUCUGGAACCACGUGCCGCGUACCCAACCUUGCGGAGAGUGCCGGAUACUACUUCCGAGUUUCUGCUCAGAACCAGUACGGUGUCAGCGAGCCUCUGGAGAUUCCCUCAGUGGUCAUCAUCAAGAGUCCAUUCGAAAAACCUGGCAUACCACAGCAACCCUUCAUCGUCAGCGCCUCCGAGGACUCGUGCGUUGUCGGCUGGAAGCCACCAAGCAGUGACGGUGGCGCUAAAGUGUCCGCCUACUAUCUGGAAAAGCGUGAGAAGAAGCAGAACAAGUGGAUGUCAGUCACCACGAAGAAGAUUGUGGAGACCAGCUUCGAGGUCACAGGCCUAAUUGAGGGCUUUGAGUAUGAGUUCCGUGUCAAGUGCGAGAAUAUGGGUGGAGAGAGUGACUGGAGCGAGGUCUCAGAGCCCAUUGUGCCCAAGUCCGACCAGUCUCUGCGUGCUCCCGGCUUCAGGGAGGAGAUCCGAGACAUGACUGUCAAAUACCAUGCCAAUGCCACCUUUGUUACCAAGGUGGUGGGACAUCCCAAGCCUGUGGUCAAGUGGUACCGAAGUGGAAAGGAAAUCCAGGGUGACGGAGCCAAAAUCAAAGCCCUUGAGUUCAAGGGGGGUUACUACCAACUGGUCAUCACUGCCGCUGACGAGAGUGACGCCACAGUCUAUCAAGUCAGAGCGACCAACUCUGCAGGCUCCAUCUCCACCACAGCAAACUUGGAUGUGGAAGUUCCUGCCAAGAUUCACCUGCCAAAGGAGCUCCAAGGAAUGGGAGCAGUCCGCGCUGUUCGGGGUGAGCACAUCACCAUCAAGAUCCCCAUCUCGGGAAAGCCCGAACCGGCAAUUACCUGGCAGAAGGGCCAGGAGAUCCUCUCCAACUCUCCCUAUCACCAGAUCAUCGCCACUCGCUCCUUUACAUCGCUGGUCUUCCAGAAGGGAGUGCAGCAGAAGGACACGGGCUACUAUAGCAUCACUGCCAAAAACAGGUUCGGAAUGGAUAAACAGACCAUCGAGGUGAGCAUAGCAGAUAUUCCCGAAGCGCCCAAAGGACUGGUGGUCAGCGACAUCUCCCGAGACUCCAUUACGCUGGCCUGGGAGCCCCCUGCCAGCGAUGGCGGGAGUGACAUCAUCAGUUACAUUGUGGAGAAGUGUCCCACCUCUGCGGACAGGUGGAUUCGCGCCGGACAGACUGCUGACUGCAGCACCACCAUCCUCAACAUCUUUGGCAAGGCCAAAUAUCAGUUCCGCGUUAUUGCAGAGAACCAGUUUGGCUUGAGUCCUCCCUCUGCACCGACGGAGCCCAUUACCACAAAGGAGGACAAGUCUGUGAUCAGGAACUAUGAUGAGGAAGUGGACGAAAGCAGAGAGAUGAGCAAAGAAGAGGCUCACUCAUUCAAGAUCAAGGAGCUCCACUCCAAGUACACCAUUUCGGAGGAGUUGGCUCGUUGUCAAUUUGGAGUGGUCCACCGUUGUGUGGAGAUUGCAACCAAGAAGACCUUCAUGGCCAAGUUCAUCAAGGUCAAAGGAACUGACCGUGAGCUGGUUCUUAGGGAAAUUGAGGCCUUGAACGUAGCAAGGCAUAAGAACGUAAUCUACCUGCACGAGUAUUUUGAAAGUAUGGAGGAGAUUGUCCUCAUCUUUGAAUUUAUUUCUGGAGUUGACAUUUUCGAGCGCCUCGGAACAAGCAACUUUGAGCUCACCGAGCAGGAGAUUGUCCUCUAUCUCAGACAGGUCUGCUCGGCUCUCCAGUUUUUGCACAGCAACAACUUUGGCCACUUUGAUAUCCGCCCAGACAACAUUGUCUACGCCACAAGGAAAAGCAAGGUUGUCAAGAUCAUCGAUAUGGGUCAGGCUCGUUCGCUGGCACCGGGUGAAAACAUUCGAAUGUUCUUCUCAGCCCCAGAGUACUGCGCCCCUGAGGUCCACCGUCACGAUUUGGUCACCACAGCCACUGACAUGUGGUCCGUCGGUGUGCUUGCCUACGUGCUGCUGAGUGGUGUCAAUCCGUUUGCUGCGGAAUCUGUCACGCAAACGGUUGAGAACAUCUGCGCCUGUGAAUAUGUCUUUGACGCUGACGCAUUUAGGGACAUCAGUUUAGAGGCUAUGGAUUUUGUUGACAGACUUCUCGUCAAGGACAGGAAGCUCCGUAUGACUGCUCAUGAGGCAUUGGCGCACCCGUGGCUGAAGAUGAAGAUGGAGCACGUCAGCAGGAAGGUCAUCCGGACUUUGAGACACAGGAGGUAUUACCACUCGGUGGUAAAGAGGACCGACACCAUUGUCUCGGCAGCUCGCGUGGCCUACGGCGGCGCCUUCAAGAACCUGAGAGGAUUGUCUGUAGGCAAAGUGAAGAUCGCCAGCGAAUAUCACGGUCUCCGUGCCGGCCCCGUCAUGCACGCCUCUGCCGAGGAAGGUGGCCAUGUUAGGUUCACUUGCAGCAUUGCCAGCUUUGACCAAAGUACACAGGUGACGUGGUACUUUGGCAGCCGCCAGUUACACUCAAGCUCCAAGUACGAGAUCACCUACCACAGCGGUUUUGCCAGCAUAUAUGUGAAGGACAUUGAAGAGAGUGACGAUGGCGUCUACAGGUGCAAGGUGUUGACUGAUGACGGCGAGGAUAGUGCGUAUGGUGAGCUCUUUGUCGAGACAGUCAGAAGCAUCAGGGAGCACUAUGUGUGUCGCUCCAUCAAGAAACUAAGAAGGAGGAUUGACAAGACCAGAAUCCUCUACAGGCCACCGGAGUUCACACUGCCACUGUACAACCGCAGCGCUUACAUUGGCGAAGACGUGCGCUUUGGCGUCACCAUUACCGUGCACCCCGAUCCUCGUGUCACGUGGUUGAAGAACGGCGAAAGAAUCUCACCCGCCGACGGUGACCCCAAGUACACUUUCCUGAGCGACAAGGGCCUGUACCAGCUGAUUAUCCACAAUCUGGACACGAGCGACGACGCCGAGUACACGGUCAUGGCCCACAACAAGUUUGGAGAAGACAGCUGCAAGGCUCGUCUCACCGUGACACCACACCCCGUGACAGAGGAAAGUAUGAGGCCCACGUUCAAGCGCCUGCUGGCCAAUGUCGAAUGCACAGAAGGGGAGAGCGUCCGCUUUGAUAUCAGAGUGUCUGGAAUCCCGACUCCUUCCCUGAAAUGGGAGAAGGAUGGCCAUUCUCUCCAGCUGGGUCCAAAGCUAAUUGUCAUCCAAGAGGACGCUGACCACCAUGUUCUGUGCAUCAGGGAGACACUGAUUGAGGACUCCGGUAUCUACCGAGUGACCGCCACCAACUGUGCCGGCUCUGUGAGUUGCCAGGCGACCCUGAGCGUGGACCGCCUCACGUACACCAGAAGAGAAUACAAGAGUGAGGAGGAGAAAUACAGAUGCGUCCAGAAGCAGAUUGAAAAGACCAACAAAAUGGCUCAGAAGAUUGUUGCCACAGAGGAGAUUGUGCCGCUGAAUCCUACGGCACAAGAGGCUCUGAGAUUUGCCGCCGAGAUGUACAAGCCCGCCGUCAGCACCAAGAACGUCGAGGGCGAGUUCGACAUCACUGUGGUCAAGUCGGAGACCAGGAAACUAGAAGACGAGAGAAGGAUUUUCAUGCCCUAUGAGAUUCCCGAACCUGUUGUUCAUGACCGCCGAGCUCUGCGUGAGGACCAAGUCAUUAAGCGAUUUGUCGCACUCUCUGACAUGAAGUGGUAUCGCAAAUUGAGAGAGCAGUAUCUGGUUUCAGAGAGAAGUGAAAGGUUUGUGCAAAAGCGACAAAGGCGAAUCCGCCUGUCCAGGUGGGAGCAGUUCUACGUCGUGCCGCUCCCCAGGAUCACCGACCAGUACAGGCCAAGAUGGCGAAUUCCAAAAAUGACUUUAGACGACCUGGAAAUUGUCAGACCUGCCCGCCGCUCACCGUCCCCCGAGUCCGCCGUUUCGUUCAGAUCCAGGAGACGAUCUUUGGGUGACUUGAGUGACGAGGAGCUACUGAUCAGUGCUUCAGAUGACUAUCUGUCCUCCAGGAGGACAGAGGAGGAGAAGAUGAUGCUGGAGGAUGACCUGGAGCUUGGCUUUUCUGCCUCCCCUGCAGUCAGUCCGGUUCGCAUUGAACGACGUGCGGUGCAGCGCGAAGAGAGGUCUCGAGACAUACGACGGGACGCUUUGGAGAUUGUGGAGACGAAGAAAAAGCGUACUGUUUCUCAGUACAUGAGAAGGAGGCGCUCACUGUCCCCCACCUACAUUGAGCUGAUGCGCCCGGUCUCCGAGUUGAUCCGACCGGCUCGCGUGAGACUUGCGGCGGAGGCGGAGACCGAGCUUGUAGAGAGGAGAUCUCCAACGCCAGAGAGAACUCGUCCUCGGUCUCCGAGCCCCGUUAGGUCUGUCGAGAGGUCCUCCCGUUCCACCUCUCGCUUUGAGCGCUCUGCCCGCUUUGACAUCAUGUCCCGCUACGAGGCGAGAAAGGCAGCUCUGAAGUCUGAGAGGACGUACCAGGUGGUGAGUCAGUCGCCUUUCAGCCUGGACCACGGGCCCCGCGUGACCGUCAGGAUGCGCUCUCACCGCGUGCCACUAGGCCAGGACACCAAAUUCACUCUGAACAUCCAAGCCAAGCCGGAGGCCGAGGUCAAGUGGUUCCACAACGGAAACGAAAUCUGCGAAACCAGCAGCAAAUACAUCUUCAGCAACAUGAGCGGAGUUCUGACCAUCACCAUCCUGGAUUGCCAGGAGGAGGACAGCGGUACAUACCGCUGCUUCUGUUCCAACGCCAGAGGGGAAGCCUCGGACUACGCCACCCUGGAUGUGGCAGGAGGUGCCUACACCACUUUCUCUUCUCGCCGCAAGGAUGAGGAAGUUCCUAAAUCUAUCGUCCCCGAAAUGACUCGACUUGAUCACUACAGCUCGUCCCGCUUCAAAACUGGCUAUGAAUCGGAGAGCCACUUUGCAGUGGAAGAAAGCAAGACUAAGCUAUCUGAGACACGCGAAGACAUCACUCGGGAAAGGUACGACGGCGGGGCAUCUUCUGAGAGGUACUCGUCUGCUGAGCGCUACGGCGCAUCCAUCAAGUACGCCUCUACUGAAUACUUGUCAUCUGCCUCUUCCUACUCCUCGGACAAGUUUGCCCUUUCUGAAAAACACGCUACAGCCGAAACCAAGUCAAAGUACGCUGCAUCGUCCGAGCAGCUUUCUGCCCAAAGAGUGACGCCGACUGUCGCGGCUAGAUUCCUCACCAAGCCACAGUCUGUGACCCUUGCCGCGGGCGAGACAGCCCGCUUUUCCUGCGAUAUUGAUGGUGCGCCCGCGCCCUCUGUCAUCUGGAUGCACGAGGGGAAAACCAUUGUCACCUCCCACCGUCUUCAAGUCACCACCUCGCAGUACAAGUCCAACCUGGAGGUCUCUUCUGUUACAUCCUCUGAUGAGGGCAGUUAUACAGUCAUCGUAGAGAACUCGGCGGGCCGACAGGAGGCUCAAUUCACCUUGACCAUCCGCAGGCCCGUUCCCAAAGAGGUCAAGGGCAUCAAGUCCCCAGAACCCAGUGUGAAGUCACCGAAGCCUUCGGUCACAUCACCGUCGCCGUCGGUGACUUCCCCUGUUCCGAGUGUGAAGUCACCGGCGCCUAGCCUCAAGUCUCCUGAACCUAGGGUGAAGUCGCCGCCACCUAGUGUCAAGUCUCCUGAACCUAGGGUGAAGUCACCGCCACCUAGCAUCAAGUCUCCUGAACCGAGUGUGAAGUCAGCCGCACCUGGCGUCAAAUCCCCUGAACCUAUUGUGAAGCCACCAGCAGCACCAAGUGUCAAGUCUCCGGAGCCAGAUGUGAAGCACCCUGAGCCCUCAAAAUCCACUGUGAAGUCACCAGCACCCAGAGUCAAGUCCCCUGAACCUAGUGUGAAGACACCAGAACCCGGCGUCAAGUCCCCCGAGCCCAAAUCACCAAUACCCAGGGUGAAGUCACCGGUACCGGGUGUCAAGUCACCAACGCCUGCUGGGAAGACACCGAGUGUGAAGUCACCAGUUCCUGGGAUCAAAUCACCUGAACCACAGGGAAUUAAGUCUCCUGGGGGUGUUAAAUCUCCUGAACCAGGACCUAAGUCACCGCCACCAGUCAAGUCACCCGAAGCUGAGGAACCUAAAACGUCCCGGAGCAUCAAAUCACCUGAACCUGCAGAAAUGAAAACACCUAAAGGCAUCAAGUCCCCAGAACCCACUGGCAUCAAAACACCAAGAGGCAUUAGGUCCCCAGAACCAUCUGGAAUCAAGUCACCGAGGGCUGUGAAGUCCCCUGAACCCGAGGGAGUUAAAUCUCCGACCAGAACAAAGUCUCCACCUCCUGCCAUGUCCUCAAAGAGGGUCCUGUCACCGCCAGCUGAUGAGUCUCCAACCCCCAAGCCACCCAAAGUCGUGAGUCAGCUGGCGGCUGUGGCCUGCGAAGACUCCGUCAAGAUGUCUUGUGUUUGCGAGAGCAGCAUCAAGGACGUGUCGUGGUAUUGCAACGGUCGACGACUUUCCAAGAGCAGUCGCUUUAAGAUGCAGUACUCCGACGGUUCCUGCAGUCUCGUGAUACACGACCUGACCGACAGCGACCAGGGAGAGUACACCUGCGAGAUGACAUCGGAGGGAGGCGUCUCAAAGUCCUCCUUCUCCUUCACUGGACAGGUUUACCAGUCCAUUCGCAUGAAGGUCAACACUUACCGUGAAAAGCAACUUGCAGUUAAAGGAUCCGGCAUGACGAGUUUCAAGGAGGCAUCCUCAUCCAGCUCCUCCAUGGCCACGAGGACAGCAACUCGCACAGUGGAGGAGUCGUCGUCUUCCAAAUCCUCGUCCUCAUCUUCUGCCCAGAGAGCCAUGAUGUCCUCCAUGAUGGAGUCCAGCUCCUUUGGCAGUAUGGCGGCCGAAAUGAAGUUUGAGACCAUGUCCAUGUCCAGCGUGUCCUCCAUGGCCUCCGAGUCCUAUGCCACGAGCUCAAGCAGCGUCACGGGAAUGAGCUCGCACCUGAGCGGAUCCUCCUUCAGGGCACUCGGUUCCGCCGCCGCCGCCGCCGCCGCUCCCAGAAUCGAGGCGGUGCCCGAGGACAUCAGCAUCGAGGCCGGCAAGGUCCUGACGGUGGCCUGCGCCUUCUCGGGCGAUGCCAGCCACGUGGAGUGGUCCCGCGGCGGGCAGAAGAUCCGCUCGUCGCCGGGGGGCCGCUUCCACGUGGAGACGGGCGAGGACCUGACCACCCUCAUCAUCGCCGGCGUGCGGGAAGAAGACGCCGGAACCUACACCCUCAAACUGUCCAACGAGCUGGGAUGCGACACGGCCACCGUUCGCAUCAGCAUUCGAUCCCUGUAAAAAAGAUGAAGACGAUGAAGCGUCCCCGCCCAGCCACUUCCCUUUCCCCUUCAGGAUUGGACUCCACUUGUAAAUAGGAACUCUUUUUGUACCGACCGUGACAAAGUGGAGGAUUACCACUCCAUGUGUUUUCCAACGCCAUGACACUUUUGCAGUGACGUGUACAUAAUGUAUAUAGCCGCCGGAUGUGACGGUUACGAGGAAUGUGUGCUAUGCAUCAUCGUUAUUGAUGACAGUUCAUAUGUUCAAGUGAAACGAGGAAACCAAAAUUGCCUUUAACAGGAGAAAGUUCCCGGAGCGGAGCGAAUACCCUGCUAAAGGCACAAACUCCAAACCGCGCCUCGACGCAACUCGCGUCGAUGUCUAAGAUUGCCUCGGCAGGUAGAGCGUCUCCCUGUCGACGACGUUUACUCGACCCUAGACUGGAAAAAAAAAAGAC
This is a messenger RNA of Syngnathus acus (greater pipefish), 95616 nucleotides long. It is a transcript of the gene ttn.2, whose product is annotated as titin, tandem duplicate 2. Gene Ontology annotation, molecular function: protein binding; ATP binding; protein kinase activity. The record is from RefSeq and is a predicted model, not a curated record. Lineage: Eukaryota; Metazoa; Chordata; Actinopteri; Syngnathiformes; Syngnathidae. The transcript is spliced from 252 exons. Gene Ontology annotation, biological process: protein phosphorylation. Bases 207 to 95177 code for a protein of 31656 amino acids.